Messenger RNA from Pelobates cultripes (western spadefoot toad), 98350 nucleotides. The record is from the annotation of a GenBank genome assembly. NCBI's taxonomy places the organism in Eukaryota, Metazoa, Chordata, Amphibia, Anura, Pelobatidae.
CAUUAAAGGCAGGGAGCUGUCCAUCCGAGGCCCGGUGGAGCUCUCGAAUCAGCUCGAUCGCCUUCUCACAGAACAUCUCACACAGCCUCAAUCCCCGGUGAUCGCGGACAGCAAACUUGGCGCCACAACCACAGGCUGCCAGGAGAGGAGGGAAAACAUGUCUGAAGCCAGGGACGCCAUCUUGAAUCCUGGCACUGUCUCGCCUUCCCGGUUUAUAACACAGAAAGAUUCAUAACGAGACCGCGCUAUCAUACAGAUAUCAGAGUGAUUUAUAGAAACGUACAGUUUGUGUCAGUCUAAUCCCAGCGCUGCACUCUGACACAUACUGUAACUCCCCCUGACCGGCGUGGUUCAGGGUGUGCAGGUCAAGUCGGAGAAUAAAGCCGUGAAUACAAUGAAUAAAGCACAAUAACAUAGCUGUGACAGAAUGAAGGAGCCAUGUUGGUGGAGUCUGGAGCCCAUCGUAUUGUUUUGGUCUCCAGUAAAAUGGCGGCGCUCAUUUCAUUCUAGAUUGACAGCCAGCGAGACCUGCUCUCCACGGAGCCGCCAGCGCAGUCUAACGCACGGACAAGCCCUGGCCAUGGAACCUGGCGCCCAAUAUUAGCCGCCUGUGAGGGAGCUCCUGGUCACGUGGUACGGUAGCCGCGGGAGCCCAGUAUUUUAAUGUGGUGCGUGAUUGCCAUGGAGGACCUGGUGCGGGGCUGCUGUCCGCGGGGUCGGAGGUAAGUCCUGGACAGGUAAUAAACUCUGUACGGUGAGUGCCCCUCUCACUGAACCCAGGUAGAUAUAUUAUUAACUUGUUUUAAUGGCUAAUAUAUUUUAUCCUCCAUGGUGUUAGAGCAGCACUGCCACACACACCCCUGAAACAUUAAUAUUUCACAAAGCUAGAUUAUUUAUUAAAUAAUCACAUUUACUGUUUUAUUUUUACUGGAAUUCCAACCCAGUCAAGAGAUCUAGUAAAACAAAGUAGGGAUAACUUUGUCUCUGUAUAUUUCCAAUGCCUGACACCUCCAGACACUGGAUGGUGCCACCUCGUCUAGAAGUUGCGUGCCUCCUUGCACCUCCUGGUACUCCACUGUCCAGACACGGCCAUUGCAACACUGACCGACACACUCACUGAGUCACUGACAGGCAGACAGACACACACAGAAAGACACUGACAGACACACACACACUGACAGACACACACACUGACAGACACACACACUGACAGACACAAACUAACCGACGCACAGAAAGACACUGACAGACACACUCACUGACAGACACACACACUAACCGACGCACAGAAAGACACUGACACACACACACACUCACUGACAGACACACACACACAUUCUUGCACACACUCACAUCAUUCUCUGGUGUCCAGUGGGGAUCUUCUCUCAGGAGAUCUCCCUGCUCCUCACUGCUCUCUCGUGCGCAGUUUAGUGGUGCCGGCAUGACGUCAUAUUCCGGCACCCGGCAUCACUACAGACGGCAAGCGAGGGAACAGUGAGGAGCAGUAAGACUGAGCUCCCUCGCUGCCGCCAGCUUCCUGCUUCUUCUCCAGCCGGGUGAAUUUUAGCAGAGUAGGCACCUGCAAUGUACCCGUGAGGUACAGGUUCAGAUAUGUAGCUCAAACUAGAAGUAUGCACAUCUCUCUAGUAAAACUCCAAUGAAAUGCUGUGCGCCUAUCCUCGCCUCCAAGCAGCCAACAGAGAGUCGAAAUUAGUGCAGGGCUUAGGUCAUUAGCGGAGGGCGAUGAGUUAAUGCUUUCAACCAAUGAGCUAGCAGGGUGUCACUUACCGUUUCCUGGGUGGUCUGCUUAGGUGGUCUCUCCUCUGAACAGUAUCUGCGGGUAGCUCAAUCACUCUGUAUUUCGAUCUUUUAUUCUUUGGAUGCUGUGUUAUUUUACACGCUUGAUAAUUUUUUGUACAUAUGAUACUGGAACUAUCUCAGCAUACACAAGUAUUUCUACAAAUUUUUUUUAAAUAAUGUGCUACUUUUUCCAUUACCUUUUUUUCAUUUGUGGAGUGUUUGUAUUUACCCAUGAGUUUUGGAGGGGGGCCAUGGUGGAUUAAUGGGGGACUCCCUUUCUAAGCUUCAAAGUCUCCUCUUAUGUUUAAAUCACUCUGUGCUUAUUCCGGGGACAGGAUGACAGGAAACACCAGGCUGGCCUGCCCAGAUCAGACUUCCACCACAGAAUGAUUGUCUGUGAGGGCUCCAUGCGCCUGACCAGGACAUACCUGCAAACUUUGUGGAACUGCCAAGCGGAUAAGAACUUUCAAACAGCCCGCUGAAACUUUAAUCUUAGGUAGCUCGGACCCCCUGUGAUGGAUAACAGCUCAAUCUUGCCUGUUCGUGCGCUCAGGGAUACCACAUAUGUGGUGUUUUUUGAUGUUUAUAUGUGUGUUUUGGGGAUAUUCUGUUAAGGAAAGGUGUCUGAGUGGGAUUUCCAUUGUUUCAGUUAACGACCAACUACCGGGGGUCUGUGUAUAAAUAUGUACAUUUGAACCAAAUAAAGUGUCGUUAUUUUUCACCCUUUAUUAAGUCUAUGCUGAUGUCUGGGAUGAGUAUUGAGCUCUGUUACACGCAACCUAAAGUAAAGGGAAUAAAGCUGGGGUAAUAUUAGCAUGUAAAUAAAAAAAACUAAAUAUACGCAAACUUAAAUUCCAUAUGUACUAGCUACUGACAGCACGAAAAUAGCAAACCCUAUAGUUCUAGCCAACAAAUGUUCUUAUUUUUACGAGUCUUUGUACACUAUCAAAAGAUCAAACUGCUGCUCCACAUACACAAGCUUAUAUAGAUAAGUUGCUUUAUGAGUUUAGACCCCCAAAUCUUUACCUGGAACAGAUUCGCGACAUAGACCAACCAUUUACUCCUAUCUACAAUUAAAAUACUUCUUCCCUAAUACCUCAAAAAGAUUCUCAAAUGUUUAAUAUUUUAAAUAUUCAUGCAUUCUAACCCAGCAUUUAAUUAAUAUUUUUAACCACAUAAUGGAAACAGGACUUAUCCAUCCUGAGAUGUUCGAAGCUAAUGUAGUUACACAACACAAACCUUGCAAACUGACAACUUGCUGCUCAAAUUUCUGCUCUAUUUCACUACUGGACUCAGAUACAAAGUUAUGUGCCAAAGUGCUAGCUAAUAGACUAAAGCCUAUGCUUUAAUUAUUAGUUUCUGAAGAACAAGUGGGCUUUGUAUCAGGAUGCCAAGCAGGAGACUACACCGGGCACUUUAUAGAUUUAAUUGAACUCCUGAGAAGGGAAUGAGAACCAGAGCUUUUAUUGGCGCUUGAUGCUGAAAAGGCCUUUGAUUGUCUGAAUUGGCUUUAUAUAUGUAAUCUGCACUGCGCAGGUUCAGUUUCCCAUUGCUAUUCCUUCUCAACACUUCCAUAUAACAACUAGAACUAGGCAGGGGUGCCCCCUUUCUCUAUUGAUCUUUAAUUUAGCAUUAGAAUCUCUCAACAUGUUACAAAUAACCAAGGAAUUAGAGGCCUAACAUAGGAGAACAAAUAUUAUAACUGCCUUCAGACGGUGUGGUGAUCUUACAGACGAAUCCACAGAAGUCUUUACCAAAAUUGAGACAAUACAGUAGUAUUGGCUGGUCUAAUUUUAUAAAAACAAUGUUUCAAAACCUCAAGCUUUACCAAUAGGCUUAUCUAAAGAACUCAAACGAUCUAUGUCACAUACCUUUCAAUUUGAAUGGAGGGGAAAAUCUCUAACUUAUCUGGGAAUUCAAUUAGCUACUUAGAGGCAGAGCAUGUUAGCUGAAAAUCACUGUAAAUUUUUAUCCAAAAUUCAAGGGAUGGUGGACUAGUGGAUUGCUGAAGCAAUGUCGUGGCUGGGCCGCAUCAAUUCAAUUAAAAUGAUUCUGCAGUUGACCCAAUAUAUCCAGAACCAUUCCCAUCGUUAUUCCCAAAACCAUUCUGUCCAAAUUUAAAAAAAUACUUAAUGCUCAUAUUUGGAAACGUAAACCUGCAAGGAUAUCCUGUAACUCUUUAGUAUUCAAAACCCUGUAGAUCAAAGGAUAUCCCACAGUUCUUUAGGAUUGAACAUUUAUGAGGGUGGCUUGGAAGUUCCAGUGGUGCAAAAAUAUUUGACUCCCACAAUAUUGGCACAGACUCACACACUUCCCAGUAUGCAGUAAGCUCCUCUUUGGCUUAAGCUGGAGGACUCUCUUAUAUGUCCCCACUCUCUUGCACUUGUUCUGGAUACCACAACAACUACUGCCCCCGAUGCUUCAUCCUCUUGCCACAACGAAUCUCUUAUUGAAUGUAUGGCAUAAAUAGACUCACAAGUUAGUCAUGUUGCACUGCCGAUGUUGACGUCUCCUUAGCCUGAGAUAGUACACACCCGACCUAAGAUUAGAUGCGCAGGUUAAGGCUGGCAUCCCGUAGGUGUCACAGGUAGUGGAAGUGGAGGGAAUUAUAGAGUUCCCUGACCUACAAAGUAGUUUUAAGCUCCGCCAUAGAGAACCUUUUAAAUUACCUCUGUUUAAAAAAUAUUAUGAGAAAGGAAUUGGUUCUCUCAGAUACUACAGAGUUGACUGCAUUUGGACAUGUGUGUAUUGCAAUUAAGUGUACUUUUAAACCUCUAUCAUUAUGUUAUGCUAUCCCAACAGACCUUUCCAGACUCGCUAAACCCACUUAUAGAAAUAUAGAAUGUGACGGCAGAUGAGAGCCAUUCGGCCCAUCUAGUCUGCUCAGUUUCCCCAAAAAUAUGCUCUAGUUUGAGAAAGACUUAAACACUUUUCACCGUAACAGUGGGAUUUAGCGGCAUCCCAAAGGAAAGGAACCACACAUUGCCUAAAUCGUAUUAAAUCCACUAAAAAAAGGCACAUAUUUAUUCCAAUGCCUUGUCUCUUUUGUUGGAGGUGCUGUAAGGCUACCUAUUUUGGUAUUGUUCAAACUUUGAUAUUUAUUCUAUUGGGAGAAAACAUUUCAUUACAACUGGAAGUUUAUUUUCUGGAUAUGCUGUCCACUUCUUUGGCAAAAGUGGAAAGGGCCAUUAUUUUGCAAAUACUAAUAGCGGUCAGAUGCUCAUUAGCAGGAGCUUGAAAAUCUUCCCAGCCUCCAUCUGAGUUUUUGGUUCUGUAGAAGUUGGCUUGUAACAAAAUGUAUGAAGAAAUGUCACAGAAAAUGGAGGGGUACAAUGCAUAAAUUUGUGCAGACAUGGGCCCAGUGGCACAUGGUUCUUGUGUAUAACAAGGGUGUCUGAUAGAAAACUUUACUUAUAGGAUGUAAACCCUUUACUAUAUUUGUGUGCUGCACAUGCCUGUUUACGGUGUAAAGCCCAUGUGUUGAUUUCUACAUGUAUAAUGAAAAAUCAACUAAUAAAAAUUUAAACACGUAAAACAAAAAACCAAAGGGUGGAAUUGUGGUAGAAUGAAUGCAUGACAAAAGUGCAAAAAGUGCUUUACAUCUAAAAAUAGCCUUGGCCCUUAAAGGACCACUAUAGUGCCCUGAGGGUGCCCCCACCCUCAGGGUCCCCCUCCCGCCCGGCUCUGGAAGGGGGAAAGGGGUAAAAACUUACCUUUUUCCAACGCUGGGCGGGGAGCUCUCUGCCACCUCUCCUCCUCCGAUCCGCCCUGUCGGCUGAAUGCGCACGCGUGGCAAGAGCUGCGCGCGCAUUCAGCCGGUCGCAUAGGAAAGCAUUCAUAAUGCUUUCCUAUGGACGCUGGCGUGCUCUCACUGUGAUUUUCACAGUGAGAAUCACGCAAGCGCCUCUAGCGGCUGUCAAUGAGACAGCCACUAGAGGAUUUGGAGGAAGGCUUAACCCAUUGAUAAACAUAGCAGUUUCUCUGAAACUGCUAUGUUUAUAAAAAAAAUGGGUUAACCCUAGAAGGACCUGGCACCCAGACCACUUCAUUAAGCUGAAGUGGUCUGGGUGCCUAGAGUGGUCCUUCAAGGGAUUCAUCCAUAUUUUGAAUAUUUUUGGGGUUUUUACAGCGGCACAUGUAUGAUGAAAAUUUGACAGGUGAGGGGCUAUACUUUUACAUUUGAAAUAUUUCAGUCUUUACAUUUGCAAGGUAUAAAUUAUUUGAUAAAAUUUCUUUCUGUAGAAAGUAAUACAUCAGUGUACCAAUGACAGAUGCACAUUAAACAAUUUUGUAUGUGGGGAGCCAUUUAAUAUUGUACAUGCCAAUAGGGCAUUAUAAAUCGGAUUAUCAGAUCCACCAUGUUUUCAGGGACAAAACCCAUAUUUAUAUUGAUUGGCAGCACAUGAAAAGGGUUGCCAUAUAGUAUGUAGAAAAUUUAUAAGAAGGUGUAUAACAUUAAUUCAGCAAUGAGAAAUCCUGCAGAAUAUGCAUUAUUCAUACUGCAGGGCAACCCAUUUAAUGCAUUUCAUAAAUAUGACAAUUAUGUGUCCCUGAAAACAUGGUAAAUCUGGUAAAUCUUAAUUAUAAAGUUUAAAAAAAAAAAAAAAAGAUUGUGAGAAGGGUUAUUUUAACCCCUUAAGGACGGAGGGCGUGCUAUGUCAUCCUUGGGGACCCGGCUCUAAACGCUGGAUGGCAGCAUAGUACGUCCACGCCGUCCUUUGUACUUACCCGCUCGCCAGGGAUCGCGGUGGGAGGACUUAUGUGUCAUGUCAGGGAGUCCUCUUGCUGCCGUUCCGGCCCUCCUGGGCCAUGUGAUCGCGAGGUCCUUGCGAGGACCUAACGAUCACAUGGACGGCAUAACUGUCCACAGCAGUGCCAGCAGGGGGAGUGCCUGCAAUGACAGGUAGUCCCCCUGCUGCCUGUAAAAAGUAAAAUAAAAGUAUUAAAAACAGUUUAAAAUAAAAUAUAUACUAUAUAUUAAAUCAUAUUAUUUAUAUAUAUAUAUAUAUAUAUAUAUAUAUUUAUGAUCUAAGUGAUAUAUAUAUACACAUACACUAAGUGUAUUUUAAUAUUAAAAUAUAUAUAUAUAUAUAUAUAUAUAUAUUAAUAUCAAAAUAAACAUAGAAUGAUAUUGAUUAAAUAUAUAUCAUAAUAUAUAUAUAUAUAUAUAUAUAUAUAUAAAAUAAAUAUGUAAAUACGUUAAAUAAAAAUUAAAAAAAUAUAUAUGUGUAAUUUCGUUCUAACUGUAUUUUGAUAUUAAAGGGACACUAUAGUCACCCAGACCACUUAAGCUCAAUGAAGUGGUCUGGGUGCCAGGUCCCUCAGAUUUUAACCCUUCAGAUGUAAACAUAGCAGUUUCAGAGAAAAUAGCUUGAUGCGCGCUUCGGCUUGUGAGCACGCCGUUGUCAGGAGAAAUGUCAGUGAGUUGGCCCCAGUGUCUGUUUUAUAAGUCCUCAAUUGUUAAUCAAUCACUAAGUGUGAAUUGCUGAGCCAAGGGGGUGUGUAGAGCACAUCCUAUCAUGAUCAUUAUAUUUCUAUACUAUUCAUUGGUCUCGUCCGAUAGGAGGCGGUACUAGGUACACCCCUCCCGCCCCCCCACCCCGAUUUUAUGUUAACUCUCCGAUUAGGACACUUCAGUCAAUUUCUGUCUACUUUGUAUGUUAUUUCCCAAUCUUAGGGAGAGUAACAUUGGGCAUUUUUUGGUACUGACCCACUAGCCCCCUCCAUGCUCACAGGAUGGGUGAAGACAGUGGAAGAGGACCUCAAAAGUGUUGGGGUUGACUAAACUGCCACAGAUGCAGCCCUGGAUCACUGCAAAAGCAAUGCAGCACCCUGACUACACAACUAGCUACUAUGGAGGAUAAGGCAAAGGCACGGAACGUGAGGAACCGAGGGGUGCCUGAAUCGGUCACUGGCUGAUAGCCACACUGCUACUACCCAAACAAGUAAAACAAAUAGGGGUGGACUCUUGUUUUUGGCUCCCCAAAGCAACUUAAGCUCCUCAGAGGGCUCCCAGGGAUGUACUUGUCAAAUUUAUUCGAGACUCUGACCGGGGGGUUUUCAUGGGAGCCACAAGAGGCCCGCCCACGGUUCCCUUUGAAGGGGUGCACCUAACUUUUUACAGAGACAUUUCCAGGCACGCUCUGACGUGGAGAAGGUCUCUCAGACAAAUUACUCAGCAGCUUCGAGAGCACUCCAUCACAUAUAAAUGGGGGCAGCACCGACUGAUGGCAGAGUAAGCAGGCGAGAUGCACCUCCUAACGCACAAAUCAGAAGCACCGGCUUUUCUUCGGGCACUGGGCCUACCAAUGGAGGCGACGCCAGCGGGUACCCGCCCUUCAUGGACUGUCGCAAGCAUCAACUCAUUUGUGCCCAGAGGAACAAGAACGGGCACACCUGACUCACCUACUUGAAACCAGCAACGUCUGCUGCCCGUGCUACCGCUCGUAGUUUUGUUUAACAAUGUUUGAUACUGUAAUAUUUUUAUAUAAGUUCACUAAUAUUUUAUUUCCUCUUGUAUAUACAUAUGAAUGUUACCUCUAUCUGGCUCUGCAAUCUAACAGCCAGUCAUCAUGCCCUGUUAUUUACCCCCACCCCUUCCUCCUAUCUUAACAUGCUCCUUCCCCUAAUAAGUGAGCAAGCGCUCUACGGCACGUUUAUCAUCCGACCUAGCUGGCACAACUACCCAUUGGGUAACCGCCAAGAAAGAACUAGGUUCUUACAUACUUCAAUUAGAAAAAAGAGAGAAAAGAGAAAAGAUGGAGCCUUUAAUGACUGGUACCUCCAUGUGGGGGAUAACCCCUAAUUAAAGUAGAAUAAAGAAUUGGAGGUUACCAUACUAAAUAAUUUUAAAAAAGCAGGGAAUCACUUUAAUGGUAUACAGGAUGAAAUAAUGUGUAAAAUAAAAUGUCACUUUUAAUCUGAUAGCUAAAAAGACCCUUAAAUAUAAGGGCUAGAUAUAUAUCAAUUUUCACACGGACACACAAACUCUAAAUAACGAGAAUGAAUAAAAUCAAAAUAAUGUAAAUUGUAAUCUCCAGAAACCGUCCUAUGUCAAGAUUUUGCAAUAGUAUCUGCAGUUUAAUACUGACAGGUAAAACUGGAGUGUAGUUAUGGUAAAGGUUCUCAAAUGUAACCUAAGUGGACAAAAAUUAACCACUAAAAACAGGGCUGUGCUAUGAUAACUUAAUAGUUGACCAUGCUAUCUAAGUAUUUUAUGUGUGAAGCCCACGUUAUUCCAAGCAAGAAAAUACUUUUAGCGAGGAGCCACAUCCACAACUUUAUAACUCUACUAUCGAUCUGCUAAAGUGGCAACCAGUUAAACGAUUUCGGCAAAAUGUCUACUAAACAGUGAGCUAACAAAUGGCCCCAUGGUGGGGCAUCUAUUAACUAGUGGGGGUGACGACAUAGUGUCCCCCCUCCUGAGCCCCGCGAGUGGGGUCUAUAAAAGUAAAUGGGGGACAUAGGGUCCACCUUGGCCCCCACCCAUGAGCGGCAGGUGGGGGCCCUAAAUUACAAUAGGGGGGGACCUAUUGUCCUCCCCCACCCAUGAGCUGCGGGUGGGGGCCCUAAAUUUAAAAUGGGGGACACGUAUUGUCCUCCCCCCGGCCCCCACCCAUGAGCUGCGGGUGGGGACUAAGUGUAAAUAACCCCCCCACAGAUGACUAAGGGUCUAUUCACCCCCCCACCCAAAAAAAAAAAUUGAUAAAUUGCUACCUAUCCCCUCACCCUAAAAAUAGCGAGGAGGGGGGGAACGAGAAAACUAAAUCCCUGUAAAUAAAACAUAACUUAUCAUUUAAUGUCUUCUUUUUUCUAAAAUCCUCUUUUUUUCAGCCCCAAAAAAGGGCAAAUAAAAAUCCAUAAUACCCGUCGAACUUUGAAAAUAAAAUAAAAAACCAGAGCGCAAAAAAAAAAAGACGAAAAAAAACCAUGCGCUAAAAAAGGUAAUCCAUCUUGAUCCAAGGAGGGCACGGCGCAGACUGGAGGGCACGGCGCAGAGCUCUGCAGGGUGGGGAAAGUCUUAUAAAGCCUCUCCACGCCCUGCAAUUAGGCUCAGAGAUCUCUGAUUGGUUGGUUUAAGCCAACCAAUCAGAGUGCUCUGACAGGUAGAAGAAGAGACUGACAUUCUUUGGAAUUUUCCCAUGCUGUGUAAUUUGACUCAUAACAAAACUCUGGUUGCUUUCAAUCAACCAAUCAGAGAGUUAUGAGUCAAAUUACACAGCAUGGGCCCCCACUCGCAGCUCAUGGAUGGGGCGGGGGGGAGGACAAUAGGUCCCCUCCCUGUUGUAAUUUAGGGCCCCCACCCGCCGCUCAUGGGUGGGGGUCUGGGCGGUACUUGGUAUUCUAAUUUAGGGCCCCAACCCUAAUUUAGGGCCCCAACCCUCCGCUCAGGGGUGUGGGCCAGGGGCGAGAACCAUAGGACCCCGUCCCCCAUUUUCAUUUAGGGCCCCCACCCGCAGCUCAUGGGUGGGGGCUGGGGGGAGGAUACUUGUUUCCUCCCUCCCUUAUUGUAAUUUAGGGCCCCCACCCGCUGUUCAGGGGUUGGGGCCUGGUGGGAGGACAAAACCCCCAUUUUCAUUUAGGGCCUCCACCCUCCUCACGGGUGGGGGCUGGGGGGGGGGCAGGAGGACAAUAGGUCCCCCCCCUUAUUGUAAUUUAGGGCCCCCACCCACCACUAUGAUCCCCCCAGGCUAGUUAAAGGAUGCCCCACCAUGGGUCCAUUUUUUCAGGGGGGUUAUUUAUUUAAAAAAAGAUAUGGCAAGUAGGAGCAGAUUAAUUACGAAUACCAAGUGAUUUUCACUUAGUAUUAGUAAAGUUGGCUUAAAGACCAAUUUAGGUCUUUCAGCCUUUUGGUAGAUGGCUCCCUAAUACCGUGGGCUGCAAGAUGCAGGCGCGGUCGGAUCUGAAUUUCAUUCAUUCUAAUGAAAUUUCGAACCGAACAAAAGUCCUGAAUUUUGUCCUAACACGAAUAGAUGAACUGCUUUCAUUCUGUCAGGACAAAAUUCUGUAGUUUUGCUGGUGUUUGGAAAUACGCAAAGGAGGCAUCGCGACAACACAGAGGAAAGGUGAGAAUUGUGGAAAAAUUGCUUUGACCACAGGAAACGGAGCACACUUUGUUUCUCCGCUGGUCAAAGCUGGUCAAUCGUUGGAAACCUCCAAAAGACAAAGUAGUCCCUACUUUGUCUUAUGUUUUAAACAAAACUAGAUCAGAUAGGAAGAAACGGAGAACAGAUCCUGACAGAGGGAGAGAAGAGGAAGUGAUUGAAGAAAGGUAAGUUCAGCAUGACAGUGCCGCUUUAAUAUUUCAAUAUUUUUCCAAGGUGCCUCAAGUUAAAAUAAUCUCCUAGGAUGUAUACAUGUACAGCCCAGCAGCAUAUACUGGGCCCCUGUUCGGCAGAAAUGCUUGCCGUUCAAGCGCAGAUCCAGAACCUAAUCUCGGGGGGGGGGGGGAUGGGCACUGAUAUAUUAUGUAAAGAAACAAUCCAGGCACAAUAACCACUACAGCACUUUGUAUUGGUUAUGGUGCCGGUAGUGCCCUCCUAGAGUAAGGAGUCAAACUGUUUAAGAACAGUUUGACAACUUACCUGGGAUCUGUCAGGAUAGGGGCUAUAGUAGAGGAUAGGGGCAGUAGUGUGUCUGUGGGGUGCAAUAUGUGUGUGUGUUAGGGGUACAGUGUGCGUGGGUGUACGGGGGUGCAUUGUGUGUGUGAAGGAUGCAGUAUGUGUGUGUGAGGGGUGCAGUGUGUGUAUAUGAGGCAGUUUUUGUGCGUGAGGGGUACAGUAUGUGUGAGUGGUACAGUGUGGGGUCAGAUUGUGUGAGGGGUACAGUGUGUGUGUGGGGGGGCAGUGUGUGAGGGCUACUGUUUGUGUGUAUGGAGGGGCAGUGUGUAUGUAUGGGGGGUAAUUGUGGGUCUUAGGGGGUAGGAGGGUAGAUAAAAAUAUACUGUAAAUUUUUUUUCUGUUAAUAAAAAAAUCUAAUAAUUAUUUUAAUAUCCCCCCCCUCCCCCCUGCUUACCUUUGCCUGGGAGGGGGGACAGUACUAAUCCCUAGUGUUCCGAUGGAUAAGCCCUGGUGGUCCCAGUCAUGAGAGUAAACUCUAUCAGCCUCAGUGGUAACCAUGGCAAUGCUCCGAGCUCGCUAGUGUAGAACUCGGCGGAGCUGCGAGUUAGAGCCCCCCAAGGUCCUCUCUCCUCCCCUCCCGGCUGCCAGCAGAACAUUGCUAUCAGGCCAGAGAGGGAGAUCUCAGCUCUCCCUUCCGGUCCUGCAGAGCCGGCAGGGGAGAGGGAGGCACAAUUUCCUGGUGCUAUGAUCAUAGCACUGGGAAAAUAUCUUGUUACUCCCCUGUGUACUAAUAAUCUUAAUUUUAGUAAUGACAGGAGGUGAGUAUUUUGCCUAAUCUCUCUUUACUAGCUCCACAGCAGCAAAGAAACACAUAGAAAAAAAGAACCAAUCACAAGAGUGUAGGAUGUACAUGUAAUGACCUAAUCACUUCUUCUUUCAGAAAACGACAUCAAGCAGAAGCAAACUUCCCCGUGAAGUCCACACAAACAACCAAAAUGUUUUCAGGGACGAAUCAAAAUCCGAAGGGGCAAACUUCCAGAGAAUUUCACAUGAACAACCAAAUGUCUUCAGUGACGAAUCAUACUGAAAAGAGAAUGUGUGACAGGUUUAGAUACAGUCAUGAACGUGGAAAUCCAAGUAAUGUACCGUAUACAUCAUCCCAUAGCAGUAAAUUGAAAUUACAAUCUGAUAACUGAAUAACUAUUAUGUAACUCCAAUGACAAUUCCUUACUAAUGUAAAUAAAAGCAUCAAUGCAAACACAAAAUAAUAGGAGCCCAAUCUACCUUAGACCAGUGACACCUUAAAAGAAAACGAACAGAAAGGGGGAGGGGGGAUUGUGAAGCAGGGAGGGAAAAUACUCGCCUCCUGUCAUUACUAAAAUUAAGAUUAUUAGUACACUAAAGCUAGCAUAAUCUUUAAUUUUACAAUAUGACAGGAAGCUUCAUAUUUUGCAUUUUCAACGCAGAGAAAGGAAUAGAAAACUAAAGAAGAAGCCGAAAGUACAAUGAGAUACCUAGCACAUCUGGGCUACAGGGGAAACCUCCCCGUCAUACCCCCGAACAUCCGGUACCUGACGGAAAGCCACCAGACCAAGUAUAAAAGUCUCUCAAUAGAUGCACAGUCCCAUAGAAAAAACGGAGAACGACCUCCACAGUUAGUUGGUACAUAAGAGGAUCCUUGUCGAUUGGGAGUCCCCAGACCGGGACAUGGGCCGUUGAGCCGUCCAAACCACCACAUAAUGGAUCAAGGUACUGUUCCAAACACCAAUCAGAACGGGAACGCCCAGAUGGAAUGGUAGCAUCGUCACAUCCCUAGGGCCCAAGAGACUCCUAAGAGGUCCCUAGCAGCCUGUGAUAGUCCGCUGUUCUGCCAAGAACCCCAUGAAGAGUCCAGGCCACCAGGGUCAGCCGACCCUCCAGGAAUAGAAGAUAUGGUUUCCCUUCGGGUCCAUGAGAAUAGUAGGAUAUGAAUGUAGGAGGUGGAGAUGCUCACCAGUCAGUCCCGUAAGGUCCUGGGAACAAGGUUAACUCUGUCACAGCGGGACGGCCAAGGCGGUGUUAUCCGCUGAACAACGAGAUGAUGCAGAAUUUUUGCCAUCAUUGCAGAGGAGGGAAAAAGCAUACGUCCCCCGGGGAGACCCAGUUGGCUGGAAUGCGAACACCAUUGUGCACCAUCGUGCAUUCUGGCAGUCCCUCUUAUAUGUGUCUCCCCCGGGAGAUAGGCCAACCUUGUGGUUCUGCGAGGUAGGCAGGAAUUGAAGAUGCCUUUCGUGAUGUCUGAUAAAAGACGGGAGUUAGUUCAGUCCUGGUGAUUGUUAUACCUGAUUGUCGAUGCAACUGAAGGAGUACUCUUUUACAAGUCUGGUGUCACGGUGUUGCAGUGGAGGACCGUGUGAAUAUUUCUUGAGGAUAGAGUGGACCUAUGAAGGGGAAAGCUUCCUUAUGUAAGGCGUGGAGUCGCUUAUGAAUCCUAAGAAGCGGAUCAUCCACUAUGAAACACGACGAUUCCAGCUGGACCACAGAGAAACUCGAGUGUAGACGCAGUAUUGAGUUCCCUGAAUCUACCCGCAGGAGAUUGUCCAGGAAGAUAACGCCACAUCAUCCCCAUACGUAACGUGGUUUCAUGAAGUCCUCAAGGAUCCAAGCUGAGGGGUCAGGUGAAGAGCCGAGGUUGAUUGUGUCACAGGAGACCUAGAUAACGUCAAGAGGGUUGGAAAAAGAUCACCAUGACAUGUCUUCAUAUCCAGUUUUGUGUGUUUCUUGCUGCUGUGGAGCUAGUAAAGAGAGAUUAUGCAAAAUACUCACCUCCUGUCAUUACUAAAAUUAAGAUUAUUAGUACACAGGGGAGCCGCAAGAUAUUUUCCAGGUGCUAUGAUCAUAGCACCGGGAACUGUGCCUCUGAGAUCUCACUCUCUGACCUGCUAGCAAUGUACUGCUGGCAGCUGGGAGGGGAGGAGAGAGGACCUGGGGGGGGCUCUAAUUUGCAGCUCUGCCGAGUUCUACUCUAGCGAGCUCGAAGCGUUGCCAUGGUUAUCACUGAGGCUGCUAGAGUUUACUCUCAUCACUGGGACCACCAGGGCUUAUCCACUGGAACACCAGGGAUUAGUACUGUCCCCCCUCCCAGGCAACGGUAAGCAGGGAGGGGGAUAUUAAAAUAAUUAUUAUAUUUUGUUAAUUAACAGAAAAAAAAAAUUAAAUAUAUUUAUCUACCCUCCUAACCUCUAAGACCCACAAUUACCCCCCAUACACACACACACACUGCCCCUACGUACACACACACAGUAGCCCUCACACACUGCCACCACACACACACUGUACCCCUCACACUAUCUGACCCCCACACUGUACCCCUCACACACACACACACUGUACCCUUAACGCACAAACUGCCUCAUAUACACACAGACUGCAUCCUUCACACACACAAUGCACCCCCGUACACUCACUGCACCGCACGCACACUGCACCCCUCACACACACACAAAUUGCACCCCUCAGACACAGUACUGCCCCUAUCCUCUACUAUAGCCCCUAUCCUGACAGAUCCCAGGUAAGUUGUCAAACUGUUCUUAAAUACCCCUCAGGAAGGUUAGGGUCUUAAUGAGGGCAGCGGGACCAUAAAUGUGUGUAAGAAGUUCCUUCAGGAAAAAGUGUGCCUUGUGCCUGGGGUCCCAAGCGUAUACGGACAUCCUCUAUAGAGGCAACAAAGCCGCCGGUGCAUAAAGUAGCCAGGCGAUCGAGAAGGGAACCAGUCUCUCGAACAUGGUUGAAGGAUGUGUAGGUUACACAACCAUUGACCAGUAAGGUUCAGGGUCGCUACCAUGUCUUCUCGGUCAGUAACGUGCAAGGCACCGUCAUCUUGGUAGGUACCUGCGGAUCCCCCAGAAAGAAGUAGGCAGGUAGGCUUAUCGUGAUAUGGGAUACCCCUGUAGAAGGCACAAGCCAGUAAGCAGUCUCAGGAUGCAAGGCAAACAGAUCAGCCUACCAUAGUAGAAGGCAGUGUUCACAGAAACCACUGCAGGUUUGUACUCUGAACAAUGGCCAAAUAAAAUAGACUGGGACUCACCCAGUAAAUAGAAGUUGCAACAGCAUGCCUCCACUCAGCAGCACACACAUAGUAGGGCCUCACCCUAGGAGCACAGAGUAUGAACCCUUAAGUGCUGGCCACAGCCAUGAUCGAGAGCGUCAAUCAGUUCUCCCACAAUUAAUUCGCUGUCAAGGGAGAUAUGCCUUGAGGCAGGCAGUGUUUAAAUCCUGUCCAGCAGUUAGCCAAGGCUGCAAAUGCAUGCCUCCAUUCAGCAUUGCAGUGCAGCGCACAUAUAGUAGGGACUUCAUCCCGGGUGCACAGGUUAUGACCCCUAAGUGUUGGCCACAGCCCUGAUAUAGAGCAUAAAGCCGUUCUCCAACCAUAACUCACUGUCGAAGGAGAUAUCCUGUCAAGCAGGAAGUGUUGAAAAUCCUGUCCAGCGGUUAACAGAGGUUGUCACAUUAUGUCUUCCCUCAGCAGAAUAGUGUGGCGCACAUAUAGUGGGGGCCUAACCCCAGGUGCAAAGGGUAUGAACUCUUAAGUGCUGGCCACAGCUCCGAUAGAGAGCAUAAAUCAGUUUUCCAACAAUUAAAUUCGCUGUCAAGGGAGAUAUUCCUUAAAGCAGGGAAAUCCUGUCUAGCAGUUAAGUGUUUGUAAUGGCAUGUCUAUACAGUAGUGCAGAUCUAGUAGGUGCACAGGGUAUAAACCCUUAAGCUCUAUUCUAUGAAGCCAGAAGUGCUGAAAAUUGUGUCCAGUAGCUAACAGGCUGACAUUCAGCAAAAUAGAGUAGCGUAUACACAGCGGGGGUUCACCCUAGGUACACAGGGUAUGAACCCUUCAAGUGUGGGUCACGGCCGUAUAGAGUGCAUCAAUCUGUGUUUAAACAGACGUUUUAAGGUUGUGGUUAUUUCUCUUUAACCAGAACCAAAGGGUAUAUCUCUUUAGCCAUAUCUCCUGGGAAUUCUGUUCAGCAGCUGUAAUAGCCUGACUCCAUUCCUUGAGACCCUCAGAGAAGAGAAGAUAAGGAGGGGAGAGGGCCAAGGACCCAUAACAAGAUAAAAGUAUAAACACAAUAUAGAAACCCAGAUGCCCAUAGCAUAGAAGCACAGUAAAACAAAUUGCAGCCUAUUGAAAGACAAUCCCAAAACAGUCCAAAAAGGCAAUAGAAAUACAAAUUAAUGGAGAAGAGUAAUACUCUGACCUGUCUGCUUGAUGGAGCAGCAAAGAAAGAGGAAGUGAUUAGGUAAUUACAGCUCAUGUACAUCAUACCCUCUUGUGAUUGGUUCUUUUUUUUUUAUGUGUUUCUUUGCUGCGGUGGAGCUAGUAAAGAGAGAUUAUGCAAAAUACAAAGCCUCCUGUCAUGUUGUAAAAUGUAUAAAGCGCCAGCAAAUUCCGCAGAGCUGUGCAAUAGUUGGACCAACAGACAAGUAUUUGCAACAAGACAAGUUGGACGUACAGGAACAGAGGGUGUUGAGGGCCCUGCUCAAACAAGCUUACAUUCUAGUGUUUGCGUUCCUUUAAUGGAAAUAAAUAUCAGAAAUGCAUAAUUAUCGUAUUAGGCUGUAUGAAAAAGGUAUUUUAAAAAUUAUUUUCUAUUUCAUUGUGCCAUGUUCUGUUUUGCUGUUUCCUUUACCAUGAUAGCUCUGAAUUAUAGGUUGAGGGGGUUUUGCUUGUGCAGGCUUGUACUUUCAAGUAUACAAAAAAAAACAGAGAAAAGGCUGCGCCAAAAUAUUGUACAGAUAAAAAAGAGUCCCAGUAUUAAAUGUUGUCCGAACUGGUAUGGUGUCUUCUUUGUUAAUAGUCGUCCGUCUCACGAUAUGAAAGACACAAUGGGAAAGAACCAGUCGUGCAGAUUGUAUAAAUAAGUGAUAGUGAAGUUAAAAUAUAAAUUGCGCACUCACAUUUCCAUGAGCUAGGACCAGCUCUAGUAUGUUGGGCAUACAGCGGAUAACCCUCCGCUUAUGGGGGUGCUUGUCCUCCUGGAGAGUGCUGGUGUCCAAUUCUCAGGAAAAGAAAAAAACACAGUCCUUUCUGCACUCUAUUAUUCGCGUGGGUGGUACAAUCCCCACCUUAGGAUAUGCCAGGAACAGUAAAUGAAGAUAAAAUAGUAAAAAGGAUAAAUUAUAUAAAGUAGUUUAUUAAUAUAGUCUAUUAUAGUCUUUAUAUAAUUUAUCCUUUUUACUAUUUUAUCUUCAUUUACUGUUCCUGGCAUAUCCUAAGGUGGGGAUUGUACCACCCACGCGAAUAAUAGAGUGCAGAAACGACUCACUCUACUUGUGAGUAUAUUUUAUUUAUUUUUAAUUCCUUUGCUAACUACCUCACCAGAGAGCACUAUUGGCUGUGUUUUUCUUUUCCUGAGAAUUGGACACCAGCACUCUCCAGGAGGACAAGCACCCCCAUAAGCGGAGGGUUAUCCGCUGAAUGCCCAACAUACUAGAGCUGGUCCUAGCUCAUGGAAAUGUGAGUGCGCAAUUUAUAUUUUAACUUCACUAUCACUUAUUUAUACAAUCUGCACGACUGGUUCUUUCCCAUUGUGUCUUUCAUAUCGUGAGACGGACGACUAUUAACAAAGAAGACACCAUACCAGUUCGGACAACAUUUAAUACUGGGACUCUUUUUUUGGCCCAGCCUUUUCUCUGUUUUUUUUGUAUACUCUUUACUGUAGAGGGUUAGAGGGUGACCCCCUAUUAGGCUGCUGCCUUUUUAUUCAUUUUAUUAUUAGCGCUAACCUUUUUUACAUUUUUUCUUGUACUUUCAAGUGUAUCUGGUGUCUCUUUGUUUCUGUUUACCUGUCACUCAGUCGUUCAAAGCUAGGAGCCGCAGCAUCCAUAUGUUGCUAGUCAGCGCCUGCUGGAAAAACACCACUACACAACACAAUAACCUCUGUAGUAUGGUCACUGCAUUGCACCAAGAUAAUUAAUUUUAAAGUGAAUUGUACUGAUUUAUUUUAUCUUUCAAAUACUGACACUAAAAAAAGCGUGUGUCAUAAGAGACUCUGUAAUGCUGCCGUAUUAAAUUUUUUUUGGCAAACAUGUGAUUAAGAGUAAAUGAAGGUGUGUGUGGGUAUCUCCUGCCAGGUUGAUGUGGACUGUAACUUUAAUCACUCUCAACCAGCUACUGUCCUUUUAACACUAAACAUACCCCUGUAGUUUUCCUUUUAUGGUGCUAUGAACUGUAAUAAUGCCACAUAAAGUCAGUGUAAGAAUAAAAUGCUCUUUCAGCAGCAAUGUUUUAAAUAAUAAAAUGCUGUGUAACGGAGCGGCAAUAUUAAAUCCCACGAUCUCCGGCAAUUAACAUUAAAAUAGACAACUUUUCGAAAAUUAGGUCUAUUUGCACGAAUGGACGUUCGGUAGAUAGCUGGGGUCUGAGCGCAUCAUUCGUGAGAUUACCGCUCAGAUCCCAGCUAAAACAACCGAACGUCGUACGAAAAACACAUUCACCAAAACAUGCAUUGAAAAGACCGAUUGAUAUAUGGGGAAUAAAAUACCGAACUGCCCGGAACUCCCGAACAUCCUGGAAGUCCAGUGGUGUUCGCGCCGUCGAGUAGCCGUUUUUAGUACCACCCACUCGACGACCAAACACUGCUGGAGGAACAAAGGAUCCAAGAUGGCCGACCGCCGCGUGGUCGGUAGUCGAACGACUGCCACCUAGGAGAGCCUCUAAUUACCGAUUGCAACAUUGUUGCAAUCGGUUAACAAGCGCCACACGUCUCUUAAUGUGUGGGCUAUUACAGGGUGGUUUAUUCGGUUCACGAACGGCCCGCAAAGGUGCCGUUCGUGAAACGAAAUGACAUACAGCUAUCUGCUUUCGGCAGAUAGGCAAUACAACACUAUACAGUCAGCAUACAUUACACCCAGGAACAUACAUAUCCCCCCAACCAUACAGGCAACCCUUAAAGCCACAGUCUAUGUAUAAUGUCCAAGUGGCUAGGUUUGCCACAUGCUGCUAGACAUAUUAAGCUAAAAAGAUACAAUACCUUCCUCUCCAGACAGAUUGGGUUCAUUUGUGUAUUGAUGUGCAAUGGUACUGUAUUGAUUUGUUUUAUUUUACGCUAUAUUUUUUUUUCCUUGCUCAAUAUUUGAAUGUAAUGCUUAGUGAGAUGCCAUAUUCAAAUAUAUGCUACCACGUUUGCCUGUCAUCUGGGCAACGUGCAUAGUAAAACAAAAAGACAACUUACCGGUUCUUAAUAUGCAGGCAGAGAGUUAUUUUGUUUUUAGACUAUAGUAUGACAGUACAUAUUAACUAGUGAAUGCUAAUAUGUGUUUUGGCAGCGUGCUUUGCUAAGAAGCAGUAACAUAAUUAUGUUAUACUGCAAUAGAGUUGUAAGACUUGCUGGUCAAGUUCUGUGUUGGAUUUUAUGCCAUUUCAUUCUGCUUCUACAACAAAGUGUAACCUACCACUUUCAACCAAACAAAAACACAUUAUCAACCGAUCUAGAUUCCAAAAGCUAGCAGGAUCAGAAAGUACACAUUCCUGAGUGGGGAGGAAAAUGCUUUACUUAACUAGCCCUAUAACAAUAUUGCUAUUGGUCCUUUCAGACAGUUCUGAGUUCUGUUCAAUAUCUUUUAUCUCCAGCAAGUGUUUAUCCUUUCUGAUCCUGCAUCCACCCAAGCAUUCUUUUCUCUUAUUCUAUGUGAGCAGGCCAUGGCUGGAACCAUAACUGCAUAGUAGAUGGAGCAAAAUUGUGGGCACCUGGCAAAACAUUAAAAUGGCUUCCUAUAACUCUUAUAAGUUCCUGCGUACUGAUCUAAGAGAGCUUCUUUUCCUUCCUUCCAUUCUUUUACAAAUGUUUUUCUCUCUGAAAUAAUGUGAAAGACCAUUUCUUUGUUUCGUUCUUCCCUUAUCUGGCAUAAGAAAAUAAACUGUCGGGUAUUAACAAAAUUGAGAAUUAUGGGUAAUUGUCAAGAGAAAUGCAGUUUCAGGUGAAACUGUAAAACCUAUUCUAACAUAGUGUAACUUUACACCAGCCAUACCGGCUCGUAACAGUAAUGGGCAGCAAAGAUAAGCUGAAAUCACUCGGAUGACACCAUCAUUGUCGUCCUUUGCUGCAGGUGCCUGAACACCCCUCAGUGUUCAAGAAUGACUCAACGCUAAACAGUAGGAAAGGGAACUCCUUGUCACCAUAACCACGUCAGCGAGACAAAGUGGUUAUGGUACGUUGAGUGUUCAUGUAAUAAACAGCUUGCGGUUUGUUGCAUCUCUUAAAUAAUGGAAACCUUACAGGGCCUAUUUUUUUUUUUUUUGGAACUCUCCAGCAGUACACAAUCUCUUUGCUGUGUUUUGGGGAGCUCUCCAGCACUCAUAUUGCUUUGCUAGAUAUUUUUCACCAUUAUUUGUAAUACUGGUCAAUUGUUUAUAAAUGCAGAGGACUGCCAGAUUAAACUGACUUUGGUUUUGGAGUCAAAACUUGUUACAGUAUUUCCAUUGUUCACACACCGUGUAAUAGAACAUGGAAAAUAGUUUUGUUGUACAAAGCCAGAGAUUUGAUUUUUAGUUGAUGAAGUUAAUGAAACAAUAUACUAUGUUAUUCAAGAUUUGCUAAGCAUUUCACUUUUAAAGUAUAAGAAAAACAUGUAAUUACUACAUAGCUGAAAAGAGACGUGUCCAUCAAGUUCCGCCUUCCUGACAUAUGUUUUUGCUGUUGAUCCAAAAUAAGACAAAAAACCUAGUCUGAAGAAAAAAUUCAUUCUUGACCCCAAAAUAGCAGUCAGAUGUCUCCUUGGAUCAAGCAGCUAUUACCCCACUAACUAGAAAUUAUAUCCCUGUAUGUUAUGUUUUUGCAAGUAUUUUUCCAAUUGCUGUUUAAACAUCUGUAUGGUCUCUGAUAAAAUUACCUCUUCAGGCAGAGAAUUCCAUAUCCUUAUUGCUCUUACUGUAAAAAAACAUUUUCUUUGCCUUAGAUGAAAUCUCCUUUCAUCUAGCCUACAUGCGUGACCUCGAGUCCUAUGUAUAGCCCUGUUUUUAAUAGAUUUCCAGAUAAUGGUUUGUACUGGCCCCGAAUAUAUUUGUAUUAUGUUAUCAUAUCCCCUCUGAGGCGCCGUUUUUCCAAACUAAAGAUAUUUAACUUUUUUAACCUUUCUUCGUAACUAAAAUGCUCCAUUCCUUUUAUCAAUUUUGUAGCUCGUCUCUGCACCAAGUAGAUCACAUCCACUGCAACACCCUGAUCUAUACUUCUACUUACGUCUUUGUAGAAUGCAAUUAAGUUAGUUUGAAAUGACCUAUUUUUUAUAAAACCAUGCUGAUUAAUGCUAAUAACAAAGUUCUUCCCAAUGAAUUAGAUUAUCCCUUAAUAGCCCUUAAAAUAUUUUCCCAGUCACAGAAGUUAAGUUCACAGGUAUAAUUAUAAUUUCCAGGCAAGGAUUUUGAACCCUUUUUAAAUAUAGGAACGACAUAUGCCUUCCUCCAGUCCUCCGGUGCAAUACAUGAAAUAAAAGAAUCUUGAAAGAUUAAAUACAGAGGUACACUUAUUUCCCCACUUAGUUCCUUAAGUACUCGUGGGUGAAUACCGUCAGGCCCCAGAGUUUUAUUUAUUUUCUUUAACUGCGGUAGCACCUUGUCUCGAGUCCUCCAAUCACAAGUUUUCUGCAAGUUUUUUGCAGCAAUUAUUUGCUUACUCUUUAAAAUAAAGCUGUUGUUUAGUGCUUUACAGCAUAACAGCAUGUUCACUUUAGUUUCUCAAAGUACUGUUUUCAAACGAAAUCUGCGCUUUUAUAAACAAACCCCUAUUGGUACCACCUCGUUGCUAUGAACACUGGCUUCAUUGCGAUAAGCGGAUAGCAGAAGUUUCCACUCAUUUGCACUGUCCAACAAUGCUUUUCUCUAAAAAAACAUUGGAUUGGUUGCGAUACCAUCAUUAGCAUUAAUCUUCUGGGGGACAUGGUGGAGUGGGGAGUGUCUCUCUGCUAGAUUAGAGGGAACUUAUUUUCAGGACACGGUAGGGGCCCUAAAAUGUAUGUUGGAAUGUUCUUGUUACAUACAACAGUUUCCAGGCAGAAUAUACUGAACUUAUCAUAAUGAUACAUUAAGUAAAUGCUUUGAGAGCAGUUAUAUUGGUACUCACCUGUUAAUCCUUGCUCCAGCACUUUGUAGUGGUUAUGGUUUUUGGAGGAGUCUUCAUUUUAACAUACUUUAUAGGUGAUGUUAGUGUUUUAUGCAUUCCAGUAAAAAAAAAAGUAAUCUUACUCCCUUCCCCCCCCCUUUUUUUCUUCCAUAUGAAAGAGGUUAGCUGAACGUUAACUACCAUAAACCGUUUGUCAUAAUAAACAACCGUGUUAUUAGAGAAAACACAGCAGUAUAAUAGGGAGUGGCAGAAAGGAAGCCGUGACGUAUCAUGGUAAGGUACUCUAACCAGUGACUAGAAAGUAUUUUUUUGAACAUGAGAUGGGCUAGAGGAAGGCAGUGUUAAUUUGCCAAGUGCUGUGAAACAAUUAAUUUGCAAAAAAAAAUUACAAAAUUGAGCGUGCAAAAACAAAAAUACAUGCAUGAUGGUUAUAUUGGUGACUGGAGGUUCUCUUUUAAAGGAUCACUAUAGUGUCACGAAAACAAACCCGUUUUCCUGACGCUAUAGUUAAAACCCCUUCAGUAGUUUACCUUUAUCCAGCGCCGGGCAUGCAUUCAAACAGUGCCGCGCGCGCUUAAACAGUUUAUACGAAAGCAUUUCUCAAUUUGCACGCUGGAUGUGAAUUUCGCAUCCAGUGUCGCAGAUGCGCCUCUAGCGGCUGUCAGGAAGACAGCCACUAGAGAUUGGAUUAACCCUGCUAUGUAAACAUAGCAGUUACUCUGAAACUGCUAUGUUUACAUGUGAAGGGUUAAAACCUGAGGGACCUGGUGACUAUAGUGUCCCUUUAAAUACUUAAUCUGUUGCAAAUCCCAGGGGAUUGUAGCAUUCUGAGCAUAUUGCAUAUACUACUGUUUAGGAGGUGUUUGCGAUAUGUAGAUCUACAUUCAACCGUUCUGUUUAUCAGAAUAUAAUGCUUUCAGGAGCCUAUAAUAAGCAUGUCUAAACAGGUGUGGACUUGUAUGACAUGCACUCUCUAUUCACGUACACAAUGUGCAAAGGACUAGAUGCAGUCAUAUUUACAUUCUGUUAAACGUUUUAUAUGACUCUGUAAGACCUAUUGCAUUCCAAGGAGGACAAGUUAUACCUGUAGUACCACUGAGUAGCAAUCUUAUUAUGCUGCUGUUUUGCUUUAACUUUGUGUGCAAACUAUAUACUCCACAUUUUGAAAGAAAAUUGUAGUUUAUAUUUUUCCCCAGAAUACCUUCUAGUGAGGGGGUGAAACACUGCCAAUUAUAUCAUGGUUAAAUCACUAAAGUGAGAAAUCAAAAUGAAUUUCAAAAUUUAGUCCAUGGUAGCCGUACUGGAAGGUUAGCUGAGAAUAUUUUUUUAGUUCGGCUGUUUUGGUCAUAACUUUGGAAUUUACUUUUCAUUUCAAACAUUAGAGAAUUACUCUGUAAGGGCGCAAAUAAAACUGUGAUCUUAUUGUGUAUACAGAUAUAUCACCGUAUACUCCAAUCUUGUGGUAGCAUUGCCUUCUUGUCCUCUAAUAAGCGUUGUAUUGCUUCAUCAAGUAGUUUAUGGAAGAGGAUAUUGUCUUCAAAAGACAUAGAACAUAAACUGGACUUUGAAGAUAUAUCUGCAUCCCAUGUCAUGAAAUGCAACGUUACCUUAGCUACCAUAGAUAAUGCCAUACUUUUGAUCAGAACUAAUGUUACAUCUAAUAUAGUUUCUGCAAAAAAAUGCUGUCUCCAAUUUAAUAUCUGUAAUAUUAAUUAGCUUUAACUUUGCCCAUAUCUUCUAAGUGGCCAAUCCAUGCUUUUUGUGGUUAUCUGUGAGAUCUGCAAUACACCUGACAGUGGUCCUUUCUAUGAUUUUACUAGAUUGUCUAUAUAUUAUUUUCUUUUAAAUUCUUUGGUUCUCUCAAAGAAGCAGCACUGUCUCUAGUAGGUAUUGUUCUCUUAGCUAUUCAUAUUACUGCUGAAUCAAUAUUAGGUUUUUUUUUGUCCAAUUUAAAUUUUUUUAUUGACGUCUAAUUUUUCUCCUCUGGUUUUACCCAUUUGGAUUCCAUUUUGUUCUGCCAUUUGUAGGGAAUGCACCUCUUUUUGGUCUCAGGAAUCCACUUGGUUCUUUGAGGGGUUUGGCUAAAAAAUUAAGCACUAAACGGAACAAAAUGUACAGUUUGUUUUAUAUAUUCAUAGAUUCUAGCAACAAAUAAAACAGAUGCUGCCUUUAAUCAACUAACUACUUAAAAAUUGUGUACCUUCUGAUUGUAGCUUUUUUCAAGUGUGUGGUUUAUGCAGAUCCCUCUCCCAGCUGUUUUACAUAUGUAAGUUUUCAAAAACAUUUGUCUUGCUUUAGAUUUUCAUAUGCAAGGCAAUGUGUCUUAGGAUCAGUUUUACAUGUUUGUGUGACCUGAAUGUCUCCUAGAUACAGUAACAAGGCUCCAUUUUAUGUUUUCCUUUCUUGCAUGUUUAAACUAUUCCCUUGCUAUUUGCUGUAGUCCUGUGAGAAAUAUUUACUGCAGACCAACUCUAGCUUCUUUACCUGUAAAGUGAAUCUGAAAUCACGAGACAUGGUUUCUACAUUUAAUCAUAAAAUGCUUAAAGGGACAUCAAAGGCACCCGGGAAGUUGUCUGGCUGCAGUGCCUCUGUCCCCUUAACUCAUCAAUGAAAAACAUUGCAUUUUCAAACAUUGCAGGAUUAAGACAACCUCUAGUCAUGUGUCUGCACUAGAGGUGCUUCCUGGCUUCUCAUGGAGUGACUUUGGACAUACUCACACUUUGCAUGUUGUUCUCCAGCAGUGUUACGGGACAAAUACAAAAUAAGUCCUGCACUCACUCCCAUCACUCCUGGCAGCAGCAACGACCACAGUACACAUCAGCCCCAAUACAUACAGUAAAAACCAAAUGAAAAAGUUACCUGCGCUCUCUCCUAAAUCCCUAUGUAUAUUUAAACAAAUUGAGGUCAUUUAGUUACUCCAAUGGCCAUUGGAGGGAAUGCCCGCCUGCCAACGUCAAGGCAGACCCCCUAAGGUGGGUCCUACACUGACCUUUAACCUUGCUUCCUUGAGCUUCUGGCAAAUAUAUCUCUAAUGAGACAGAGAGGGGUAUUUUUUAUAUACACCUCUAUACAUUUAUUAACCCUUAAUAGGGAACACAUGGUGUAAAAACAAGCCCAGUAUGCCUACAAAAGGACAAAUAGAUUAUACAGCCUGUGACGAAGUGUCCUUCGUCACUUGGUCCUGGAGAGGCCUUCUUGCCAGUCUCCUCCCCUGUGACGGACUCUUUCAUCUAUCUGGCUUUAAAGCCCCUAGUCUACCUUCAGACAGACUAUUUAUGUGGGCUGCUUUAUUUAUCCUAUGUUUUAGUCACCCUGUACCCAUUAUAGGUGCAGGGUGUGUGUAAUGUAAUUGUUUAUAGUGUGUGUGUACUGUGUAAUGUAUUGCCUGCUCUCUUGUAUUGCUGAGGUUUGCUACCAACUAGGUGGGUUUGGCUAUGGAGCUGGUCUAGUGCCCUCUGUUGGUAGCAACAGGUCUCGCUGUAGAUCGCAAUGUCAUCCAGGUACGCACAUGCGAAAUCCUGGAAUCCAUCAAGGAGCCUGUCGACCAAGCGCUGAAAGGUAGCGGGAGCGUUCUUCAUCCCGAAUGGCAUGACUUUGAAUUGGUACAAGCCAAACGGGGUGACGAAGGCCGACUUGGGGACAGCCUCCUUGGCUAGGGGAAUCUGCCAGUAUCCCUUGCACAAAUCAAUGGUGGUCAGAUAUCUUCCCCUAGCAAUGCGAUCUAGGAGCUUGUCUACGCGUGGCAUGGGGUACGCAUCUGUCACUGUCCUAUCAUUGAGACGUCUAUAGUCGAUGCAGAACUUUGUGGUCCCAUCCUUUUUGGGUACCAGUACUACGGGUGAGGCCCACGGGCUGUCUGAGGGUUCUAUGACUAAUAACUUGAGCAUCUCCUGUAUCUCUUUCCUCAUCUCUUCCUUAACUGCCUCUGGGAUCCUGUAAGGGGUCUGCCUAAGUGGCGUCUGCCCUGGGGUUUCCACAUAAUGGGUAGCUAACGUCGUGUACCCUGGCUCUUGGGAGAAUGUCAGUUUCUUCUCUGUCAACAGCUGUCUGAGCUGCCCCUUUUCUGCCGGGUUCAAUCGCUCUAGAUGGAUAGUGUCAAGGAUAUGACUUGGUUCGGGACCUGCUAACAAGUCAGGGAUAGGCAGCCCGUCUGAGUCCUCUGCACUGGGACUGCAGAUGGAUGCAAUAUCCUCGGCCCUUUCCUGAUAUUCUUUUAGUAGGUUCACAUGGAAGGAUUUCCGAACCCGGUCGUCCUUGCUACUGGCUAUUACGUAAGUGGUAUCACAUAUUUGUGCUACCACCUUGUAAGGGCCUUGCCACGAGGUCUGGAGCUUGUUCCCUUUUACUGGUCUGAGCACAAGCACUUUCUGCCCCACCUGGAAGGUUCUCUGGCGGGCACCCCUAUCAUACCAUCUCUUCUGUCGACCCUGGGCCGCAUGUAGGUGGUCUCUAGCCAUCCGAGCUAACUGUUCCAUGCGGUCUCUCAUCUCCAGAACAUAUGGUACAAUCGGGACACCCUCAUGUUCCGUCUCUCCUUCCCAGUGCUCUCGGAUGAGGUCGAGGGGGCCUCGCACCCGUCGUCCAUAGAGCAACUCGAACGGAGAGAACCCCGUGGAUUCCUGCGGCACUUCUCGGUAGGCAAACAAGAGGUGCGGCAGGAAUCGCUCCCAGUCUCUGUAUUCCGCCGUAAAGGUCCGUAAUAAUUGUUUUAGGGUACCAUUAAAGCGUUCACAGAGCCCGUUAGUCUGGGGGUGGUAUGGCGAGCUGAACAGGGUCUUGAUACCACAGACCUUCCAUAACUGUUGGGUCAGAUCUGCGGUAAAUUGCGUCCCUCGGUCAGACAAAAUUUCUUUCAUUUGCAUAUUCGGGUAGAUUUGCAUAUUGCUAAUUCUGCAGGCAGGUGAGAUAUUUACUGUUAAAUAUUGUCUCCCCCCACCCCUUUAAAAAUGUGCCAUUGUGUUGUGUGUUUCUUGAUAUGGUUUGACUGUUUGUGAUUUUAUUGAGGUUUCACAACAAUGUUAUUGUGGUGACUGUAUUGGCUGGUCCCAAGGGAAUAAAGGUUUUGACAGUUCUUCUUGACCCUUCAAAACGUAGCCUUGUCUCGUUCUUGUCUCGUUCUUGAAAGGGGAAUCUCUGCAGCUUAAUCACUUAGCUCUUUUCAGAGCUGCACCUGGUUUCCACUCCUGAUCCAGCAGAAGGGAAUAGGCGACUCCAUCACUACACAGCGACUGCCAGGAAGAAAAGGACGUCCCUAACGGCUGGUACCCUCUCUACACCAGGUUAGCCGUUACACAUGGGAUGGGUGGCAGCAUUGUAACAUAGCUGUGUGAUCCAAAAAGUGAAUACAAAUACAAAAAGAUAAGGUCUGCACUCACUCCCAUCACUCCUGGGCAGCAGCAAUGACCACAGUACACAUCAGCCACCACACAUACAGUAAAAACCAAAGAAAAAGUUACCUGUUGCUGCUGCCCAGGAGUGAUGGGAGUUGAGCCAUCAAACAUGUCUUAAAGGAACUAGACUGGUGGAUCCACUCAAAGUUUCUACCUCAAGCCCUGCGCUUCAGACAAAAAACAAAACAAAAAAACCUGGCUUUAAAUUACUACAGAUGCAUGCUGAAUCAUUUGGGGUGCGCAAGUAGAUCUCUUCAUGCACCAGGGUUUCUGGAGUCACCAAGACCCAAAGCAAUCUUAAAAUUUCAGAGAAAUUAAUGCAGUAUACAAAGCAUUUCUAGCCUUUUAGGAUUACAUCAGAGAUGAUGCAGUAGGAAUUCAAUCAGUCAACCUUACCACAGUAACACAAUAUAAGGAGGCUCAAGAGUGAGAAGGUUGUCAGUUCUCUACUCUCUAAUUUUGAAAUGGGCAGCAGAGAAUUUUGACGACCUAUCUGCACCAUACAUCAGAGGUAUAGACAACAGAAUUUUAAACUAUCUAACCCAAUAACAAUGGAAGCAAAUAGAUUGGUUCUUAAGCAAAUAAAUAUUCAGAGAAAUUACUGCAAGAUUCAGGAACCCUUCAAUGGAUCUGAUUGCUACAAAAACAAACAAGAAAGCUCGGACUUUCGCUUCCAUGAACAGAAAAGACUACCCAUAUUUUUUCCCAUGGACUCUCAACCCCAUGGAAAUUUCGGCUGGCAUAUGUAUUUUUCCUGGUUUUUCUAGUUCCAAGAAUCUUGCAUAAGAACAGGAAGGACAAAAUGUCCACCAUUCCCUGAUGGCCCAGUUGGUAGUGGUUCUCAGAACUUGAGGCACGGUCAUAGAGCACACCAUGGGAACUUCCAAUUUCUGCUCAAAUACUGGAGAACAAAGGGAUAUCAGACAUUUGUAGGGAUGCCACAUAGUCUUCCUUCAACACUUUCAAUGGCCAUUACAGGCUAUACAUCUUUUCUUUGGCAGAAGCAUUUUUCGGGCAUAAGUUGUUGCAAGUUGUUGUUCCUUGAUCUGACCCACCAUGUUUGGAUUUUGCUAUAUCCAUAAUGUACUGCCACUCUAGGACAGGGAAAAACAGAAACUCUACUUAUCUUAAAUUCUUUUUACCUUAUAUAGCGGCAGUACACAAUUUUGUAAUAAAUCUGUACUUUGGCAUACAUUUCGGUCUAGUGUGGUUUUAAUUUUUGAAUUAACUUUUUUUUUUUAUAUAUAUAUAUAAUUCUUUAUUUUUGUUGUGCUUGACAUAUCAAAGAGUACUUAAUACACAUUGGGUAGUCUAGAAGUAAGCUGUCACAGCAUAGCAUGUCAAGUGUACAGAAAAAACAGCACAUUUUUUGUAUAAGAAAGAAACAUGACAAAUGACAAGAGGAAUACAGUGCAGAUUGAUAAGAUCAGUAGGGUAGUACGUAUGCAGGCUAUAUGCACUGGAAAUAAGCUUUAUGGGGUAGGCCGCGACUAGCUGUAUAGGCAGACAAGCUUAGAGUAAAGACCCCUCAGAGGCCCCCCAAUGAGAGCCUAACAAAAGAUAUGAGAAGCAAAUAAAUAAAAAAUAAGCACAAUAGCGGUUUCGUUGGCAAGAUGCAUUGCAAGGGUGUCCUGUCAGAAAGAGGUAGUCCCUGAUCCAGCCCUGGACUCAUAGACCCUCCACAGAAGUCCCUGCACGAGGCUCAGCGGCCCACUUGCGUGGUAAUGUUGGGGUGCUGUGUGGCAUUCAGGUAAGUCCCGUGUGGGUAACGGGGAUCCCCUUGAUGGUCCAGUGAUCCAGCAGGCUGUGCAUCUCGAGGUGAGUCUCGGUCUAUUUCUUUGUACCCUGAUGUGGCAGGAGCCUCUCUCCUCACGGUUAGCCUCAGUAUGCAGGCUCAUUGCGCUUGUCUGGCUCUUCGGAGCAGCAGGCCAUGAGCCCAUUUGGAUUUUUCAUUCACGUUGUGCAGGAUAUGGUUAUAAUUAUGGCUUGAAGGAGCACACGGCACUCGCCAUCUUGUGGUCGUGAGUGCCAGUUGCUUGUUCAACGGGGAAGCCGCGUGUCCAUUUGUUAAAUCUCAUCUGUUCGUGAUUUUCUUCAUUGCUUCCGCAUUCAGUGUGUUCCAAGCCUCGUUAUGAUCUUGAUGCAACAUGAGGAUCCUGCCCAUUCCGCUGAGAGCGCAUGUGCAACCCUUGUGUGUUUCCACCAUCGUUCUGUACAUUAAGAACAAACUUAGGAAUCUACUUUCUAACCAGUAUAUUUUAUGGUAAUUUUUUCACCUGUUUAUACUGGUGUUAACUUUAUCAGGUAUUGUUAAUUAUCUCUGGCAAGUGUAAUGCCUGGCUCUCUGGCACGGCUUAUAGAGGAUGCUACAAAGUCUGCUUUAAUGUUCUGUCUUAUUAGUGUACAAAGUAAUUGGAAUGAAAGAUUGGAUUACUUAGCACCAUUCUGAUUCAAAAACCUGAAGAGCUUAUGGUGCCAUUGAUCCACAACAUGGAAAAGCUAUGUUUUGAGACUCAGUGCAAUUCAGGUUUUUAACAGAGCCCUGUAAUAAGACACCUGUGAAUUGAAGGUGUGUUAUGACAUUUGGUAAAAAUUUGGUGCAAGGUGAAAAUAUCUUGCUGCAUAAGUAGUGAGAGUGGUUCCAAAACACCCUUUUAAUUGGUCAAAACGUGUUCAGUAUCCACAUCUAAGGCAUGCACGAUAUGCAGUAUCUGAGAGGUUUGUUUUUGUUUUGAAUGCCACGCAUGAUAUAAAUUGGAGCACACACGGUCAAUGGUUAAUGCUCAUAUUGCUUCAUCACUAGCAUGUAUUUAAAACACAAUAGUCAUCCAUUGAGGUGAACUAAAAUGAGUCAUAUUAAAGUGUCUCAAAGCACCACAACAACUCUAAUUUAUUAAUCAGCAUAUGUAGCCUAACAUGUAACGUUAGGAACACUAGUUUGUAUCCCGGCCUAUAGUGAUCCUUUAAACUUGUUAGUAAAUGGGAAAAUCCUGUUGGAGAACACAGCAUCUCUUUGUUACUAUUUUUAAUUUGGUUAAUUUACAAAGUACUCUUUAUUUUGUAGCACACUUCAACGUUGGCCAAAAAUGAUCAAACUUGGGUCAAAGUGUGUAUUAACCAGUAACCUUUUGACGAGUUGUUCAUGUUAAUUCCCACCCCUUUUCCUCAUGCCAUUACUGUAUUCUAAUGUGCUUCUAGAAGAAUGAUUUAUCUGUGGCAUUCUGUAAACAUCUUCAGGUCUUUUAUAAUAUUAUCUUGACUAGUAUGUGGGCUUUGUGUUACCUUGUUGUAACUUUACCUUAGUGGAUGGUCACUCGCCUUGUUUGAUAUUUGGUUACGGCUGAAGAAUACUUAAUGCAGUUUUGCUUGAUUGUAAUCAAAUCCCUGGUGCCCUCAUUGAAUUUUUAAACUGGAAUGGAAUGCGUGCAUUGCACAAAAUCUAUUUUAGUUCUCUUCUUAGCACUGGUAUCUUACCAGAUGCAUUUGUUCCGAUUCUUUUAAAAUCAAUGGUUUUUAAAUAUCCAGAUCCUAUAUUUUAAAUAGGAAGAAGUACUGUUAAAAAAAAAAAAAAAAAAUGAAUGUAUUCAAACAAAUUGUACAGAUUUGGUCAGGAGGACCAUGUUUUGAUUGCAUUUUGGCUUCAGUAAAUAUGAAAAUUGCCAAAUUGUUCAGAGUUGAACUAUUUUCACAGAAUUUUGUCUUGAGAAAUGUUUUUUAGUAAAACUAGAUACCGAUUUUAUUGACAUGCUGUCGUUCCCAGUAAGCUUACCAUAGCUUGCUAGAUGAAAAUAAUUAAAUCUGUUUAUUUGUCUAAUUGUUCUAAACUGGUUUAUGGAGAGACACCUUUUGGUGACAAUACCACUUUAAAUGAUAAAACUCCUUGAGUCAGGCAUUUCAGUGGAUUGAACGAUUUGACAUUGUGCUGAGAAUAUAUUUCAAAACGUUUAUGGAAGAAAAUUAGAUUUCCCAAUUAAAGAGAAUGAGAUAUUGCCCUGUGGUAAACGAUUGCCGGUGAAACUGUCUCUUUGCCGUUUCAGAGGGAUUGUUUUGUUCUAAAUUUGGCACAUUCUGAAUACUGUGAUUUAAAACCUAGGUGAAAAUGGGCCACCUUAAAAAAUAAAUGUAUUUUUUACUACAAAAAGCAUUCUGUGUUCUUCUAGUAAGAUAUUGGGUUGAAGUAUGAUACCUGUUUACUGGCCCUCUCCCUCAUUCCUUUUUUUUUAUAGUUUAUUUGCACACCUGAUAGAUAAUGUGUGUUUGUUUUAUUAACACUAUGCAGACAAGUUUGUCAAACUCUAGUGUUUAGUUCCAUCAAACUGGUUGCUGUUCUUCAAAUAUCGAAUAAAUAGAUUAGCAUGUUGAUAGAGGAGAAAUUCUGUACUUCAUAUGUAGUAUUCACAUUUAUGUUAGAAGCUAGUCAUAAUCAAGUUCCAUUUAAAGGGACACUGUAGUCACCUAAACAACUUUAGCUUAAUGAUGCAGUUUUAGUGUAUAGAUCAUGCCUCUCAGGUUUCACUGCUCAAUUCACUGCCAUUUAGGAGUUAAAUCACUUUGUUUCUGUUUAUGCAGCCAUUGCCACACCUGGUUUCACUUUCAAUCAGAUGUAAUUUACCUUAAACAAUUUGAUGUCUUGCUCUGUAAAUUGAACUUUAAUCAGGAGGCUCUUGCAGGGUCUAGCAAGCUAUUAACAUCGGAGGGGAUAAGAAACUCUAAAUUAAACAGAACUUGAAAUAAAGGCAGGAUAAAUAUUACAUGAUUCUUUACAGGAAGUGUUUAUGAAGGCUGUGCAAGUCACAUGCAGGGAGGUGUGACUAUGGUUCAUAAACAACAUGAUUUAACUCCUAAAUGGCAGUGAGACUACAUGAUCUAUACACCAAAACUGUUUCAUUAAGCCAAAGUUGUUUUGGUGACUUAAGUGUCUCUUUAAAGAGCAGAAUUGAGAGGGUUUGACUGCUUGGAAUGACAUUUGAAAAGACAGUGAAAUGUUAGAAAACUCUGGCCACGCCAAAAACACACCCUUCGCUCAUCUUUCUCUCACAAGCUGCAGCCACUGAAUGCACAAUGGAAUUAGCAGGAUGGCUGAGGUUUUUGUAAAUACCACCUGAAAUUUAAAACCUACUGCUAUGUUCCUUUUGUGUUCUCGCUUUAAACCAGAAGUACACGGGGAGGGACAGUAACGCAUAUGAUCUUGAUAGAUUAUUUUUUUUGAGUGGAUUCAAUCUCCUUCCCCUCAACUAUGCACUGAUGUGAGAAUUCAAAGUGAAUAUUUUUUUUUAUUUUUUAUUUUUUUUAAUUCUUUAUUUUUGUUUGUGCAUAGAAUGACAGUUAGGUCUGUUACGCCACAACAGCGAUAAGAGCCCGAUAUACAACAGCUGGCAUAGGAAAUACUGUGCACAAUUAUUAGUUUUUGCGGUUGGAUACAUGUUGGAACGAUAUGCAGUUAUGAUUAAGUUUGCUUAGAGGUUAAUAAGGUUACACUGUGUAGUCUAACAUUGGAACAGCUAAAAAUAAUUAUACAACAUUCUAAGAUUAAUGCAUAUUGUCUUUUAUACAUAACACAGCCGUAGUGGUGAGAGAUGUAUGCACUGUGUGUUUAUGGUGGGUUAUCGGAGGCUGGGUUGUAUUAGUGCAGGUAGGGUGGUGUGUUCUUCUGGGCGGGACUGUUAUAGGUUAUGUCUAUGUGUUUAGUUGUGUCUACCGUGUGAUUACAUUGCUUGGGGGUGCGUGCAGUGUCUGCUAGUUGGUAGGUUAAUAGGGACCUUCAUGGUCCUGUGCGCGAAAGUCAGCGCUCUCAAGAGGGGAGCCAGAUAGAGGCUAAAUGUCAGCUCCUGGUUACUGGGCGGGUAUGUUAGUUUGGGGUGCCUGUGUGGCGUCAGGAAUGCGAGGGGUUAGCUCGGCAUCUUCCCAGUGAUACCACCCAUAGUGGGUCCUAGUGUUAUCAGGUGAUGUGCAUAUGUCGGUGGGUAAAGGAGUGCGGCCAUCCGCAAAGCAGGGUGUUAGCUCACCCGGGAGCAGCUGUCCAAGGUGAGUUCAUUAUGUUAGGGUAGAGUCCCGGCAAGGUAAGUUAUAGUCCUGAUAUUUCAAUAUUGUCAGGUGGUGGCUGCUUCUUUAGGUACACCAGUGUGUCUUCUAGGGAUGAAUUCUGCAGCGCCGGCCAUGCUCCAAGUCGGUGGGUUCGCGUGCCUACCCUUUGUUGUCGGUAGGGCCGGUAAGUCUGGAGGGAGAUUCAGCUGUCUUAGUGUCGCCGGUGCCUCCUGCAUGCUGCGCACUGUGAGUGUGGUGUCGCCCUUGGUGACCAGUAGAGUAUGAGCCGGGCCCCAGCGGUACCUGAUGUGUUGUGCUCGCAGGAGGGAAGUUAUUUGUUGCAGGGACCUCCUCCAGGCCAAUGUUGCCCCCGAGAGAUCAGGGUAGAAGGUGAGAGCCAUAUCUUCAAAGUGGUAGGCUGGUUGAUCUCUGGUGGCUGCUAAGACUGCGGCUCUAUCCUUGUAGGUUUGGAACUGCAGGACGACAUCUCUCGAGCUGUGGCUAGGGCCCCAGUGGGCUUUGGAAUGCGAAAAAUUCCGUCUAUUGACACCGCUUUGGCAACUCUCUGGGUUAGUAGAGCCGUAAGGAGCCGCCUAGUAACGUGGGGUAGUUCAGCAUCAGGGAUAUUGUCGGUGAUGCCCCUAACCUUAAGGUGCUUUAGGCGGCGUUUGUCUUCAAGUGCGGCAAAUCGGAGGUCGUUCCGCCCAGCUAGCUGUUUCAACUCCUGAACCUCCUGUUGCAGCGUUUGUAUUUGGCCGGUUUGGGUGGUCAUGGUGUUUUCCACGGUCCCGAUCCGUCCGGUAAGACCCUGUAAUGUGUCUCUAAUCGAGGCGACAUCCGCCGCAAUCUUUUUGUGAUGUUCCGCCAUAAGAUCUCUAAUGGCUUCCAUGCUCACCGGCGUGGGAGCCAUAGCAGUCGGCAGGGGUUGCGUUGGGGGUUGCGUUCGAGCUGGUAAUGGCUGAAGCUCCCCUUCACCCUCAUCCGACGUCUCUUCAUAGAAAUCAGAGCACCCGCCAUGUAGGGACGCCAUAUUGGAGCCUGUGGCGCCUCGGGCUUGCCGCCAUAACUCAGCGAUAUCCAUGCCCCUUGUGGGUCUUUCGGGUUUUGAGUUUUUUGGUUUUUCGCCCCAUUGGGCUCGGCUGUGCGCUGGGCUCACCCUGGGGUGAGUGUGGCACAUGUUAAGGGGGUUAGAAGUGGGUUCUUCCUCGUGUCGCGGCCUGGAGCUCAGAGAGCAUGCGACCGUUCUCUUCAAUCGUUAAGCACAGCCCCUCUAUUGCCCAAAGUGAAUUUUUUAAAUUAAGGUCAGAGUAGCCAAACUGAAACCAUAGCUAGCUUAGAGAAUUUUUCCAGUGCAGCUAUUUUCACCUUGAACUUGAAAUUCACUCUCACUUAAAAUAACUCUGUGUGUGAAAAGUGUACUCUUUCUAGAAAAGUGCAAAUUGUGGGUUUUAGGCCUAAAUAAACUAUAGGAUUUGGUGAUUUAUUCCGACUGGCUUCUUUGACCCCUCCCCUCAGUUUAUGCUUAAAUUUUGCAAUUUGUUUUUCAAUUCCCAACAUUUCACGGUUUAGUAAAGUAAUUUCUCAGUUGAAUAAACCUGAAAUUGAGUUUCACAUUUGGACCAAAGUAACCAAACUGAAAACAAAGUAGUGUACUAUUAUUAUUUAUAUUUGCAUUGGAAUUUGGGAUAGUGCGCAAGUAACUUUUUAUUUUUAUUGCAUGUAUUGGGGCUGAUGUGUACUAUGGUCACUGCUGUCGCCCUGGAUUAGUGGGAGUUUAAAUGCAGGGCUUAAUUUUGUAUGUUUAAAAACAAAGUAGACUGAAAAAUGUUACCAAAUUGGCUGUGUUUAACAUACAAUUUUAAAUCUUUAUUCCCUACUAUUCUCUAUUUGGCAAGUAACUGACAGUUGCCCACUAUGGUAAACAAAGGGUUAAUGUUUAUACCUUGCUAUGAGCAGCUAAAGGUUACAUUUGAGUUUCUUGGUAGAUUUAUAUAAGGUACAGGUGUUCUGAGACAAGCUGAGUGCGGAUUGGCUUGGUCAGGGAUGAGGCAAGUGAUUGAAAUUAAAGGAUUGCAGUGCUGGAUGUUACAAACAAGCUCAAUUGUAGAUGCACUCCUCUGCAAGUGAGGACUUGAUAUUUCAGGAAGGUUUUAGAGCACAUUUAAUCUGUCCGACGUGAGGUUCUGAAGUAGCUGGGUUGUUGCGCAAGAUGGCUGUUUGUUCUGAACGGAACUAUUGUUAAAUCCAGACACAGGACUCCUAACUACAGUGCACAAUACAAUUGCCUGUUGUGGGCCAAAAUUGUAAAUACAAUUUUGGAAAUCAGGCUAUGUUUCCAGUUGUGUUCCUAUUGUUGUGAAUUCCCUACAGUUCCCCUUUCAGUGAGUACUUGGUAAUAAUACUGUGCCAGACAUGAAACUGGAGUGACUGCUAAUGUCUGGUACUCCUAGUUGGGCUCUGUACUCGGUAAUAAUACUGUGCCAGACAUAGAGCUGGAGUUACUGCUAAUGUCUGGUACUCCUAGCUGGGCUCUGUAAUUAUACUGUGCCAGACAUAGAGCUGGAGUCACUGCUAAUGUCUGGUACUCCCAGCUGAGCUCUGUACUCGGUAAUAAUACUGUGCCAGACUGCUAAUGUCUGGUACUCCUAUCUGGGCUCUGUACUCGAUAAUAAUACUGUGCCAGACAUAGAGCUGGAGUGACUGCUAAUGUCUGGUACUCCUAGCUGGGCUCUGUACUCGGUAAUAAUACUGUGCCAGACAUAGAGCUGGAGUCACUGCUAAUGUCUGGUACUCGGUAAUAAUACUGUGCCAGACAUGAAACUGGAGUGACUGCUAAUGUCUGGUACUCCUAGCUGGGCUCUGUAAUUAUACUGUGCCCGACAUAGAACUGGAGUGACUGCUAAUGUCUGGUACUCCCAGCUGGGCUCUGUACUCGAUAAUAAUACUGUGCCAGACAUAGAGCUGGAGUGACUGCUAAUGUCUGGUACUCCUAGCUGGGCUCUGUACUCGGUAAUAAUACUGUGCCAGACAUAGAGCUGGAGUCACUGCUAAUGUCUGGUACUCCCAGCUGAGCUCUGUACUCGGUAAUAAUACUGUGCCAGACAUGAAACUGGAGUGACUGCUAAUGUCUGGUACUCCUAGCUGGGCUCUGUAAUUAUACUGUGCCCGACAUAGAACUGGAGUGACUGCUAAUGUCUGGUACUCCCAGCUGGGCUCUGUACUCGGUAAUAAUACUGUGCCAGACAUGAAACUGGAGUGACUGCUAAUGUCUGGUACUCCUAGCUGGGCUCGGUAAUAAUACUGUGCCAGACUGCUGUCUGGUACUCCUAGCUGGGCUCUGUACUCGGUAAUAAUACUGUGCCAGACAUAGAGCUGGAGUGACUGCUAAUGUCUGGUACUCCCAGCUGGGCUCUGUAAUUAUACUGUGCCAGACAUAGAGCUGGAGUCACUGCUAAUGUCUGGUACUCCCAGCUGAGCUCUGUACUCGGUAAUAAUACUGUGCCAGACUGCUAAUGUCUGGUACUCCUAUCUGGGCUCUGUACUCGAUAAUAAUACUGUGCCAGACAUAGAGCUGGAGUGACUGCUAAUGUCUGGUACUCCUAGCUGGGCUCUGUACUCGGUAAUAAUACUGUGCCAGACUGCUGUCUGGUACUCCUAGCUGGGCUCUGUACUCGAUAAUAAUACUGUGCCAGACAUAGAGCUGGAGUGACUGCUAAUGUCUGGUACUCCCAGCUGGGCUCUGUAAUUAUACUGAGCCAGGCAUAGAGUUGGAGUGACUGCUAAUGUCUGGUACUCCUAGUUGGGCUCUGUACUCUGUAAUAAUACUGUGCCAGACUGCUGUCUGGUACUCUUAGCUGGGCUCUGUACUCGGUAAUAAUACUGUGCCAGACAUAGAGCUGGAGUGACUGCUAAUGUCUGGUACUCCUAGUUGGGCUCUGUACUCGGUAAUAAUACUGUGCCAGACUGCUAAUGUCUGGUACUCCUAGUUGGGCUCUGUACUCGGUAAUAAUACUGUGCCAGACAUAGAGCUGGAGUCACUGCUAAUGUCUGGUACUCCCAGCUGGGCUCUGUACUCAGUAAUAAUUCUGUGCCAGACAUAGAGCUGGAGUGACUGCUAAUGUCUGGUACUCCCAGCUGGGCUCUGUAAUUAUACUGUGCCCGACAUAGAACUGGAGUGACUGCUAAUGUCUGGUACUCCCAGCUGGGCUCUGUACUCGGUAAUAAUACUGUGCCAGACAUGAAACUGGAGUGACUGCUAAUGUCUGGUACUCCUAGCUGGGCUCUGUAAUUAUACUGUGCCAGACAUAGAGCUGGAGUCACUGCUAAUGUCUGGUACUCCCAGCUGAGCUCUGUACUCGGUAAUAAUACUGUGCCAGACUGCUAAUGUCUGGUACUCCUAUCUGGGCUCUGUACUCGAUAAUAAUACUGUGCCAGACAUAGAGCUGGAGUGACUGCUAAUGUCUGGUACUCCUAGCUGGGCUCUGUACUCGGUAAUAAUACUGUGCCAGACUGCUGUCUGGUACUCCUAGCUGGGCUCUGUACUCGGUAAUAAUACUGUGCCAGACAUAGAGCUGGAGUGACUGCUAAUGUCUGGUACUCCCAGCUGGGCUCUGUAAUUAUACUGAGCCAGGCAUAGAGCUGGAGUGACUGCUAAUGUCUGGUACUCCUAGCUGGGCUCUGUACUCGGUAAUAAUACUGUGCCAGACUGCUGUCUGGUACUCCUAGCUGGGCUCUGUACUCGGUAAUAAUACUGUGCCAGACAUAGAGCUGGAGUGACUGCUAAUGUCUGGUACUCCUAGCUGGGCUCUGUACUCGGUAAUAAUACUGUGCCAGACUGCUAAUGUCUGGUACUCCUAGUUGGGCUCUGUACUCGAUAAUAAUACUGUGCCAGACAUAGAGCUGGAGUCACUGCUAAUGUCUGGUACUCCCAGCUGGGCUCUGUACUCAGUAAUAAUUCUGUGCCAGACAUAGAGCUGGAGUGACUGCUAAUGUCUGGUACUCCCAGCUGGGCUCUGUAAUUAUACUGUGCCCGACAUAGAACUGGAGUGACUGCUAAUGUCUGGUACUCCCAGCUGGGCUCUGUACUCGGUAAUAAUACUGUGCCAGACAUGAAACUGGAGUGACUGCUAAUGUCUGGUACUCCUAGCUGGGCUCGGUAAUAAUACUGUGCCAGACUGCUGUCUGGUACUCCUAGCUGGGCUCUGUACUCGGUAAUAAUACUGUGCCAGACAUAGAGCUGGAGUGACUGCUAAUGUCUGGUACUCCCAGCUGGGCUCUGUAAUUAUACUGAGCCAGGCAUAGAGCUGGAGUGACUGCUAAUGUCUGGUACUCCUAGCUGGGCUCUGUACUCGGUAAUAAUACUGUGCCAGACUGCUGUCUGGUACUCUUAGCUGGGCUCUGUACUCGGUAAUAAUACUGUGCCAGACAUAGAGCUGGAGUGACUGCUAAUGUCUGGUACUCCUAGUUGGGCUCUGUACUCGGUAAUAAUACUGUGCCAGACUGCUAAUGUCUGGUACUCCUAGUUGGGCUCUGUACUCGGUAAUAAUACUGUGCCAGACAUAGAGCUGGAGUCACUGCUAAUGUCUGGUACUCCCAGCUGGGCUCUGUACUCAGUAAUAAUUCUGUGCCAGACAUAGAGCUGGAGUGACUGCUAAUGUCUGGUACUCCCAGCUGGGCUCUGUAAUUAUACUGUGCCCGACAUAGAACUGGAGUGACUGCUAAUGUCUGGUACUCCCAGCUGGGCUCUGUACUCGGUAAUAAUACUGUGCCAGACAUGAAACUGGAGUGACUGCUAAUGUCUGGUACUCCUAGCUGGGCUCGGUAAUAAUACUGUGCCAGACUGCUGUCUGGUACUCCUAGCUGGGCUCUGUACUCGGUAAUAAUACUGUGCCAGACAUAGAGCUGGAGUGACUGCUAAUGUCUGGUACUCCCAGCUGGGCUCUGUAAUUAUACUGUGCCAGACAUAGAGCUGGAGUCACUGCUAAUGUCUGGUACUCCCAGCUGAGCUCUGUACUCGGUAAUAAUACUGUGCCAGACUGCUAAUGUCUGGUACUCCUAUCUGGGCUCUGUACUCGAUAAUAAUACUGUGCCAGACAUAGAGCUGGAGUGACUGCUAAUGUCUGGUACUCCUAGCUGGGCUCUGUACUCGGUAAUAAUACUGUGCCAGACUGCUGUCUGGUACUCCUAGCUGGGCUCUGUACUCGGUAAUAAUACUGUGCCAGACAUAGAGCUGGAGUGACUGCUAAUGUCUGGUACUCCUAGUUGGGCUCUCAAUUAUACUGAGCCAGGCAUAGAGUUGGAGUGACUGCUAAUGUCUGGUACUCCUAGUUGGGCUCUGUACUCUGUAAUAAUACUGUGCCAGACUGCUGUCUGGUACUCUUAGCUGGGCUCUGUACUCGGUAAUAAUACUGUGCCAGACAUAGAGCUGGAGUGACUGCUAAUGUCUGGUACUCCUAGUUGGGCUCUGUACUCGGUAAUAAUACUGUGCCAGACUGCUAAUGUCUGGUACUCCUAGUUGGGCUCUGUACUCGGUAAUAAUACUGUGCCAGACAUAGAGCUGGAGUCACUGCUAAUGUCUGGUACUCCCAGCUGGGCUCUGUACUCAGUAAUAAUUCUGUGCCAGACAUAGAGCUGGAGUGACUGCUAAUGUCUGGUACUCCCAGCUGGGCUCUGUAAUUAUACUGUGCCCGACAUAGAACUGGAGUGACUGCUAAUGUCUGGUACUCCCAGCUGGGCUCUGUACUCGGUAAUAAUACUGUGCCAGACAUGAAACUGGAGUGACUGCUAAUGUCUGGUACUCCUAGCUGGGCUCUGUAAUUAUACUGUGCCAGACAUAGAGCUGGAGUCACUGCUAAUGUCUGGUACUCCCAGCUGAGCUCUGUACUCGGUAAUAAUACUGUGCCAGACUGCUAAUGUCUGGUACUCCUAUCUGGGCUCUGUACUCGAUAAUAAUACUGUGCCAGACAUAGAGCUGGAGUGACUGCUAAUGUCUGGUACUCCUAGCUGGGCUCUGUACUCGGUAAUAAUACUGUGCCAGACUGCUGUCUGGUACUCCUAGCUGGGCUCUGUACUCGGUAAUAAUACUGUGCCAGACAUAGAGCUGGAGUGACUGCUAAUGUCUGGUACUCCCAGCUGGGCUCUGUAAUUAUACUGAGCCAGGCAUAGAGUUGGAGUGACUGCUAAUGUCUGGUACUCCUAGUUGGGCUCUGUACUCUGUAAUAAUACUGUGCCAGACUGCUGUCUGGUACUCUUAGCUGGGCUCUGUACUCGGUAAUAAUACUGUGCCAGACAUAGAGCUGGAGUGACUGCUAAUGUCUGGUACUCCUAGUUGGGCUCUGUACUCGGUAAUAAUACUGUGCCAGACUGCUAAUGUCUGGUACUCCUAGUUGGGCUCUGUACUCGGUAAUAAUACUGUGCCAGACAUAGAGCUGGAGUCACUGCUAAUGUCUGGUACUCCCAGCUGGGCUCUGUACUCAGUAAUAAUUCUGUGCCAGACAUAGAGCUGGAGUGACUGCUAAUGUCUGGUACUCCCAGCUGGGCUCUGUAAUUAUACUGUGCCCGACAUAGAACUGGAGUGACUGCUAAUGUCUGGUACUCCCAGCUGGGCUCUGUACUCGGUAAUAAUACUGUGCCAGACAUGAAACUGGAGUGACUGCUAAUGUCUGGUACUCCUAGCUGGGCUCGGUAAUAAUACUGUGCCAGACUGCUGUCUGGUACUCCUAGCUGGGCUCUGUACUCGGUAAUAAUACUGUGCCAGACAUAGAGCUGGAGUGACUGCUAAUGUCUGGUACUCCCAGCUGGGCUCUGUAAUUAUACUGAGCCAGGCAUAGAGCUGGAGUGACUGCUAAUGUCUGGUACUCCCAGCUGGGCUCUGUAAUUAUACUGAGCCAGGCAUAGAGCUGGAGUGACUGCUAAUGUCUGGUACUCCUAGCUGGGCUCGGUAAUAAUACUGUGCCAGACUGCUGUCUGGUACUCCCAGCUGGGCUCUGUACUCGGUAAUAAUACUGUGCCAGACAGAGCUGGAGUGACUGCUAAUGUCUGGUACUCCCAGCGGGGCUCUGUAAUUAUACUGUGCCAGACAUAGAGCUGGAGUCACUGCUAAUGUCUGGUACUCCCAGCUGGGCUCUGUACUCGGUAAUAAUACUGUGCCAGACAUAGAGCUGGAGUCACUGCUAAUGUCUAAUACUCUGGGCUCUGGAUUCGCCUGCAGUUCCGGGUGUAGCUCCCUCCCAGCGGUCUGGGAUUGGCUGCCUGGCCGGAGUCACGGCGGAGGAGGCGGGGCCCGGGUAUCUAAGCCAGGGAAGCGGCACUAGGCUCCCGAACAGCCCUGCACAUCCCAGCUCUGCAACCCCGCUCCCCGCCUGCCCAGGGAUGAGAAAGCGAGCCGAGCCUGGGCCCCGGGAACAUGACGGCUUUGGUGCGGCUCCGCUGGACCGGGACUGCCGCCUGAAGCGCCUCAGGAUCGGGGGGAGCAAGGGGACCCAGGGCCAUUCUAACCAGGACUGCGACACCAAGGGCAUGAAGCGACUCAGCAGGUAGGUACCGGGGCAGGUGACCGCACACCUACACAACAUAGAUCGCUGUAUUUAUUAUUCUUUGUUAUGGAUUAUUUGUGGGAGAUGCAGGCUAUUAGGGUAAAUGGUAACAGUGCAACAAGGGAUAUAGAAUGGAGUGAUAGAAUUUGGAAUGUAGAGGUGAGGAUGCAAUAAGAAAUGCGUUUGGAAUACAGAGAUGGGGAUAUAGAAUGUCGGGAGGUACAGCAACAUAGGAAUUGUCUAAAUGGCAAAUCCAUAUAUUAUAAAUUUAGCUCAUUUACAAAUCUCUUGCUCUGUGGAAUCUAGUGUGUAUUAUUUGCUUGUGUGUGUGUGUAUAUGUGUAUGUAUGUGUGUAUAUAUAUAUAUUUUUUUUCAUUCUAAUUCUGCAGGGGGGGGGGGGUGUCUGUCUGUCUUAUUAAUCUCCUUCAGAGUACAUGUGUACUGCUAAUACUUUUUUUUUAUUUUUUGCAUUUCGUAACCUUGGCAUUCCAAGUGUCUGGAAACUAAUUUCCCAUCAUGUUCAUUGGACAUCAAAAGAAAUUUAAUCUUCUUUUACCCCCCUCCCCCCAUAUAAAAUCUAGGAUUUCACAUGUUCCAUUUCACCAUGAAUACUACUUUUUAUAGAUGAAAUUAACUAACUAUAAAUGACAAGUGAUGAUGAGUAGAAUCCUGAUGGUAACUAGUGUCUAUGUAAAAGAUAAUUGCUGGCUUUGCAUAUAUUUUGUGAAAGUUCUGUUAAGCAGUCUGUAAUACUCGUAUAUAGUUACUAUGCAAUAUGUUUUGGAGGAAAUAAAAAGCGACCUCGUGAAAUUGAUAAAAUGUCCUGACACACAUGAAUUGGACGGUUGUGCUUAUUAUGCAAUUGCUCUUGAACCUUUUAAACUAGAAGUAGCUUAAUAAACCACAUUUACACCACACAAGUAGAUAAUCCUAAUGCAAGCCUUACUGGGCAUCAUACAUUUGGAGUACUACUGUCAGAUGUGACUUGUAAAUACUUUGCUGUUGUAUGGAACUAGGGAUUUUUCAUGAGUAAACUGGGUAACCCAUUUUGCUUGUGCUUAUUUUUGGUUUAGUGUACUAUACAUCCUCAUUUCUCAAGUAUUACAUUUAACCCUUUUUGUAAGUGGUCUCACAAAAAACUGUUUUGUCACUCAAGCUGCCUCAGCAGUUUACUUUAGGAAAGCGAAAUGGACUGAGCCUGCUGAUUAGGAUUUACGAUGAAAAGAAUUCUGACACUAGCUAUUUCACUUUUUGGCAAGAAUUUCUGCCAAACGUCUGAACUGUAAGUUUACUUUUAAUUGUGUAGUUUUCAUCAGUUCUUUCGGUUUCUAUAGAGUUUAUUGCUGUAUGUAGGUAGUACCUUGAAAUACGAAAUUCUGCCCUUUAGGGUUCCACAAAUUUUGGCUUAUGUGGAAUCCAUAAACUUUCACGGUGACCCAGUUUUGGACAGUUUAACAGAUAAAAUGACUUUAUGGAGCCAAUUUGCAGAUUAGUCCUCUGCUUAUAAAUGGCUUUAUCUUGUGUUUAUUUUGCUGAGACAGAUUUAAUUUAGCUCAAAGCCAAAUCUUUAAAUUUGUUUACCAGCAGUACCAUUUGUUGAACUAGUAUAAAAAUCUGUCUAAAAGUUAGGCUGUGUGGAAGCCAUCUCGCAAUAUUUUUUAGUUUUUACUGCCGCCUUAUCCAACAAUGCCAUUGUGAAUCAUUAACCUUUUGAUCAGUGGUGCAAAUGCCUAAAAUGUGUAAAUGUACAUAUAUUUUUAUACAUGUUUGAGAUUGGUUUGGCAUUUUGAAAGCUGGCAAACAAGAAAUCUAAAUUGCAGGUCAUGGGUACUAUUUGAGUGGCACUGCUGGUUUCUGAUAGAAAGGUAAUUUUUAAUUUCUUUAUCAUUUUCAGCUGUCAGUAGUUUAAUCAUUAAUUUCCCUUACCUUAUCUGAUUUAAUGACUGUGUAAUUAAUAAUUCUUACUGCAUUAUUUACUAAAGUGAGUUUCAAAUAAGAGAGAACCAGCAAAAAUAGCAGACUUGGAUGAAUUUUCUAGUUUAGAUAUUUUGCCAUUUAAUGGCAUGUCAUGCCCCAAACUACAUGUGCUCAAUCCAAUGAGCAUAAGAUUUUAUCUAUACAUUAUGCUGACAGUUUUUCUCUCAGGUGUCAAUCACUCCAUUCCAACACUGGCAACAAUGGGUUUACUAAUGGUAUAUUGUGAUUUGUGUGUGUGUGUGUGUGUGUGUGUGUAUAUAUAUAUAUGUGUGUAUAUAUGUAUAUAUAUAUAUGUGUAUAUAUGUAUAUAUGUGUGUGUAUGUAUGUAUAUAUGUGUAUAUAUAUAUAUAUAUAUAUAUAUAUAUAUAUAUAUAUAUAUAUAUAUAUAUAUAUAUGUAUUGUGUAUAAUUUCCUUGCACUCACGCUUUAAUUGUUCCCAACGCCGGGUACAUACGCCAGAGCUCCAAUAGACACAAAUGGCAAAAAGUGGCUGCUCACCGGACUUUUUUUAUUGAUUUUUUUUAUUUUUUUUAUUUUUUCUCUAUCUCUUGCCAACUUCAUUGACCAGAUUUGCUCUGCUUGGGUUUGCGGAGGACCGCCAGGAGGUGGGUGUUAAGUUUACAUUGAAUACACUGGUGUGUGUGUGUGUGUGUGUGUGUGUGUGUGGUGGUUUUUCUUUUUUUUUUUCUCUCUUUAACCCCUUAAGGACACAUGAUGUGUGAAAUGUCAUGAUUCCCUUUUAUUCCAGAAGUUUGGUCCUUAAGAGGUUAAAGUUGAAAUUCACUUUGAAUUCUCACUUUAGUGAAUAAAAUGGUUGGUGUCUGUACACGUGUAUACAUUACCAGUAUGACACUUUGUCAAUAUAUGUGAUCAUUCUUGUAGGAGCACUUCAUGCAGGAGCCCCCCCCUCCCUUUCCCCUUUAGUUAAUUGUAGGGAUACAUAAAAUAUCUUCAAACAAUUAGACUGAGAUAUCUGAACUUCUCUUGCCUGCUGCAGCAUCCAUGGGGAUCAGAGAUCUCAACCAAUCUGAGUCCUCCCAGGGGAUAGAUAGGUCAGCAGUCCCAAGGAGUUCCAUUGAUGAAAAGGCUUAUAGCAGCAGUUUGUGUAAAUUGCUGUAUCUAUAAAUAACAGAAUGACAGAAGGCAGGAGAGCUCCUUAUACUGUACGCUGCGCAAAGAGCACACAUUGUUAUGGAGAUUCUAAUAUCUAACAAUGUUGCAUACGGUAUAAAUGCUACAAAUACUAAUAGAUUUGUAAUAAAUGCUCUGUAUAUUUGUGUGUCUCUUCUGUAUAAAGCUUUUUUUAAACUUUUUUUUUGAAACAUAUACCCUCAUAGUUCCAGGGCUCCAUCAAAUGGGAAAUUUAUUUUCAGUGUACCUCCACUCCCCAAAACCUUCCUUGCAUAUGUUUAGAAAGAAUCAGCCGCUGGAGAGCAGGGGGAUUCUACAAGCUGUCUCUGGUAUUGCAGCAUGCAGAGACAGCCAGAAUCCAACUUACACUGGGGAUGAAUCCAGCAGUUCCAGUUUCCCAUUUACCUCUCCCUGCCGACAGGUGAACAGCAGGGGGAGGGAAAUGGAAAUCUGUUUCAAGUGUUUGUUUGAUAAGUUAUGCAGUUUAGAUAUACCAACACUGCAAAAAAAACGCAUAAUUAAAUGCAUUUGUGUUUUCAUUGGGGGUAUAUCUACUAAACAUUGCCAUUUUGUAUUUGGGCAGGGGAGUGUCUCUUUAAAUCUGACGGAUCUUAUGCUGUAGUGUUGUUGACACCUUGCAAUAUCAUACUCUGUAGUGCAAGAUAUAACACUGUGCACUAAAGAAUUUGAUAAUAUGGACUGUCCACUUGAUAUAACAGGCAGAUCGUAUAAGAUACAUGUGCACUAUUUUUAUUUUUUUUCAUUUAAAAAAAUAAAUAAAAAUCGACUGGGAUUUUUGUGGUCCCUUCAUGACACACUUCAGAAUAGAAAUAGCUGCAAAUGAAAAUGGUACCAGUAUUUGCAUCAAAGAUAGAACAAACAGAGGCUGUAAUUGUAAAGUUUGGCAUGGUUCCAGCAGCAGUAACAGUAGCUCCGCUGAACAGGCUUAUUCGCAGGUAGACGACAUAGCCUUUUGUUUAAAACGGCAAUUUCUUUGUAUACAUAAUUCACUUUCUGUUGUGCUUUGUGCAAGUUCUCUGUUGGGUAUCUGAGCAUUGCAGAGACUGUAGCUCUGCAGGACUUUCUUUGCAGUAGAAGGUGAGUAUGCUGCACUGUAUUCUGGUUUGGUUUUAUUUCAGUGUUACUCAUUAGUUAACCGUCAUUUUUGUCUAAAGAUAUUCAUUAGUCUGGGUGUCAUGUACCUGUCGGUUUAACCAUGCAGCGUAAAACAUUGCUGUUUUGCAGGAAAGGCAAUGUUUAUAUUGCAAGCUUUAAAUGCUUUCAGUGGACUAACUGCCCCUAGAGGCGCUUCCUUUAAAAAAAUGUAUGAUGCUCAUGCACACUAGCUUCCCAAUGCUUUCCAAUUGGUUAAAAUCUUCUCUCUUGAUGAUCUCAGCCAUAAGGGCAGGAUGGCAGUGUGGAGACUGGCACUGCGAGGGAGAAUAGGUAAGUAAACUAGCUCCCUUUUGCACAAGGUGGGGGCUGGGAACAUAAACUCCUAACAAGGCACUUUAGCAUUAGUAUUCCUAACACUAUAGUGUUCCUUUAAGAUGCAUAAUAACUGUUCUGUCUAUUGAUAGAUUUUAUGGUUUUCUUGUGUGAAAAUGAAACCAUGUUUGCUAUGCAAGGAUAAAAAAUAACAGCGAAAGCACCUGCAAAAGGGGUUGAUGGAAAGCACUCUGCUGAACAAGCAGAAAAUAAUUGCACUGUUGAAAUCACCAAAUGUUGUUCACAAACUAAUUUGAAAUUCGACACACAUCCACAUGAUGAGCGCUACAUAAACUAACCUAGCUUGGAUGACUGAGGUUAUGCAUUUGACAGGUGUGUAGCUUUUACCCACUGUGCGGCAUCGCAAUGUGCAAUUUCCAUCCAAUGUUGCUAUUUAUUAUAACAAAAAAAAAAUUAAAAAAAAUGUUUUCUCUCUUCUGCUAUUGAAAGGUAUUAACAUUAUUUGCAGAACCCCAUAGAGGAGGUGUCGCAAACUGGAGCAGACUUUUUCUUUAUUCGUUCUCUUUUUUUUGAAGCCAUUAUGUGUUCAGACAUAAAUCAUGAUGCUAAUCUACAUAUCAAAUGAAAGGGUUACAAGUGUUUUUAUUAGAAGAAUUCUUACUGGCAUGCCUCCCUUUCCAACAAAAAUAAAAGGAGGAAAAGAAAGCCUUGCCAACAGGCCAGUUUCUUCCUGCAACCUAAUCCUUUUUGUCUAAAGGCAGAGGGAUGCCCCACAGGAUGGUUGAGGGUAGACCUUGGGCAGCAGGGAGGGGGUAUGCUGUUGGUGAUGGUUUGAAGAAACCCCAAUUAAGUCAAGUCACUCAAAAGCUAUUUGACUCAGUAAUAAGUAAUAUAACUCUCAGGUUAUCAUAACCACAACAGGGUUCUAAUGGUUGAGUUGACUGCCGUUUUUGAAGCACCAGAUUUGCUCCUAUAUGAUAUAAAUGUGUCCAAAGCAUCUGACAGCCUCCCUGCAUUGCAUAUAAUCCCAAUGAAGUUGCAAAUGACUAUGAAGUCAUUUGAGACAAGUGACUAUGAAGAAUAAUGGAAGGUAUUUCUUAACAUAAACUUAGAUCAAGGCAAAGGACAUCCUGGUAAAUGUUAUGGGCUGUGUGUUUUAAGUAGCUGUGGACAAGAUCUUCAGAUGGAAAUAUGUAAGACUAUGCUAUAGUGGUUAUGGUGCUUGGAGUAUUCCAUUAAGUCAUAAAUUUUGUGUGGCAUUAUGAAAGUAACCCCAUACUAAAGCAUAAACAAAAAUAUUUUAGUCAGCAUGCAUCUCACAAAAAGCCGUACAAGCAGAAAACAUUUGGAAACGAUCAAAUGACAGGUGCAGGAAUACUGGAACCCAGCAUCUCAAAUUAUAGACUCAGUCUGGGUGGAAAAUAGUAAUUACAGUUGGGUACAUUUUAGACGCAUGAGUUUUUUUUUUUUUUUCUUUGUAUUGGGGUCAUUCCAUGUCAGGUAUGCAUACGCAGGCUGCCUUCCUAUUUAUUUUAUUUUCUGUAAGUUGAGUAGUGCUUUCUAACAGUCCAAAAUGAAACCAAAUUGUUGGUAACAGUGCUUUACUAAAUUUUUACGGUAUAAAAUUGUGAAAUAUAUUGUGGUUUAUUUAGUCUGAUUUACGAAGGCUAAUCAAAUAAGAUAUUUAAAUAUACCAAAAAAAAGCAAUGUGCUUCCACCAAACAUGAUAAGCUGUAUUGAUUUUUUUUUUUUUUUUUUUAAGGAAAAUUAAGAUUCUGGCCAAUCCAAAAAUGCCCUCAAACAUUAAUUUAAAAUGAACUUGUAAAAAAGGUUAAUUUGUUUAUCACGGUGAUGAUCUAUUAAGUGCAAAAAAAUUCAAUUUUUAACCGUCCUGUCUAGUGCUGCCAUGUCAUCUGCAGUGUGGAUGUUACGCUUUUAUAACAUCCACCCUGGCUGUCCUUUCAUUUGCAUUGCUUAUGGACACAUAAUGAAACAGUGCACAUCUCCUCCUUGACACUGACACUGCCAGCAUGCUGGUGUCUUAAUGGAGUGACGUGUUCUUAUAGUUCCUAGCCCAGCGCUAGAACCGUUGGCAACCACAAUGCAGGCGUUGCUUUGUGUGGAAGGCUAGAGGGGACUGUAUGUGUGUGGUUGUUUUUUUUCUUCUUCUCUCCCAAUCACUCAGUACUUUGCAUCAGGAGUGCAGACCUUAUUAUUGAUUGACAAGAUCCUCCCACCACCCCUGUGUGUAGAUUUGCUCGUAAUUCUGUUAGCACAAUAUAUAGGUAGAAUUUAAUGCUCUUGUGAAUACCAUGACCGGUACAGGCUUAUUGCUGCCUUGAAGAAAGCAACUGCAUAUAUCUGUAGGAGGAAAAGAAGCACUGGGGUGAAAGAAAACAUUGUUAUAGAUUAGGAGUUGUCCUACCCAACAAUGUGGACUACUGGCUGUAGGCAGCACCCAUUUACUUUCCAUUUCAUUAGAACACUUUUUGCUGCAGUGCAAUCAGUACAGUGGGUCACAUGAUUUUCAUGAUGGAGAGCAUAACUGAAGUUUAAUAAAAAUGGAAUGUAGAUAUUUGAAUAUGUUAAAUAUUUUACCACUGAUAUGGAACUGUUAGUAAGCAGUGAGAAUCAUUACCUGCUGGUCAGUCAGUAUUUUGUCAAUCUUUGUUUAAUUCUGCUUUUUCUGUACAUAGAGAGCUCUCCUGUUUCUUUUAAAAGUGAAAACCAUGUGGUUGUAGUUGUCACAAAUAACCGGUUAUGUUGCUUUGUUCGAGGAAUGAAUAUAAUUUUGAAUAUUCUAUGUUUAUUGACACACUCAUGCUUCCUAAAUGUAAUAUCACCCAACUUUUUUUUUUUUUUUAUAUAAACCCCCCCGUAACCCUAAUCUAUACUCUACAUAAUUGCUCAGAAAGUAUGCAUUUCAUUAGUGGAUAUAAGACCAGGCCUCACAUUUUGUCAGUAGCUGUAAGCAACCCGUGCAGCACAUACAGAUUGUGUAUAUUAUCAAUUGUUGCUGAUUGAAAGAUUACUUCUAUUACCUUUUUGAAUCUAAAACACAAUACAACUUUCAUGCUUGUUUUUAUUAAAGGAUCACUAUAGUGUCAGGAGAACAAACCUGUUUUCCUGACACUGUCAUCCUUGGGGGACCCUUACCCUUAGGGUCCCCCUCCAAUGGCGCUGAAGGGGUUAAAACCCCUCCAAUGGUGCUGAAGGGGUUGAAACCCCCUUCAGCUUACCUUAAUACAGUGUCUGGCUCCCUCGGCGCUGUUGACCUCUCCUGUCCCGCCGACGUCAGCUCGAAAGUGGAGCGCAAUGCGAAUGCGCGGCAAGAGCCCCACACAUAUUAUAACAGUCCAUUGGAAAGCAUUUCUCAGUGCUUUCCUAUGGACGUUCUGCACGCUGGAUGCGAAUUUCGCAUCCAGCCUCUAGCGGCUGUCAGGAAGACGGCCACUAGAGGUUGGAUUAACCCUGCUAUGUAAACAUAGCAGUUUCUCUGAAACUACUAUGUUAACAUCUGAAGGGUUAAAACCUGAGGGACCUGGCACCCAGACCACUUCAUUGAGCUGAAGUGGUCUGGGUGACUAUAGUGUCCCUUUAAAUUGUUAGUCACCGUAACCCCAUAUCCUAAAUGAGUGUUUCAUGAAGAUAAAAUCUUUAUAAAAUACAUUGACCGUGUUGGAAUAUCACUGAAGUUACUACCCAGUCAAUAGAUAUACUAAGACAAAGUAGAGACUGCUUUCAUAGUAUUUUUCUUAUGCUUGACAAAAGGCGCAGUCCCUUCUUGUCACGGUAAAGGGCAAAAGGUUUCUGGCUGUGGAGGGUCUCAUGCGAUCAUCGAUAGCGGUCUGUGUGUAUGACACUGACAAUGGCUACUGGCAGCUGGAGUGCCUGGAGCUGUAGAAAAUGGGGAAGAAGAAGAUGGCUGUAGCCAUGAGGUUCAGGCAUUACCUGCCUUCUGCCACCACACUGCCAGUGAAGCAGUCCCCAUCUGGGCUCUUUGCAAAUUAAGUAAAGACCAGUUACAGACCCUUCAACUCACCCAGUCCAUUUAAUCUUAAUGGGGAUAAUUGCCUGUUUUUCGUAAGUAUUUUUUAUUUUAGAAACUCCAGUGUCAUUGUUUACAUUGCAGGAUUCAAUCCACCUCUUCCUGACAGCUGAUAAAGGCACUUCCGUAAAACUCUAAUCUGGGGGGGGAGGGAGAGCACCAGGGAAGGCACGGGGAAGAGGGGGUCUGCGUCGCCGUGCUCCUAGUACUCCUACUACAUUUUACUCGGCUCUGCUCCCGGGCCCCUGAUGAGCCCGCGCCGGAAGGCCCCUCCUCCAGGUGGCUCACAGACGGGUGCAACGCUACUGUAUUCCGUGGAGUUCGGCUGUGAGGGACUCUAUCGCAAAAAUGUCAUCCACUUUGUCCAUCCAUUGUGAUACGGUAGGGAUGUCCGUCGAUUUUCAUCUGGCGGGCAUUAAGCUUUUGGCAGCAUUGAGGAAGUGAGAGAUUUCUUGUAGCGCGUCAGUGGCAUCUGUGUGUGUGGUUGAGUAGCACGGGUACAGGUUCCGGGGGAUGUCCGCGUCCAGUAUUUCUGUUUGUCAUGGAUCUGUUGCCAGUAGCUUGCUAUCUGGGGGCACGUCCACCAUAUGUACAGGUCCGUUCCCUCUGCGGCUUCGUUGCACCAGCACGUUCCAUUGGGUAUCAGCCCCAUAGCGUGCAGUUUGGUUGGGGUCCUAUACCAGCAAGUCAAGAUUUUAUAGUUAAGUUCUUGCAUUUUGGUGUUGAGUAUCCCUUGGUGAGAGAGGACGUGUAUCUUCUUCCAUUGCUGGUCCGUAAGAGUGACUCCCGUAGCCUGUUCUCUGUUGGAGUGGAAGUGUGCUGGGGUCCCUUGGUCGGACGCGAUGAGCAUUGGGUAAAGUAUCGAGAUUCCACGGGUCAAGUGUUCUCCGCUGGAGCAGUGUGUCCUCAUACUGAGUGAGGUCUUUGUAUAUGAGCUGUCUCUCUUGUAGUGCUGUAUUCGGUGAUAUCGGAACUUUAGGAAACCGGUUUAGCAUGUCUGCAUAUGACUUUAGCUAGUUAUUUGUGCACCACGCUGAGCUUCUCUCCCACUGAAACCCUCAAUAUCUUGCUGCGUUAGUCCGCCCGCUAGGUCGGGGUUGUGUACCACUGGAGUCAGGGGCGUCGGGUUGGUCGUGAGUUGUAGUUUGUAUCGUAUUAUCGACCAUGCUCUAAGUGUUGCCCUGAUUAAAUGGGUGGUCCCUUAGGUCUCGGUCCCGCAUCGGGUUCUGCGUCCACGUUACCAACGGGAUGCGUCUGCCAGUCCACGUCCGCUCCAUGUGCACCCAUUGUUUUUCCGUGUCCGGUACGUGCCAGACUAUAUAAUCCACAGGAGAUGGGUGGCUUGGUAGUAUCCCUGCAUAGAUGGCAAGCCCGUCCCUCCAAGGUGCUUCGGGAGGAUGAGCUGUGUCUUUUUUACUCUUGGGCCCGCUGACCACACGAACUUCAGUAUCGCUGAGCUCAGGGAUCUGAAGGCGGCCUGUGGGAUCGUGAUCCAGGUGGAUUGGAACAAGUACAACAGGCAUGGUAUCUUCCAAACCAUGAUACGCAGAGGCUACCCCAUCAUAGCAUAUCCGCGGAGCAUUUGAAAAAUGGGGAGGAAGUUCUCCUGGUAUUGCCGGGUCAGGUCUUUAGUUAGCCAAAUCCCAAGGUACUUCAAUUGCUGUGGGCACCACUGGAAGGGGAAAUGUGUUUGCAGUUGUUCCACCGUCCCGGUGGUAGGGAUUGGGGGAGGGCCUCCGACUUGUUUGCGUUGUUUCAAAUUUGAGAGCUUCCCAUACUUGUCGAAGGCUGAGAGUAGGUUGGGCAGUGAGGCCAGUGGGUUCCCCACCUAAGAAAAGGAAAUGUGCAUAUGCCGCCACUUUAUGUUCCCCCGUCCCGUCUGACCACCCUGAGAAUUGGUUCCAGAGAGAGGGCAAACAUGAGGGGGGACCGUGGGCACCCUUGGCGCUCCCUCUUUUUUUUUUUUUUUUUAUCAUCUCAAACGCUGGGGAUAUGACUCUUUUGAUACGGAGCUGAGCUCUCGGGGUCUCGUACAGGGCUGCGAUCCACUGAAGUAUAUUGGGUCCGAUUCCCAUCGCCCGCAGCAUAGCUUGUAGGAACUGCCAAUCCACUUGAUCGAACGCCUUCUCGGCGUCGGAGAGGAGAAGGCCUCCCUGCGCAGAAUUCUGUUGUAGUUGCAUGAUGUUGAGAGCCCUGACGGUAUUAUCCUUAGCUUCCCUUCCCGGGAUGAAACCAGUUUGGUCCGGAAGGAUCAGUGUUGGGACCAAUCUGUCUAUACGGGUCGCCAGAUCUUCGUAAACCGUUUAAGGUCGGCAUUAAGCAGAGAUAUAGGCCUGUAGCUGGUGCAUGCAGUAGGAUCUUUGCUUUCUUUUGGUAUUACCGCUAUGGUUGCCAGGAGAGUGUCCUCUGGGAACUGACCGCUUUUCAGAAGCGAGUUCAAGCCCUGCAGUAGUUCCGGCAACAGUAAUCGAUUCGGCUUUGUAUCAAAGGAUGGAAUAAAUUAAUGGGAUUAAUAGUCAUACAGAUCAAGUCCAGAGGGGCUCCCAGUGACUUUAGUAUUUGUGGAAGAUAUUCAUCAAAUAAGUGUUAAAUGGCAUACUAGAAUAUGUUCAUGGUUAGUGUCUUGUAAGGGCAUUUAGUAAUGAUCUUUCCAAUGGUAUUGUAAUAACACUGUUUGCAUCAGAGCAAGUUGAACAGAAUGGUGACAGUAAGGUUAACAUUAGGUUGGUUGCACAUUCUUAGUUUAGUGACCCAUUCUUCCAUUGUAAUCUAGUCUAUAAUAAAGUAAAAUCUGCAAAAUACCUUCAGUAUUCUCUUCCCGUUGUGAAAUGGAUAUCCAUUACAAAUAGCAAGCCAGCAGCACUGCAGGGAAUAAUUUGAGAGCAAUUGUUGGAGUUUUGAGGCAUAUGAUAUCCCUGUUCAAAUCACUGGGGACCCACUGAAAUUUUGGUAUUGCAUUGCUGAAUCAAAAUGUAUGUUUAGGAUGUCUUUUUCAUCAGUCCAGAUGGUUGAUUUUUAUUUUGUGUGUCAUUAAAACUUACAUUAGAAGCGAAGGUCCCCCUCAUAACUAAUGGGUCACAUUCAAUAUUGCUACAAGUCUCUAAACAGGGAAUUUUUUUUGUCAAAAGCAGACAGUCCUUCCAAUAUUUUUGCAGGCUUUAUUUGCAAACCUAAUUCUUCGUACAUCUGAUUUAUUAUCCCAACUGAAUGUAUCCUCUACCCUAUGUUUGCUCUGAAAAAAUAAACACAAAUAUACUCAGAAGGGCAAUCUGUCUAUCUUUUGAUUGUGUGGGAGGGGAGGGGGUGUAUUUGUCAGUUUUCAAAGUUGUUUGUCAAAAGACAAGUCCUGCUGUGGCAUGACAUAUGUAUUGCUGUGGGUGCCCAGACCCGCAGUUACUAUCGACCCAGGCUUCGCAUCACCACAGGCCUCGCUCUUGGUUAUAAAAUGAUCUGAAGGAGAAAGCUGUUAUGAGGGCACAGCGAUUUGUUUAUAACCUUAGGAUGUAGUGCUUUGUUAGAAUAGCCUUAUCUCGUUCUUGUAAUGCCCUUAGCCUGCUGUGAGGACAACUUUACCACAUGCUUUGCUAUCAGCUCCUGUUAACUGUAGACCUGUAAGCACAAAAAAAAAAUCUGUAUAUGCUGCUUAACUCCUAACAAAUGUAUUCUUUAUUGCCGUAAAUCUAACAUACAAUUGAAUUGUACUGUGUAGUUAAGAGAUGAAAAUAAUGUAAAUAUAAACCCAUACCCUGUCAACUGUAUGCAAGCUAAGGCUAAGUAAAAAAAACUGGGAGAAGCGUUGAUGCAAGAAACCCCUCUCUCUGGGUUCAUCCAGGCCCCUGAGACUCCCAUUCUGCAUGUUGUGUUCUAGAGGAAGGAAGGAAAAGGGGGAAGAGGAGCUGACAAUUAUUCUAGAGAUGUUUUAAGAUCUCCCUUAUUUGUGUGUAAAUUGUCAUCCUCCCCUUAAAAAACCCAAAACCUACAGUUUGUACACCCCUGCAGAAUUAAAUUUGUUUAUUUUUGUGCUUGAAGUCUUGAGUAAUUCAUUAGAGGUGUGUGUGUGUGUGUGUGUGUGUGUGUAUACAUAUAUACACACACUCAUUUAUUUUUAUUUUUCUUUGUGUGACACAUGUCAUUUGGUGCUCACUUCACCCAUACACACUUUCAAAUCGUAGACUGGGCACCCCAAUAACCCUUACUAAAUCUGUUACUUAAUACUGUUGGCUUUUACUGCAAUAAAAUACCCCCAUUUGUGUGCUGUGAUGAUCCCCCAAAUACAACAGUUUUAUGGUGGUUUUUGAAAGUUACAGGGACAAAUGUAGGUAGGACUAGCCCAUUUUAGUUUGUACAUAUUGAUAUUUGCCGGACCCUUCUUGCCUUUUGAGACUGUAUGGCUGCCCAGGAAUGAGAAUUGCUCCCAUCGUACCACACAAUUUGCAAAAAAAGUCAGCCCAGUGUAUUCAAAAUUGGGUAUGGAAAUUUAACAAAUCGAUUUUCUGGGCCUAUGUCUCCUUUGAGAGUGUAUUGCGUCACUUUUGUAAGAGAUGGAGGAGUUAGCAUUGCGCUUACUGGUUUUCAUAAUGACUUCUCUGCUCUCGGUACUUUAGACCACAAAUCAGAAUAUGACCCUUUUAUACAUAACCCCAGUUUUACUAUAGUUUUUUGGCAGUGAGCCUUAGUUGGCCUACAUACAGCACGGGGCAUGUUUACUCUCUGCAUUACUGCUGUUUAGAAAAAUAUUAUUUCAAUUGCCCUUUAAAAAAAAAAAAAAAAAAAAAAAGGAAAGUGUGAAACGCGCUGUUAAUGUCUAGUUGAGCAGAGUGUAUAAGGUUAGCUGUGUUUUUACUCGGACUAAGGUGCUGGAACGUUUAAUACAGCUGCUAGUGGGACAUGGAGGGUUCUUAAGACUGACUUCUGACCAUUUCAUAUCAGAAGACCAACGCGUAUAUGUGCCACUUUCUUCAGGGCAGUAUAAUUUCUUUUUUCGCUUACAGCUACUGGCUUAUGUGUAAUUAGAUCACCAGUGCAACUCAGAAAUAAGUGUUAUCGUUUGGAUUGUUUUAUAUUCAAUCAGGUGAUUUGGGAUUAUGCUUUGCAUGAUCUAGUGCCGAGCUUAUUUGCAGUGAGCCCCUUCAGGCAUAGGCAACCUUCGGCUCUCCAGAUGUUUUGGACUACGCCUCCCAUGAUGCUUUGCCAGCAUUGUGGGUGUAAGCAUUAUGGGGGAUGUAGUCCACAACAUCUGGAGUGCCGAAGGUUGCCUAUCCCUGUGCACUAGUAUCUGUUUACAGGAUUAUUAGCUGAUUAAUAAUGCUGAUUAUAUGUGCUGUAUAGAUAAUUGUAAGGUUUUGUCCUGUUACUUACAUAUUUUGUAUAGUCAAGACUUUACAACAGCCACAACUGGCUGAAAUAUUUGUUAGCGUCUGCUUGAUUUUCAAACUAAAAGCCUGCACUUUUGUACACUUUGAGUGCUUGGAUCCUCCAUCUAAGGGCUGGCCACAAAUUGUCCACGGGCCAGUGGGAUUUUAUGCGGCCCACCUGUGGAUUGUGACUUCAACUUAUGCCACAAAGCCAUAUGCCCUGUGGGUUGCGAAAAAAUAAUUGUACACAUACAAGGUGGCAGGGCCGAUGACCUGGGGGUGUGUGGACCGCCCAAUGUGCUGUGUACAUAGACAGGGGUUUCGGGACUAGGCCCUGCCCCCUCGGGUAGAUCCUGCCUCCUCUCUUUAGGCAUGAGAGAGGCAGUGCCUAGUGUUAAACCCACUGCCUAUGUUCACACCACACAGGGCGGUCUGCACCCUCCAGCACAUCAGGUCUGCUGCACAUUGUUGAAAAGCACUUUGCCCCCCCGCCUUGCAUGCUUGCCCACGAUAGCUUGUGAAUCCACUUACAGAAAGGGAAACAAUUUUGGCAUUGCAUUCCAGCACAUAAACCCACACCUAUUUAAGCAGACUUAAUAACUACUCACUUACAGUUGGCUAUUAGAGUGCAGGCUUGGGCCAUUAUCUCCAAAGUGACAGUAACUCUUUACUAAAUAGAUUUUAUCUUGUAUGGCUGCCACGCCUAUACAAGCAGACUUUAUAAGUAAAGUAAUUUACAGGUAUUAGGUAAGGGCAGUGAUGGCUAACCUUGACACCAUAAAUUGUUUCUGGACUACAUUUCCUUUGAUGCUCAGCUAGCUUUUAGACUCUAAAAGUUAGCUGAGCAUCAUGGGAAAGUAUUCCAGUAACAAUUUAUGGUGUCAAGGUUAGCCAUCAAAAUACAGAUCUUCAUUCACCUAUAAAUUCCUUGCAAAUUUACUGUGAUUACAACAAAAAAUAUUGAAAUUAAUAAAGCAACUUUAGUAAACUAAGCAGAACUACUGCAGAGCUCUCAUUAAAAUCAACAGUUGGCAUUUGUAAGACCGUUAAACGGAAUGACGUCAUAAUAAGGUAUUGUAUGUAAUUAUUAUUUAUAAAGCGCCAACGAAUUCCGCAGCGCUGUACAAUAGGUGGACUAACAGACAAGUUGAACACAGAGGGAUUGUUGAGGGCCCUGCUCAAUGAGCUUACAUGCUAGAGGGAGUGGGGUAUAGUGACACAAAGGGUAGGGUAGGGUAGGGAAGAAGGUUGAUAGGAUUCAUUGAGGGCUUAGUGUUUUGUUCUGAGGAAUCCAGUUGCAGGGAGGGAUAUGCUUUCCUGAAGAAAAAGGUUUUCAAAGAUUUUUCUUUUUUAAGGAGUGGAGACUGGGUGACAGUCUUAGAGAGGGGAAGGGCGUUCCAUAUGAUUGGUGCAGCCCUAGAGAACCCUUUAAGGUGGACAUCAGAGGUGGGAGUACAGAGGUUAGACGUAGGUCUCCGGCAGAGUGUAGGGGCCUAGACUGGACAUAUUUGUGUAUUAGGGAGGAUAGAUCAGAGCAGCAUUGUGUAGAGAUUUCUAAGCAAGUAUCAGGAUCUUAAAUUGAGUCAUAUCUUACAGGAAGCCAAUGUAGGGACUGACCGAGGGGGGCAGCAUGGGAGGUGCGGGCGGACAGGAAGACGAGCCUCUCCACCGCGUUCAUUAUAGACUGUAACGGGGCAAGUUGAGAACACGUAAGACCACUGAGAAGCGAAUUACAGUAGUCAAGGCAAGACACGACAGCGGCAUGGACAAGCAUCCUGGCUGUAUCAGGCGUUAAAUAGGGGCGGAUGCGCGCUAUCUUUUUGAGAUAGAAGUGGCAGGAUUUGGCGAUUGGAUAUAAGGCAUGAAGGAGAGGUUGGAGACAAAGCUAACUUUGCAUGCGGCCCUCGGAUUACCGAUUGUUGGACAGCCCUGCUUUAUCUAAUUAUUCAGUUAUCUUGUAGUUCUUAACGCUUUGCACUUUUUAUUUUUCCUCUUUAAGUUAUAAUCUGUACCAGAUUCAAUCCUCUGUUAUUUUAAGUGUACUAGAUAUUUUAGAUGGAUAAAAUCUUUUCUUGAUCAAACAUGGCAGCAUCUACUUUACCCAGAAAUCCCAAACUAAUUUCAGGGAGGUUACUUCACUAGCUACUGGUGCGUGCCCCCUUCCGCCGCUGCCAAUAACCAUAUAUGAUCAAGAACAUUGUUUUAUUUUGACCUGGACACAUUCUGAACUGACUUUUGAAAGUCCCUAAAUCCUGGACUGGUAGAGGGGGUCCUUGAGGACUGGAUUGAGAACCCCUGGGUUAGGAGAGGGCUUUCAAAGGCAGCAGACAAGAGAAAUGCAGGUUUUGUAAGCGAUUUUUACAUUGGGGUACAGAUGGAAGCCUAUGGUUUAAACAAUUUAGGCUGUCAGUUGUUCAAAUCCCCAUUUGCUGCUGAAACACAGGCCUGCAGCAGUUCAUCUGUCUCCAUGGUUGUUUAGUGUGUUUAACCCCUAAGUACAUUAGUAAUUUAGAAUAAAGACUAGUAUAAGUACCUGGGUUAGGUUCUGUCAGUUCCUCCUUCUAGAAGGUGCUAGAACACAUUUAGGAAGUCUUUGGUGAGAAUUUAGGUACGUUUUAUAUAUCCAAUGAAGCAUUUUACAAAAGAGUGCUGGUAAUGGAUAUCCUGGUUGUAUAAAGUCUGCCUGAAUACCACAGUCCUGAAGGCAGCAAAGAGGCCAAUACCCACGGAAAGAGGUUUGCCUGGGUGACUGAUUAAAGUACACACUUAAAUAACAUGCGUUAAAAAGUCCACGCAGACUCUCCCUAUCAAGCAGGGCUUGACAAAUUUGGAAGCAGCUAAAAAUGUUAGGAGCCAGAUAUUUUUACGAACAAAACUUUUAAUUUUCAGCGACCAAAAUAAAAUUCUUAAAGGAAUACUAUAGGCACCAUAACCACUACAGCUUAAUGUAGUGCUUCUGGUGUCUACAUUAAAAAGCCUGCAAGGACUGGCUAUAAACACUGCCAACAUUGCUGGCAAAUCACACCUCUAGUAACAGUCACUAGGUGAUUCCUAGUCCAGUGCUGCACAGUGUGUAGCAAUGACGUUUGGCAUCUGCACGCACUGAAUGUUCCCCAUAGAGAUGCAUUGAUUCAAUGCAUCUCUAUGGGUAGAUGCUGAAUAGUGCAUGUGCAAUAGCUUAGCAUUGCUUUCCUAUAGGCUAAGGUCAUCAAGAUUGACUCUUAGCCAUGGAGGUGGGGCCAGCCAUGGCGAGACCGGCAAGGGGUGGGAAAAAAUUGGUUAAAAAUCAGAGGGAGAAGGACACACUCAAAAAUGUAUCAUUUAAAAAAAUGUGUAUUUUAAUAGAAAUCCACCCAGCCUCCCUACAUUUUGGGAGAGCUGGAGUGGAUUGACUUUCUUUGGGGUCCAGUAGGGCUGCUGUAAUCUCCAUCUCACGCGGUGUUGCGUGAUGGCAGGGCCGGAGUGACCUCAUAUUCUGGCUCCCGGCAUGACCGCGUUCUCCCUCACUGCCUUAACUGACCAGCUCACAAAUCCUAGGCGUCAGGAGAAAACUCCUAGUCUGAGGUUUGUCGAGUCCUGCUAUGAAAGUAUUGAUUUUGUUACCUGUGCCUUUUAGCACAUACACAGGAUUCUUUUUUUCUCUUUCAAUGUAAUAGUAAAAAUAAUCAGUGGAUUUACUUAAUUGAAAUUCUGAAAAGAAUAGUUGAUUGCAGCCCUUCCAGGCUCUGUAUUAUCUUGAGGUAUAGCCUGUGUGUUGGCAGAUUUAGUAUUAAAUGGAACAGUGGUCUUGUAUCUUAUGCCAAGUCUCCUUUUUAUCCUUGUCUCUUAUUUAUUUUAGCACAUUAUGUGUCUGCAGAUACCAUUAUAGGUCCUUUUUAAACUGUUUCAUUAAAACUGAUUUGUGAAAAAUGGGAAACACUACCAAUUUGUGUUGUCGCUAUUGCCAAUUAUAAUAAUUUUGAGAAAUUGACAGUGGUUUACCUUUUUUUUUUUUUUUUAAACUUCCGUAGAAUUAGCCGCUAACCGGCUCACCGCUUCCAUACUGAUAUUGAAAUACUCAAAUUGCUUGGAGAGAAACUUGCAAAAUGCAGAUAUUUCAGAUGGCUCUGUGUAUUGUGCAAAUUUUUAUUAUGGGUUUCACACUACCUACAGUAAUACCCAAUUUGCAAUAAAACUCUAUUAUAUAAUGUGUUAGAGUUUGAGUCCAAAUGCAUGUCUGUUUUGCCUCUUCACUCCUGUAUGCUGCAUCUGAAAUAUGGUAAACAGUACAAAUUGUGGUGUUCAUUCCUCCUAAUGGUUUUACACUAGGAAUAUAUACUAAAGGUUGCAAGGUUUUGCUAGUAUAGUCUCUUUCCUACUUUCCUUCUUUCCUUCUUGGACAAUAACUACUACAGUCAGCUGUCCUGGUUCCCUCAAGGGGAAAUCGCCAAACCAUUUGAGAACAGUUUUAUAACAUACUUUGGGUCCACUGGGCACCUCCUUGUGUACUUCUGGAAGCUCCUGCACUUUUAUGACACGGCCUUCUGGCCUGAUGGGAGGUGCCACCUGGCAGUCCACUGGUAAUUUCUCAGACCUCUCUCAAACGCUUUUGACUACUUACACUGGGAGAACUGCUGUUCCCUCCUUGCACCUUAACCUCUAAAGGAGACAUAGUGGUUAUGGUGCUUGGAGUGUUCCUUUAAUAUAAUCUGAUUUAGUCCAAUAUGUGGCCUUUUUUUUUCAUUAACCUUCUUUUUAUAGUAAACCAUGUCAUUAUGUACAACAAUUUCCAACAGACCCAGCAGAAGAUAAUGUUUAAAGAUCAUUUUUUCCAUGAAGGCUGUAUGAGUCCAAGCCAGAUGAAGUUUGGAUCAGGCAGCAUAGCAGUGAUACUGCAGGGGCAUGAUCUAUACACCCAAACUGCUUUAUGAAGCUAAUGUUUGUGGGUUUAUUUUAUUUUUUUGGUGCCUUUAGUAUCCCUUUAAUGGUUUAUUUAUGUAGAUGCCCUCCGUUUAAAACUUGAACUGCAUGGGAGCAGACUGUUUAUGUGUGUCCCAAAGUAGAAAUACUGUUUUUAAUGGCAUAGUUGUUUUCAGGGCACUCUUCUACUGCCUCAUGACAUUCUGAUUCUCGGUGCCAGGAGGUAGUGUUAUUGUGUCAUUUCCUCCUGGAACACUGCAGGAAUAAACCACUCAGGAGCACAGGUAGCAUUGAAACUUUCUCUGUUACUGCAGUAUGCAGAGAGAGCCCACAAUUUGCUAGACACGAGGAACAAAUUGCUGCAGACACCAGAAUCUCUGCGACUCCUGACUUAGCUUAGAUACUUGGGGGAGGUGACUAUAUAUAAAGCGUGCAUGGCUUCUUGGAGUUUAUUUCUGUUGUUCCCAAACUUCUUAAAAAUGUGCGAUAACAAAUGGUAACCAUUCUGUAAGGUGGUAAUAGUAAAAAAAUAAUUUUUAUUUAAUUCCGACUGGUGUUUUGACCAGACCUGUGCAAGCUUAUUCUUGUCUUACAGACCAGCUCUACAUGUUGUGGACAGAAUAUUAGCUAAAGUAAAAUACCUAUUUACUCUGCAUAACAAUCAGUAUUUUUCAGUGACUACUCAAAAUGGCCGCUGGGAGUCAUCCCCUCCCAUUGUGUAACCAAGAUGGAGCUGGAAUCGGGGGGAGAAUUUCAUGAUAACAGUAACAUGCACACCCAGUAGGAUGUGCAUUGAAUAAACCACCUAACAUCUGACCAAUUAUUGUUGUAUUUUUCUGUUAUCUGUAAUUAUGCAUGUGAUGUAUUUGUGCUUUAUAAGGGGCUCCCCGCCCCCUGAUUAAACAUUCCUGAGUAUUUCAUCAACCAGGAAACAUGUGUCUGGUGUGAUUUACUAUGGAAAGCAUGCAUGCACCAUAACCAAUUUGAAAAGGGGCAGAUACACAAAAAUGAUCAAACACUUGAUUUGAUCCUUAGCUACAGUAAAGGAUUUUCAUUGCAACACUGGUUCAUAUAAAAGAAACAUCUAACUCUGAUAUACAAUGGUUACUGAAAUCAGUCUACCUCGUUGAAAUUUUUACACCGAAAACUCUAUGAAUCUAUUUCAGUUGAGAUCACUGUAUGCAGCAGAUAUUGCAGCCUUUUCAAAGCACGGCCGUUUUGAUUUCUAAACGGUUAUUUGUGCAUCCAAACUCCAGCAUAUCUGUUAACAAAAGGAAGGUCUCUGGGGUGCAUUGAAUACUUAUUUUUAUGCCGUAUAUUUUUAGUUACAGGUUAAUGCAUUCUCUGCAAUGAAGAGAUCCACUGUGUUCUGGAAUAGCACUGCAGCUACUAAGGCAUGAGAUCAAGUCAGCAUUGUGUUUUUCCAGUUCUCCAUAAGCAUUUGUAAACCUGUAUUUAAAUUGCAAUGUUUUUGACAUAUUCAUGUGAAGCAACUUUCAGAAAACUUAGGUCAUGCUGCUGUAUGUAAAACUAAAAUACAAAAUAAGUGUGUGUUUGUUUUUUUUUUUGUUUUUUUAAAACCUGCCUUUUGAUCCAAGGGUAAGCACGAAGUCUAUAGUGUAGGGAAAGUAACUGUGACAGAACAAGUGUUUACUAUUUGAUUCCAUGUCAAAGCUUGAAUUGCUUGUAAGGGUUUGAAACUGAUUUUGUAUUGCAUGAAUACACUCGGGAAGCAUUCUCUGUGGUUGCCUUCACUCUAUAGCAGUUGAAGGUUUCUGUAAACGUUCAUGCUUGCAGUAGGAAAGAGGGUGGUAGAUAUACAGAAGGUGAAUAAAAUAUCCAAUGUUAUAAAAAAAAAAAAAAGUGACUCGGAUAAAUUGUCAUUCGUGUUUUGAAUAAAAUGAAGAGAUGUGAAUUAAUUUCCAUACCACCAUCUGUCACAUUUCUUUUGCUAUAAAGUGUUUCCUGAGCUACUUGGCGUUUUUAUUUAGUCCCUUACGGACUGGUGAGGGUAUCAUAUAGUAUCUGAGUUCUGGGUCCUGUUAUGAUCACAAAUACAGGUUGUUUUGAAAAGAUACAUUGGGGAAAAAAGAUUUAGGAAAAAAUGCUGGUUAUAUGUAAAUGAUCUUGGUACAAUUACUCAGACAUUUAAUGCUGCAAAGUUGUUAUCCAUCAAAUGUUUCAUUUUUAAUUUUUAUUUAUUUUAUUAUUUUUUAGGCGCUAUGGUUUGUGGUCCCGGUUACGAAUGUGCCUAAUCUUCUUGGUUGGAUUGUACAUAGCCAUUCCAUUUUUAGUAAAGAUCUGUCCUGCUAUCCAAACUCAGUUGGUCUUUUUAAAUUUAGGUAAGUGUUCUGAUUUCUUCCAAAUUUGUAAUCCUGUUGUCUCUUUCAGUGUAGAGCCAAGGUUGAUAUAGAACAAAUACCCAAAGGUAAUCUGCAAUACAAUAGUAACAGAGAAAAACAUCUUGUAAGUGUGCCUUUAUAUUAAAAAGUGUCAUUUUAUUAAGAUACUCUGCACUAUUAUUUUCUUUGUUUCCUUCUAUAUUUGCCAUGAUGUUCCACAAAUCCUGAAGUUUCUACAUCUUUCAGAUAUGCUUACAAUCAAUAUUGGUUUGUGAGUGUGACUUAUUAUCAAAUUAUUAACUCACAAUUGUUGUAACAUUAUUGCACUAUGGUUUUUCUGUUACUAUUGUAUUGUAGAUUACCUUUUUGGGUAUUUUUUUUUUCUAUAUUGCUUUGAAGACUGAGAGGAGUCCUUAUCUACAGUACAAGGGUAAUUGUUGUAAAUUUUUUACCUACUGCCCACUGAGUGUGUGUUUUAUUCACUAAUAGUUGUAUCUGUAUACAUUAUAUCUAGAGCCAAGGUUGGCAGACUUAAUUUGAACAAACCAUUGACUAACAUUGAUGGUAGUUGUCCAGUAGAAAGAAAAGAGACCAGUUUGCCUAAAUCUCCACAUAGCCAGUAAUGCGUUAUUUCAUGAACAAGCCAACUGCUCACAUGCAAAAAUGGUCAUCCUACUUGAGUGGUUUAGACAUCUUGUGGUAUGAAGAGGCUGUCAGACGUCCUAGCACUAUAACUGCUAUCUUCCAUAUAUAUCAUGCAUACAUUUAAAGGGGCAAAUAGCCUCUCCAUGUUAGAGUUUGUGUUAGUGCAGGUUUGACUCUCUGAAUGUUUUGGUUGCUAGUACCUGGAUAGCAGGAAAUCCCAGCUGCACAAAACAUUAAAGGGACACUAUAGUCAUCAUAACUUUAGCUUAAGGAUUCAAUUUUAGUGUAUAGAUUAUGUCCCUGCAGUCUCACUGCUCAAAUUUCUGCCAUUCAGACGUUAAAUCACUUGGCUCAUGCAGCCUUAGGCACACCUCCAUGCGUGCGGCUUGCACAGGAUUCCUAAACUCUUCACAUAAAGUAAUCUAAUGUUUAGACUUCCUUUUAUUGCAAAUUAUGUUUAGAAUUUAUCUCCUGCUCUGUAGCUUUCUAGACCCUUCAGGAGCUUCCUGUAUGUAAUUAAAGUUCAAUUUACAGAGCAGCAGACAAAACAAAUAAUUACUUAAGUUACAUCUGAUUGAAAAUGAAACCAUUUUGUUAUCAUGCAAGCUGUCAUUAAGAGCCAGGGGAAUUGUGGCUAGGGCUGCAUAACAAAAGUGAUUUAACGCCUAAAUAGCAUUGAAUUGUGCAAUGAAACUUCACAGGCAUGAUCUAUACACUAAAACUGCUUCAUUAAGCUAAAGUUGUUUUGAUGACUGUAGUGUCCCUUUAAAUAUAGACAAGGCGUUACCACUUUAGUCUCAUUUGCCAAGAAAUUAGUGAGGCUUUCCAUUUAAAGAACAUGAGAUUUUAAUUCGCCAUGGGAAAGUGUUUUGAAGUUUCCCAAGCUCCUGUUUUUUUGUUGUUUUUUUUUUGUUUGUUUUUUUUGCAAUGCUCAUAAACCUUUGCUGCAGAUGGCAGCUGAAUAGUCAAGCCUUCAUGGACCUUUAUACUAAACACUGUACAGAACAUGUGGAAGACCCAGUCUCAACUGCCCUUAAAGCAGAACCACUUAUAAACAAUAUAAAGCCACAAAAAAAAAGACAUCCUUCUGGAAAGUGCUAAAGAAAGAAGUGGUUAUUUAAAAUAAUUUUUGCACUUUACUAUGUAAUGCUGUGGCAUUUGGAAAAUGCUUUCGUAAUGUAACCUAGGGCAUGAACGUAUUACAAAUUGUUACGUCAAACUUUGUACACAAACAAACUUUUUUUUUUGCCACACAUCCCCUUCUAAAAAAAAAAAAUGCACAAUACCUGGUUUAUUAGAAGCUCCAGGGAUUAUGAAGAUAUUUUGAUCAAGCUAUUUGUCUGACUUUCUCAACCUUUUUGUAGGCAAAUUUGUAAAAAUCAUAUGAUAUUGCUUAUCUUUGCAUUCGUGGCUUGUGUAACUUAAUCAUGUGAUCUUUAGAUGUAUUAUAUUCAUCUAGAAACGGAUUUAAGGAAGAUAUGUCUGACUAUGAGACCGUGUCACAUGCUUACAAGGUAAAAGAGGGCUAAAAACAGAACUCACUCUGUGACUGAGCUCAGCAGAAGUUGUACUCCAUAAAACUUCAGACAGAGACUAAAUUUUACUUAGCUUUCCAGUUAAGCAGAUAAAACCAUACAAAAAUAAGUCCUGCAGACAAACUGCUAGUACUCCUGGGCGGCUGUAAUGACUAUCAACCCCAAUACAUACAAUAAAAACCAAAGAAAAGCGUCACUUGCUCACUAUCCCAAAUCCCUAUGUAAAUUUAAAUAACUGGAUGUUUUUAGUAGGCCACAAAUGGCAUUUUUUUUUUUUAAACCCCCCUCCCGAUUCUAAUACAUCUAAUAGCCCCACUGGUUGCCCCCAAAUGCCCCUAUACCCCCAUAUUACCUAUAUUUAAUGUUUAUUUUCUGCCCUGACCUAGGUCCUGGGCGCCACCAUCUUUGUGUGGGUAGAUGAAAUCCCUGCCCAAAUUAGAUAGCGCUGUGAAAUUCUCGCACAUGCAAAGUUCGGCAUUCGGACGGGAAUUUUGACCAAUUAUUCUUCAGAAAUACCGAAUGUCUGUUCAUUUGUUCGUUGGUUUAUUUUAAGGAGGGAGCUGCCAGCUUAAUAUGUAAAAAUAGAAGCGUCAGGGAGCUAUGCUCCCCGCCCCUUCCUAACCCUCCACAUGUCCUCCCUCACUCUAUAGGGGUUAAUAUGACCCCCCAUAAUAGCAUAAGGGAGAUUCAAAUCUUCUGAAUGCCCCUACUAGCUAUGCUGCGAGUAGGGGCAUGUCACCUAAACAGUGAGCAGCUGGUGGCUGCUCACUGUUGUGAACCCCCAUCUAUUAACUAGCCCCUCCCCACCUAUCAACUAGCAGAGGGUACAUAGUGUCCUCUCCGAACUGCCACCUAUGCACUGAAUGACAAUGACUGGGGGACCUAUUGUCCCCCGCCCCGGGCCCCAACCCAUGGGUGUCGGGUGGGGGCUCUACAUGAAAUUGGGGGGGGGCGACCUAUUGUGCCCACCCAUGGUCGGCAGGUGGGGGCCCUAAAUGGCAAUGGGGGGACCUAUUGUCCUAUUGACCUAUUGUCCUUCCCCCAGCCUCCACCCAUGAGCGGUGGGUAAGGGCUCUAAAUGGGGGUGGGGGGGGCGGGAAACCUGGGGAGGAUGACUAGGGGUUCCCAAGCCCCUUGUUUGCCCACCCUCCCCCAAAAAAUACAUUUCUACCUACCCCCACCCCCACCCUAAAAAUAGUGAGGGGUGACACAAUAAAACCAAGUCCCUGUAAAUAAAAAAUACUUACCAUUUUAAGUCUUCUCUCUUCAUCCCCAAAAAAGGCCAAAUUAUAAACCAUAAAGCCCGUCGAAUGUAUAAAAUAUAUAAGACCCGAGCGCCCAAAAAAAAAUACUCUAAAAAAAAAAAAAGAAAAUCCGUUAUUUGUUGGAUUCCUGACUAGGGGCUUGGGGACCUAUGUCUCACCCCAUUGUCACCAGUGAUAUAACUAGUAGGGGCAGGAUAAUAUUAAGUUAAGUAAUUAAAAUUAAUAAGUAAUUUUUACUUGGUAUUAGUAAACUAGCCUUUUGGUAGAUAGCUCCCUAAUACUGUGGAAAUUAGGGACCUAUUUACUAAACGGUUGUAAGAUGCAGCUGCAGCACGAAUAGGAUCGGAAUUUUUCAUUCAAAUGAAAUUCCGAUACGAACAAACUAGCGAAUGCCAUUCUAACACUAAUGAACAAACUGUUAAUUCUGUUAGGGCGGAAUUCGGUAUUUUUGCCAGCAUCCUAUCUGUAUGACCGGAUGCUGGGGACUAGUGAAAGGAAGCAUUGCGAGAUCAGGUGAAAAUUGUGGGGAAAUGUCUUUGACCGCGAGAAGUGGGUUAAAGCUGGUCAAGCGUAGGAAACCUCCAUAUGUUUUAAAAAAAAAAAAAAAACUAGAGCAGACAGAAAGAAAGGGGGGAAAAAAAAGAACAGAUCCUGGGAGAGAAGAGGAAUUGAUUAAAGAAAGGUAAAUUCAGCUUGACAGUGCUGCUAUGAGUGUAAACGCAGUUCCCUGAUAACCCAGAACACUCUGUUCCCUUUUCCUCACUUGGCAGUUUCUGCCUUUAAUUCUGACCUCCCUCUCCCAGGUGCUUUCAUCUCCCUCAUUUGCCCGUAAUGCUUAAUAGUAAAACCGUAAGAUGUGGUCUCUGAAAAGCCCAUGAGUGAUUGUCCUCAAAGGCUUUGCAUCACAGCUUUCUAUCUUUCAUUGAAGGGCACAUAAUAAAUCUUAUUUAUCUGAUGAAAAAUAGUUCACGCAGGUCCUAAAAUUUCCAGUCCCUUGCUACUACCCAAUCCUUUAAAAGUUACUUGUCACGGCAAGCCUGGAGAGUGUAUGUCACACUUACCAGAGCUAAAUUUUUCCUUGCCGGAGUUACAUAUUCAUUCACCAAUGGUUAGCGGCAAGAAGAAAUUUUAAAGAUUUGGUAUGUUUGUAUACUCCUCUUUUUUUUUUUUAUUUUUUUUUUUUACUUAUUGUGUACCGUCUACACCUUUCAUAGAUCUACAUGCACAGCUUCUUCUCUAUGCUAUAUGUUUUUUUUAUUUAUUUAUUUUUUUCAGUGCGGUUUCCCUAUUUUAUUGAUCUUAAGAGGCCUCAGGAUCAAGGUUUGAAUCAUACCUGUAACUUUUACCUGCAGCCAGAGGAGGAUGUAACUAUUGGUGUCUGGUAAGUGCUGUGUUGUAUUGAUCCUCCCUUAAAGGAACACUCCAGCUUUAAAACGAAAUACUUUUAUGUAUAACCUUUAGGUGUAAAAAAUAAAAUAAAAAGCUAAAUCCGUUACGAGUCUUUUUAAAGGAACACUUUAGUCCUUUACAUAGUUUCAAUGUUGCAAAAUAAUUGUUUUUCCUCACAGAUUAUAAACUUUUUAUUACAGAUAAAUAUAAAGCAAUGUUUGUUCUUUGUUUGCUUUGUGAAUUUCUUUCACAUAGAUGGUUGUUAUGGGGUAAGAGUCUCUCCCAGGCACCUCCAGUCAUGCCCCCUUCUGAUCCAUCUAAAAUUGAGGUUUCCCAUCUGCAAUACACUGUGCAUGUAAAGCAACGUUUAUUAUUAUAAUAGUUAGUACAUUUUCCUCCUGAAAGCUGUUUGACAAUGAGCUCCAAAACCAUAAUAAUGUGUACUUUAUGUACUGCUGCACAUGUGAAUAAUAGUUAAUUCAACAAAUGCCAUGCCAUAUAGCACGUUGAGCUAACAGAUGCAUUUUUAUUAGAACCCUCUGAACGCGGUUAUAUUGUGUGUUUUCUCUCCUAUAAGAUAAGCAGAAUGCACAUACAUUAGAAUGGUCUACCUUCCAUCCUGAAGCCCAGCUGUUGGCUCAUUGGGACAUAUGCUGCACUUUGUAUUUUAAGUUGUUAGAUUUAAAUCUUCUACAUCUAUUUAUUUAUGUGUAGAAGAUUUAAAUCUAAGUAUUUGGUGGAGUUUGUUUUUUCUGCUAUUAUCCUGUUGGCUGUAUGUAUCUGUUUGCAAUGGGUGUGUAUAUAUAGUCAUUUCAAAAUUUGGCAGAAGCUAGUAGUACUUGUUAUUCCUAGCCAAUUCUCCCAGUUCUUACGGUUUCCAACAGUAGCUUGCACCCAAAUCUCUAAUGAACAAUACACUUUUUUGUUUGUUUUUUUGGGGGGGGGUUUCUUUUUAAUAUGCUUUUUGUAUUUUUAGGCACACCCUUCCUGCAGUUUUAUGGAAAGAUGCUCAGGGAAAGGACCUGGCAUGGUAUGAAGACGUAAUGUCCACUAACUAUCCUGUAAUUCUCUAUCUACAUGGAAAUGCAGGCACCCGGUAAGAUUUCUUAGUAUGUGAGUGACUAAUGGGGGCUUAAGUAUUGUUCAGACUUUCGUUUUAGGCUGACACAAGUCCUUAAGACGUUGUGCCUUAUGCAUCACAUGAUCCUGAAAGACUGAAUAUUGCCAUCCAUAACAACAUGCAUAACAAAGACAGUCCUGGGGCAUAUCUCAAAAUAUAUGAUGUAGUUUUGUUAAAACAGUUUUUUUUUUGUUUGUCUGUUUGUUUUUUAAAUAAACAAGUCAGUUAGUGGUAUAAUCAUCAUUUUAAAUUUAAUGCCAAAACCUUUCCCCUCUCUCUGCAAAUCUACUCUUCCCUUAGUUCAUCUUCUCAUGUCACAACAAACUAUUCAGAUUAUUAUAUGAAUCUAAAUACAUGUAAGUUAAGUGUGUAUUUAUAGAAAAAAAAAAUUUUUGUUUUUUUUUUGUUUUGUUUUUCACUCCCCCUAGCAUGUGACAGAUCCUUAGUAAAUUAAUUUAGAAGUGCUCUAGGAGUCCCCUUUUGAAUUUGGUUUGCGGUUCUCAGACUGCUGUAUUUUGCGUGGCUUAUUCCUCCUAUACACCUUUUAAUGUUUUUGUAAGGAUUUCAGUUCUACACUUAUCUUGCUGUAUACUGUAGACAGGACAGGUGUAGCAGUACGUAGUCUCAUCUUUGGAAGUGUAGGAAGAAUCAUUGGGGAGAAGACCAACAUUGGCUGUUAAUUAUAGUUUAUGCAGGCUGAAGGAUCCUUUGAUAUUUGUAAAAUUUCAACAUUGUAAUUCUUCCUUCCUGUCCUCCCCCCUCUCCCCACCCCACAGAGGAGGUGAUCACAGAGUGCAGCUAUACAAGGUAUUUAUUAUGUUUCAUUUUGUUACAAAUGGUCAUCUUUCCACCUUUCCAAAUUAACUAUGUUCUUCUUGAAUAUAUAUCAUGUAGAAAACUAUCCUAGAUAUUUUAUUAAAAUCCUUUAUUAAACCACAUUUUAGUUAAAAAAAAAUAAAUUAAAAAAAAUCCAUUGUCCUAAUGUGUGUUUCUCUACCAUGAUAGAAGGAUAACUGUAUGCUGUCUUCAAAUAUAUGUCAAGAGGAAGUCGUUCCCAUUAUAUUAUUUCUUGGCCUAACUGCAAAGAGAUACCUCACUGCCCAAAUUAAAGAAACAAAUAUACUGUUUACUAGAUAUACACCCAGUGAAAACAGGCAUGAGUUAAUUAUUUUUUUAAUUAUUUUUUUUUUUUUUGUAUUGGGGUUUAUCUAAAAACAGUUUGCAAAAUUGGCAGAUCUCUUUUUUUUGAGCUUUAACAAGCAGUCUUCUAACCUAGCCCAGACUUUCUAUAGCUGUACAAUAAGGAAGUAAUAGGACCAGUUAUCGGACCGCUGGGUGUGUAACAAGGUUAAUUUGUUAAUGGUGCUAAUUUCUAUUGAAAUCUGCAUUUUGUAAAAUGAAGAGACCUAAUCUUCACAUAUUUGCUUUAGUGGUCUGGUGUGCCACUUUAUGUUGAUCUGUUCCAUCUGGAAUGGUGGAAUCUUCUCCUCUAAUAUCAGCUGUGUUUGAACUACAGUGGAACUCCCAUUCUCAGCAACUUCUUUGCAAAACCUGCCUAUUGCUGGAUCUUUAGCUGAUUUGAUUAGCUACUGUCAAAAUGGAGGAAUACUAUGAUAGAUAGAACAUCUUGUUGAUACUACCUAACAUGAAUUCACUAACUCUCAAUUCUUUGUCCACUUUGCAUUUUAGGUCCUCAGUUCAAUGGGUUUUCAUGUUAUUUCGUUUGACUACAGAGGUAAGCACUGAAUUAAGCAUUUACUCUCUACCCUCAUAACCUGAUUUCACUGGUUGUUGUUGGUUGCAUAUUCAGCAAUUGCUAGGUCAUGAAGAAUUAAAAUAGAUGUGUCUUGUGAUUGGGAUAUGAAUUGGUGGCAUAGGCGUGCGCAGCCUAUUGCAUUAGGGUGUGCACCCUAAAGCACAAGCACAUGCCGCAUAUACGUGUGUGUGUGUGUGUAUAUAUAUAUAUAUAUAUAUAUAUAUAUAUAUAUGUGUAUAUACACACAUAUAUACACACAUACACACACUGCUGUGUGUGUGUGUGCUGUGUGAGGGUGCUGUUAGUGUGAUGUGUGUGACGGUGCUGGUAGUGUGCUAUGUGGGUGAGGGUGUUUGUGUGUGCAUGCUUGUGAGGAUGCUGUUAAUGUACUGUGUGUGAGGGUGCUGUUUGUGUGUGUGCGCUUGUGAGGGUGCUGUUAAUGUACUGUGUGUGAGGAUGCUGUUUGUGUUUGAGGGUACUGGUAGUGUGAUGUGUGUGUUUGUUAGGGUCCUGUUUGUGAGGGUACUGUUAGUGUGCUGUGUGUGUGUGUUGGUGCUGUGUAUGUCUGUGGGUGCUGAAUGUGUGUCUGUGGGUGCUGAAUGUGUGUCUGUGGGUGCUGAAUGUGUGUCUGUGGGUGCUGAAUGUGUGUCUGUGGGUGCUGAAUGUGUGUCUGUGUGGGUGCUGAAUGUGUGUCUGUGUGGGUGCUGAAUGUGUGUCUGUGUGGGUGCUGAAUGUGUGUCUGUGUGGGUGCUGAAUGAGUGUCUGUGUGGGUGCUGAAUGAGUGUCUGUGUGGGUGCUGAGUGUCUGUGUGGGUGUCUGUGUGGGUGGGUGGGUGCUGUGUGUGUGUGUGAUUGUGGGGGUGGAGGUGGGGGUACAUUACUUGCUAUCCCCUCUCCCUUCUUACCUUUUGUAGGGAGGGGGGAUCGUGCUGCUGAUUCCAUCCCUGGUGGUCCAGUGGUCCUGUGGGGCUAGAGUUCACUCUCGCGAGAUUUGAGCGUUGCCGUGGCAACGCUCAUAUCUUGCGAAAGGAACCCGGCGGAGCUGCUGGCAAUAGCUCCGCCGGGUCCUCUCCUGCCUCCCUCCCUGCCUGUGGGUCAGUGGGGAGGGAGGCUGAGAGCAGAGCCGGCACUCGGAUAGCGCCGGCUCUGCAUGAGCCGACAGGGGAUAUCCUGAGAUCUCCCCUGCCGGUCUCAAUAUACAUAGGCGUGCCGCGGGAUUAGGGUGUGCCGAGGCACACCCCGUGCGCACGCCUAUGAUUAGUGGGCACAUUUUUUUGUGUAUAUUCUUUUUGGGAAUGCAUACUUAAAAACUCUGGGGGAAAACCUAUGAGCAUUACAUUAGAGGGUUGCGAUUCAACAUUUUCCUUAUUUUUGUUCUUAAAUCUGAUGGUAUAAAAAUGGUGGGCAGGAUUUUUUUACUUGGGGUGGGGGGGGCUGGGGAGGAGUUAAAGCAACACUAUAGUUUUAGGCAUUUGGAACAGCUAUAUUAAGCUAUGGUAGGUCUGUGGCUAGAGUGUCCCUUUAAUGAGGAGAGAGAUUCUAAAUACAGAGUUGAAGAAUAGGCUAUUUAAGUCAACUUGAAUGACAAAACUGUCUAGGUAAAUGACUGUACUUGACACUUUAGUGUGUUCUGUAUCACAUACUGAUUUAAAAAAAAAAAUGCAAGCUUAGAAAUGGUGAAGGCAGCAUUUGGGCCUGGAAUUGCUUUAUCAGAACAUAGUAUGCAUGAUGCAUGGCAUUUCCUGAAACAAGGCUACUGGCAAGACUUGAAGGAGUGUGUUGGCACCUAUCAUCUAGUGUAAAGUAAGAAAGCAAUCAUAGUUGGUCAUUUGUUAUGGCCCAAAAAUAUUCUGGAAUACUCCUAAUAUGGUUGAAAGUGGAGCUCCUAGAAUAAUCAUUUGUGUUUUUCCUAGGAAUAAGUCAGUAGUGGGAACAAUCCUUCUGUUGAAAUUGGGAAGCACUAGUUGAAUGUAACCAUGCCUAAAUACACACAAACUGCUCUGCCAGAUCAAAUUGAGCCUCCUUUAACGGAGUCAUUUUUGUCAUUAAAGUUUCCCCAAGUUGGAUAAGGACAGUGGUGGGCAUUGUCAGAUUGUUGCAGUGUCAUUGGAAAAAAAUAUAAGUAGGAAGUGGGGAGGCCAGCAAGUAAAUAUUUCAGAUAAGGGACAACUUGGCUAUGUGUGCUCAUUUCUGAGUGUGCCUUACCAGCUACUCGCAGAACAGUAAAGUCCUUAUCUCCAAAAUAGUCCCCUGGUCUGUUGCAGGCUCUUCUAACACAGUGAAAUGCUACAGCUUUUAAGCGUUUUUCAUUCGCCUGUCUCUCCCUGUGCCACUUGCCAUGAAGGGUAAGAAGCUUUGUUAGCAGCAUUAAACUAGAUGGACUUAAGGAGUUGUGAAAGGGGAGCAGGGGAGAUUAUUUACCUAGACUCUGUAUUUCUGAGCGAGUAGGGGCUUGGAGCAGCCUAUUAAAGUGCAAGUAAUGGGUUCAGAGACAUAGUAAUCAGUCUUCAUUCACUGGCUUGCAGUAGUCCCUCUUCCUGAGGUUCCUGUAAAAAUGGCUUAUUCUGGCCUCUUGGGUAAAUGUAAUUUUUAUUUGCAAAGAAUUGGAUAUGUUUUAACUUUGUGUACCUGGGGACCUUCAGGCACUGUAGAUUAUUCCUGGUUUCAAGGAUGUUUUCGAACAUUAUCUAAAAUAAUAUAUGUGUUCUCGCCUCCUGCUCGUCCUCAGUUGUUGGCUUGAAUUGGCAAGCAUAUUAUUUAAUUACAUUCUGCAAAUUGAAUGCCAGGAGACAAACAAAAAUGUUAUUUUAGUAUUGCAUUUUGGCUUACAUCCAACAUUUUUACUGUGUCUCUCUGCAUAGGCUCCCAGUGCCUUAUGGUUCCAUUUGGCAGUGAUCUGUAGUUUGACCUUGACUAAUAUGACUUCUCGUAAUGUAAAUAGAACUUGGUGAAUAAGAAAGGUAUAAAUACCUAAGGAGUGUCUUUAUGGUUUGUGUUGUUCCCCUCCUUAUGUGUGUGCUGGUGUCAAAAUAUCAGCAGACUUUGUUUCCCUGUGCUUCUUUUCAACAAUUAACGUAUUUUUUAAAAUUCAAUUAAUAACCAAGUACAACCGCUAAAAAGGGGGCAAACUGAACCCAUCUAUAAUGGGUAUAAGAGGGGAAAAAUGCAUCAUGUCUAAAAUAACAAAACAAUGUAUAGAGGAUGCCUCUAGUUCUACAACAUCUGGGGAUCUGCCUUCUGGACACCCCUGAGAUAGGUGAACUGUUAGUUUCUCUGUGGAGAGGCUGUACAGAUAUUACUGUGCAGAUAUUGUGAGGACGGUGCAGAAGGUCUUUCCAGUAUUUAAUUCACAUGGCUGUAAAAGAAGAUGCCCUUUUCUGAAAUGAAGAAUUAAAAUCCAAUGUAUGGUUACUCCACAAACGAGGAAUUUAGGGAAUUUCAAAAUUAGACCAAGUAGCCAAGGUGGAAAAAAUAGUUCACUAAAUUUCCAGUUUAUCACAUAGCCCAGUUUAUCGAUGGGUGGGCAGGCAAUGAUAUCCACUAAUGUUUAAUGACUAGCUUUCUACUGUGCAUGUGUAGCCAGCGUUGUCACAUGAUCUUGCAGUGUGCACGUUGGCACAUUGCGAUGUGUACUACUACAAAUUUCACGCGAAUGCCAGAAUCGCUUUAUCCGAAAUAGGAUAGGAAUCUUGCCUGCCAACAGAAUUUUAUGUUGAGCAUUUGAAAAGCUUGCAAUGGUGGGGUAAAUUUUAUGCUAAGUAGCAAUUAUUCCACACCAGCCACAUUGUAUACAUUGCAGACUAAAACAUUGUGUACAUAACUCCAUCUUUCUGCAGUCACAAACACUGGAGCUAGUCAUAAAGGAAUUUUUGUAAGAAAGAAAAUCUAAAAUCCUUCUAUCGUCUACUCUAGCUUGGUCAAUGCAGUUGGCUUUUAACCCAUAUAUUUAGCCAGCAUAUUGGCAGUAAGCAAUUUUGUAUGCAUAGUAUAAGAUAGAAACAAAAACUAUUUCCCUUUUUAAAAUUUCUUAUGUUCUCCUUCAUAACCCCUUGACCUAGUUAUUGUUCUGUAUCCCGUUUAUUGCAUGUGUGAGUGUUGAUCUUGCUAAUCGUUCUGCAUUGGAUGCUUUGCUGAAUCUGCAGUAUUGCUGGUGUAUGAAAGAGAUGAUCUCAGUGCAGUACUGAGUCACCCGAAAUGAAUAUUCCCUCCGUUCUCUGCAUGGCUUCCUCUAUGCUGAGAACAAUUGAGAGUUCUAAACCUGAAACGCAUGGUGCCUGAUGUGAGGUCCAUUUUUUCAACUGCACUAGUUUGCCAGAUUGAUUUAUUUGGUACAAGGAAAGGACAUAGUUCUGCUUUUAGCAUCUUGUGACACACAACACUCUGGCAAACAUAGUAUGGAUCAAUAGGUAUUGUUUGUGCUUUGAUGUGCUUUGUAAAGUCGAUAAUGAAAAGUGCAGGCUGUAAAGACUGAGGAAUUUUGGUCUUUAUUACACUGAGCAUUUGUUUUAAAAACAAAAAAAACAUGGUAUCAUUUAUGAGUACAUUUAUAAUGUCUCACGUUUUGAAAACUUAAAGGGUAACUCCAACCACCAUGACCACUUAAGUGAUUUAAAGUGAUCAUGGUAGUCAGAAUAAGUAUGUGGAGUGCUUCAGCUUUACAUACAGAGAAACCUGCCAUUGUGUACAGGGGCUAGUUAAACUGCUGGCACACAUGACUUAGCCAGCACAGAACUCUUUCACAAUGCUUAAUGCCAGUUCUUUGCAUAAAAUAUUUUUGUCAUCAGCACACAGCAUGCUGGCAAUGACCCUUGCAGUCAUUGUCUGAAAGGAGAAGAUUCUAUCUACCCUCCCUACCUUCCAAUAAAAUGGCUUGUUUAAUAAAAAAAAAAAAAAAAUUCCCCACAGUCGCUUUCUGCACUCUCACCCUUGGUGGCUCGGAUUGUGCGCAUGCACUCUGAGCCAGCAAAACAGUCCAAUCACAGGCUUCUCAAUGUGACUUUUCAAAACACAAAGCUACAGAUUCCUAGAUAAGGGGUUAUUCUUUAAGAUAAGCUGUAAUCUGGUAGACAAUUGCUUUUCUUAAUCACUUACCAGAUGUGCUCAGUAAGUAAAUAUCGUGGUCUUUUCAAGUUGCAACAUUAAUAUAGUUAAUAUAUUUCUUUAUUUCCUAUGCCAGCAGAACAUUUUGGCUGUUUUUGUUGAAAAUCCCUAAAGAGUGCAGUACUUUGUCUAAUCACAAUAUGACAAACAUUUCUUUACAGCAGCUCCCUCUAACCUGAACCAACACUACAGCUACUAGUAAAACUCAAAAUAUUUAUAAUUCUUUUAUUUUCGGUUCUAUGGGACUUUUUUUGUGCUUUUUGUUUUUUUUAUUUAUAUAUAUAUUUUUUUUGUGGUGGUGUUUUUUAUUUUUUUUACUUUUUUUUUUAUUUUAUUUUUUUACUUCUGCUGAUUUUAGAACACAGGUGAAGUUGCAAGUGAUCAGUUUGAAGUUUUCUGGAAUUUAGAUGUAAAACAUUAAUGACUUUUUUUUGUUGUUUGUUUCAGGCUGGGGUGAUUCUGUGGGAUCACCAUCAGAAAGUGGCAUGACUUAUGACGCCCUCCAUGUCUUCGAUUGGAUAAAAGCUCGAAGUGGGGACAACCCAGUCUAUAUAUGGGGACACUCUUUGGGCACUGGGUAAGGAUCUAGUACAGACUUUGUGUGACUCUUUAGUCUGUAAUUACAGUGCUUUGCGUUUGUUUGAACCACAAACCAUUGCAGUAAGAAUAAUAUGCAGUUAAAUCAGGUGAAGUAUAUUAUUUACCAACAUACCCAACCACAGUGUCUAUUGCAUCCCAAAUACAUUUUGAUUUACAGUCAGAUUGAGUUGUUUUUGCAUUUUCAACAGAUUUUUUAGCAUUUCAUUUUAUCAAGAAUGAUUGAGAUGUGAUAAGGAAAUCUUUACAAAAGUUUCUUGCAGAUCUGUACAGGAGCCUUUACUCUUCUCCAGCAGCUAUAAUACCAGUGCAGUGUUCUUAUUAAAUUUAAUAGGCGAAAGGCUGACCGUAUUGUUCAGAUACAAAGGCUAGGAGAAAGUUCCAUUUAGGACACCUUUGUAAUCCGUAUCUCCUCAUAGAGAUGCAUUGAAUCAGUGCAUCACUAUGGGUAAUGUUCAGCGCCUCCAUGCAGUUUGUGGAGACUCUAAAUGCCAGUGCUUCACACGCACAUGUGACACGCUGAACAUAUCUAACAUAGGUCCUGCAAACAUUGCAGGAACUAACCCAGGAAGGUAGUGUCUGUCUGAGUGAUUGCCACUGGAGGUGUAACUAGCCAUCAAUGUAAACCCUACAUUUUCUCUGAAAAGGCAGUGUUGACCGUGCACAGGCUGCAGGUACAUGCUAUAAUCACCAGAACUACUACAUUAAGCUGUAGUGGUGACUACUGAUGACUACAGUGUCCCUUUUAAACUGGUAUCCUGAUGUGGGUCAACAAUUCUAGCAGGCAACCCAAAUAACCUACACAGAGGUCUUCAGAAAUCAUAGGAUGUAAGAGCCUUUUGUUGAAAAAAAUAAAUAUAGCCAUAUUUAAAUUGCUGCAAACCUUCUAGAGAAACUAACGUUUCUCUUAAAAUAAAUAUUCAUAAUUUAGUUUGAAGAGACUACCACAGCUAGACUAGUUAAAUAUAAUGCAUAUUCCAAAACAAUUUAAUUAGCACUUUUUAACUUUCUGUCAACUGGUAAUGUUCAAACCUGCAAGCUACACUUCAUUUUAUAUUUAAAAAUGUCAACACUAGAAAUCUCACUGGAAUCUUCUCAUUGAUGUGUGUUAAAUUAUUUAUCUGCGCUUGGAACUGUAGUAAGCCUUUCCGAUUUUAGGAAUACAUAAGAAUGAAGCCUGUGAUUUGCAAUUCAACACCUUUUUAAAAUGCUCCUCUACUCUUCAGAUAAUGUUUUCGUAUGUGAGAAUAAUUCUGCCUUUGACACAGUCUCACCUGCAAAAAUUUGCAGCAUUACAUAGUAUGUUUUUAUGGAUUUUAUUUUAAAUCCAAGUUAGUUCAGUUUGCUUUAGCUACACCCUUUUCUCUGAUAUCCACUAGUUUAUCUGUGAUAAGAAAUGCUUUGGCAAAUAAAGGGUAUAGUUAUUGCUGCAAAAUAAAAAUUUGCAGAGGAAAAAGAUAUCUGAUAUGUACAGAUACAAAAUAUUGCUUAGAUGCAUGCUGCUAGCCAAACUCAUUUAGGUUUUUACAGAAUUUAAAUACAGUUUGCACAUAUCAUUUAAAAAAAAAUAGUAAUAAAAUCUUUAAUGCCAAGCUUGAGCCUGCAGGAUGACCAUCUUUGCAUUGUGAGAAAUCCACUGCUGGUGUUUUAGAAACAAGAAUAGCUGUAAAGAUAACUUGUAAUCUGUUCAAUUGUGUAACAAAUCUACUAGCUCAGAAUGAGGUUGGAUUUUGAUAGCUCUCUGAAACUACCGUGGUCAUCCACACAUUUUUUUUUUUUUGGAGCAGGUGGUAUAGUACUUCGCAAUACUAGACAAAAAUGCACGUUAACGCUUCACAACAUAUUGACAGUAUUGUCUAGAGCAGGCUUCCCCAAACUCAGGCCCUCCAGAUGUUGCUGAACUACAACUCCCAUGAUUCUCAGGCUAUUUAAUAAACUGAAUCAUGGGAGUUGUAGUUCAGCAACAUCUGGAGGGCCAGAGUUUGGGGAAGCCUGCUCUAGACAAUACACCCACUUAUUUUUUUAAAUUGGAGACAAGUAUGGAAAGGGCCUGCUCCCUGGUUUAAUUUGUCAUAACCCUUAACCUGGGGGUCAGUGGGUGGGAAAGAAGUCAAAAGCAACUUAACGUCCUAAGAAAAAAUGCUCUCUUGAGCAAUAUCUAUAAAACACUGAAAAAAUAAUGUUGCGGAGACCGCACCUUCACUUAAAUGUAGACACCUAUGAGAACUUUUGAUAAGGUAAGGACUAGAAAUCCUGUGAUUGGACAUUGACAUAAAUAAAAUCAAAUUAUUAGAAUUUUACAAAUUCGUAUAUUUAAUGUGAAAUAUUACUCAAAUGUAUUGGUGUGCAAUAGGGCAGGAUACAUCUCUAAUUCUUUCCCAUUUUCUUUCAGAGUUGCAACUAAUUUAGUAAGAAGGCUUUGUGAAAGAGGUAACGUGAAUAUUCUUAUGAGAGGUUCUAUUUAUUAAUGUAGAAGACUUAUAUCCAUUAUGCAUGGGUGCAUUUUGCCAUAACUCUCAGCCAACCUAAAGCUGCUGGAUAGUGAUGUCGCGAACCGUUCGCGAACUUGGCGCGAACGGUUUGCAAGUUCGUGAACGGUUCGCGACAUCACUACUGCUGGAAUGUCUGAUUUCAUUUGUGUCUUUCAGAAGGUUUGAGGCAACACAGAUAGCAGAAUUUUUGCUUCCUUUUGUGUGAUCGGCCUCAGGAGAACCAUCCUACCAGUCUAUAUCUGUUGGUAUAGAUUGCACAUUCAAUAUAGGCCUCAAUUUAAUAUUUGUUAGGCAUGUGCAUGGGGAAAAUAUUCGGCUAGGUUCGGCAUUCCGAAAUUCGGGACUUUGUCAAUUCGGCACUUCGCCAUUUUGGGACUUUUCUUGCAGCCACUUGGUAGAUAACUCCCUAAUUUCCACGGUAUUAGGGAGUUAUCUACCAAAAGGCUGAAAGACCUAAAUUGGUCUUUCAGCCAAAUUUACUACUAAUAAGUAAAAAUUACUAUAUUGUGCCCCUACUCGCUAUACUGCGAGUAGGGGUAUGUGGUUGCUCCCCCCCACCACCCUGGGGGCCCUAAAGUUAAAAAAAAGGGGGUAGGACCUAUUGUCCCUCCCCCCCGGCCCCCACCCCCUCAUUUCUGUCAUUACAUGACUGUUGUUGUAAGUGUUGCAAAUGCUUACAGCUGAAUCCUGGCUAUUUUUGUAUACUUUUUAUUUGAAAUUGUAUACAGUGUAACAUUCUUCUUUUUUCACUGGGUAAGUAUAUUAGUACUUGGGCAGUACUGUGCUUCGGAACUUUGACACUUGAGAACUUCGGCACUACUACACUUCGGAAAUUCGGUAAUUUCGGGACUUCGGCAAUUCAGCUAUUCGGACAUUCGGAAGCACCCAAAUGUCCGAAUAACCAGAAUAACCAUUUUAAUUCGGACCUAAACGAAUUGCACAUGUCUAAUAUUUGUGGUUUAAAUUUCCAAAUGACUUAUUUUUGGAUAAACUUUGAAAAAUUUUUUUUUUUUUUUUUUUUUCAUCUCCUUAAAAUGUUGAAAAAUGCAAAUUUGCAAUAUAAUUUUUUUUUUUUUUUUUUUACAAAAUUCUAAUUUUCAUGAUAAAACAUUUAUCGUAAAAAAAUGUUUAAGUAUUAGAAAAACUUAUCUAACUAAAUUUUAAGCAGAUUUUUAUUUUAUUCAUGUCCUGGUUUGAUAUCAUUGGCAUAUGGAGAGGUGAACCUUUUGUUUAGAUGAACCUCACACCCGAUUGUUGGUAAAGCUUAGUGAUAAAAUCUGAAAUGUUAAACUAUUCAAAAAUAGAUUUUUUUUUUUUUUUUUUUGUUUCUUCCUUCUCAGGAUGAAUAUUUGAAAUGCCUUUUAUCUAUCUUGUGCAAACUAAGCAUUCAUCAUAUUUAUCAUAUUCCCAGUGGCUUGGGUGUCCCUAGUACACAUACAUUAACUUUAUUCCUGUUGGCUAAUUCUUCAAUUCACCAUUCAGUGAAUAUUCACUAAACUUUGAAUUGUAGCAAAUUUUAAAAUCAAAACCAUUUAGUCUCCUGGUUAAACUGAGGAUAGAAUAGUCAAGCUGUAAAUAUAGCAGAGUGGGUGAAUUGUUGUCAAACACACACAGUUUUUCAUUAAACUCCAAACUGUAGCAAAUAUAAAAUCUAGAGGUUCUAGUUAAUAACCCUGUAUGCUGUUUUUUUUAUUUUUUAUUUUUUUUUUAAAAGCCCCAAUCUAGGCUCUAGUUAGUGUGUGUGUGUAUGUAUGUAUGUAUGAUUUUUUUUUUUUUAUCAGUCUAAAUUCUGCAAUUUGGGUUUUAUUUUACCAGAAUUCACUGUUUAGGUGAAUCCAGAUGCUCUCUCAAUGUGAGAGUGAAUUUUGAUUUUUGUUGUCAUUUUAAACGCUGGUUGCUAAGGAUUGUAUUGUCCCAGUGAUGUCUUUCUCACACAGUGUCUCCAUGUUACUUUCCGCCCCCACACACUGGGGAAUAUAGUGUUCCAAAUAAUGAUGAAAUGUAACCAUCACUCUUCAGAUCAUAUUUAUUUAUAACUUGUUUUACCAGGAAGGAUACAUUGAGAUUACACUCAUUUUUUAAAGUAUGUCCUGGGCCCACAAACAUUGCAUUGUUAACAAUUGGGCACAAUAUAUAAUACUACAAAAUACAUAUAUACACACACAGAACAGGUAAGAAAUAGUCAUUAUGACAGGUGCAUUCUGUGUUGCCAUAGAUCUCUUAAAGGAUUUUUGAUUGGAUAAAGAUUUGACUGUCUUUGAGGUUAUUCCAUAAUUGCGGUUCUCUUUAGGAAAAUGAGGAUCGAGCCACUUUAUUUUUGUAUUGCGAUAUGCUAAAUAAAGUGCUUGUACUAGAUUGGAGUAUAUAGGUGGUCGGAACAGCUUGGGGAAAGCAUUCUACUCAGGCAGGGUGGGGGUCUCCCAGCUCUUAAACACAAGGUUCUAAAGAUGAAGGUUGCGUCGGUAUUCUAGCGAUAGCCCCUUUAACUCUUUUAACAUGUCACAAUGAUGGCUCAUGUAAUUACAUUAUAGCACAAAGCAGCAGAACGAGUUAGGCAAUAUAGUAAGUUUAUAAAGGUGGUUUUGUGGCACAGGUGCGCACACACACUACAUCCCCAUAAUCAAUGACCGGCAUUAGCAUUUGUUGCACGUUUUGUUUCUGUACAGGGCAUUUUUCAACGUGAAGGCCCAAGGAUAGAUUAGGGACUAGCAACAUACCUCGAUAUUUGAAAGAACUAAGCAGUUUGCUAUUUGAAUUUGUUCUAAUACAUAGAACAUGCCUUCUUUGCAUGUCAAGAGUAUAAUUCAUAUACUAAGGUACAGAUCAAAAAUGAAUUUCCCUGCCUAGCCUGCAAAUAAAGAAACCUAUUUUAGUGUAGCCUGUUACAGAUCCCCCGGGAAUAUUAUUAUAUUCAUCUGUUUAUUGUCCCUAUAACUAAAACAAAGUUUAUAGUUACCUUAUAAAUCGCAUUUUCUAGUUUAUAAAUUGACAUCAACCCUUCAAAUUUUUUAUUUUUUAUUCUUGGUUUCAGAAACCCCUCCUGAUGCACUCAUUCUUGAAUCUCCGUUUACCAACAUCCGUGAAGAGGCAAAAAGUCACCCCUUUUCUGUGGUAAGUACAAAUAUGGAAUCUUUUCCAGAAAAUUUCAGAGAAAUCGUUUAGAACGGAGUACUUCCCAUCCCUCCAGAAGUGUAAACAAUGAGUUUUGUGUCCUGUUGGAAUACAUCAUGUAAGUUGCAUGGGCCAAGAUUGGCAAAAAACAAGGUUGCACUAAGCUCAUUUGACCAUAGCACCCCUCCCCUUUUUGUUCAUGUCCACAUUAUUUUAUGUAACAUACUAGAUCCAGCACACUCACAUGUUCACUAAACAACAAGUCCAAAGCUCACAGAAUGUAAUCGAUUUUUAAAAAGCACUUCACCUAGGCAAAAAUGGAGGUUUAGUUAUUGUAUAUUGUCAUACAUUGCAUAAGCUUUCCCCAACACUAGUGUAGCCUAUUUUUUGGCAGGCCCUAACCUAGCAACAUGCCUGCUCUUAUUAGAUUAAACCACUCACUUGGGGAAAAACUUCCUUCUGCAGUGUAAGGUUAAACAGAGCCCUGGAAUGAGGGACAUGUGACAGGGAGGGUUGCAAAACUGGGGAUUUGGCCUAGGCGUUCAAAUAUAUUUACAUGUGAAACCAAGAGGACAGCACUCCCCUGAAUAUGCAUACAUUAUAAAGGUGCUGCUGGGGCCGCUUCCAGAGCCCUAUUUAACCUUGCACUGGAAAAUAAACCCUGGUGGAAGGUUUUACCAAGUAAGUGGUUUAAUCUCACAAGAACAGACAUUAGGUUUAGGAUAGAACCUGCAAGAAAAUGGCUGGCUUGUGCAAUGUAUGAUCAUGUACUGUAUCUAAACCGCCAUUAUUAUUCCCUAGUUUAGGUGUUUAAAAAAACAAUUAAUUAAAUUCAGUGAGCUUUGGAUUGGCUGUUCAAAUUGUGCGGAAAAUUGUAUUUUGUUUAUAUUGGCCUUAGCAGCACUCUUAUUUUGUAUGCAUAUUCAAGUGACUGCAGUCCUCAUAUGACAUUAUUUUAAUUUGUCGUUAACUUGUUAUUCUCCAUACUUUUUUUUUUUUUUUUUUAUAUAAUUCUUUAUUUUUCUGUGAACGAGGGGUUACAAGCAAACGUUAAGUGCCACAACAGCACGCAUGGAAUAAACACCAGUAUUGACAAUAUGGCACUCGGAUACUGCACAUUUUUCUCUGUAAAUUACGUUGAAAUAAUUCUAAUAUCGUUUUUUGGCAUGUGAUAAAAAGUAUACUAUUUAAGCUGUCGUUAAUAAACCAAUGUUGAGGUCUCUGUGAUUUGUACUAGGUUAAAGAAAGGUCGAGCUAGUAAGUUGUGUUAGGCAGUGUUUACCAGUCUGGGCUAUAUGGGUCAGUGGUGCGUGUAUGUCCGUCUAGUCCUGGCCAGACGGGUUAGGCCCUUGUCUUGUUGUAUGUUGCGCCUGAUUUACCUUGAGAUGCGAGAGGGGUGGGGGAGCGAUGUUGCCAGGGGACUGUCAGUGGGUUCCGGGUCCGUCUCCAUACUUUAUUGUAAAGCGCUGCAGAAUUUGUUGGCUCUAUAAAAUUAUGAUAAUAGGGUACUCCAGUUAUUAUACAUGGAUAUUCUGUAAGUCUCAGAAUAGUGUACACUAUAAAAGUCUUGCCUUGCAGUUAUCAGAGACUGUAAUUAAACAAAACCUGCAGGUCUCCUUUAUGAUAUACAUUGUACUGUAUUAUAUUUUUAUCUUAUACCUUGGAGAUAUUGCUAUGUGCUAAAGUAGGGAUAUGCAAACUUUGGACUACGUUUACUGUAAUGCUGGCAAAGCAUCAGGGAGAUGUAGUUCACAGCAUCUGGAGUGUCAAAGGCUGCCUAACCCUGUGCCAAAGUGUACACUCUGUGCCAUUUGAUCUUUGACUGCCUUGGUGCAUAUUAACACACUGUAGGAGGUUAAUAUGUUUUGGGUUUUUUUUUGCGUUUUUAUUUAGUUUUAUUUUUUUUCAAUAUAUUUUAUCCAUUUAGAUCUACAGGUAUUUCCCAGGCUUUGACUGGUUCUUCCUUGAUACGAUCACGUCAAGUGGUAUAAAGUUUGCCAACGAUGAGAAGUAAGUUUUUUGCAAUGAUCACACAAGUACUUAAAAAUUAUGAAAUUGACCAGUAUUUUUGUAGGUCCGUAAGCUGUAAUUAAUGCCUUGUGGUAUAAAUGUACAUUUUCUAACUUUUAUUAUAUGUGUGUAUAUUUUGCAAAUGCAUGUGUAGUUUUACCUAGAGACAAAAAACCCUUUUUGUUUUUAAAUUGCAUAGAAAAAAAAUACUAAACACUAUAAUACUACUGAGAGUGAGAUAAUCAAAGGGAAAGCUAAUAGAAGGCUAGAAAGCUAGAUGGAACAUUAUACAUAGACAUGUACUGUCUGGGUAUCUCUGUAUUGCAGUUCUGUGUAAUCCAUCAUAGUGACCCUGGCUCUGUGGGAUAGUUAUGGGAUCUCCUUAUUGUGCCAGCUCUGUGUGUUUGUUUGUAUUUUACUCAGCUCUACCUGUUACAUAGAGCUGGGUAGACUACAGAGAUACCCAUGCAUUUUAUAAAUAUUCUUGGGUUGUGCCCAUCUUGUUUUAUUGUAUGAGCAUCUCUGUAUUGUGUGAGCCUCUCUACUGUACAACGGGAAGUCUGGCGCCCUAUUAUCUAACAUCAUUUUGAAUUUUGGCAUUAUUAAACUGUAUUCAAACUUUUAAAGCACUUUUGACCCGGCUUGUUCCCAUGUUCUAAUUGCUGUACUAUAGCAUAUAUUAGAAUACCUUUACUGUCAGUCCACUGGGAUUUCUUGAUCACGUGAUACAUUAGUAAGCUGUGUUCUAUAUAUCCACUUGAAAAUCUUUGUGGCUGUCUGACCUCUCUGUAGCCACUGAGUUUAUCCAAGCUUGGUAAUAAUUUGCUGCUUUACUGAGCUGUUACAAAAUUCUGAUUGCUCCGAUUUCCAUUAAACUUAAUGUAUACCAUUCUUUGUAUUCAAGUGGCAAUUGCAGGUAAUUGUACAUUUUAGACGUAAAUGCUAGAGUAUUUUUUAAACUUGUCUGUUUUUCCAGUUUGGCUCUUUUAGAGUAAAAUUCAUAAUCAUUCUCUUAUUGAUCAAUAGUUUUCCGUGUAAUGAAUAACUCUGGUAGGACUUGGAGCACCUUUACAAAAGACAAUUUUUAUUUUUUUAUUUUUGUUGUUGUUGUGUACCUGAGCUUGAUCUAUGGGUAUCUUAAAUAUACCUUGUUAAAUUUGCUUUGUAUGCAUAUUUUCUGAUACCUUAUUAUUCAAAGAUGAAAGAUUGGGUGGGGGUUUAACCACCACCUAUUUUUCUAAUUUAGUUUUAUAAAUUUAGGGAGUAUCACUAUCCAUUGUAGAAAUAUAUAUAUUAUUUUUUUUUUGCAAAUAGGAAUAGUCUUAACUAUGAUAAAGAAAAGAAUCUAGUUCCCGUGUAGGGGGACAACAAAGGGGGUAACCCUGAAAUUGUAUGUAAAUAUAGGAAACCACAUGUAUUCUUGACACUAUAGUGCUGGAGUGGCUAUUUAGGUCUCUGACCCUCUUCUCUGUUGAGUGAAAGUUACUUGCCUCUUCUCCACCACAACGAUGGCACCGCCUCCAUGGCUGAAUUCAUCAAUUUUAAACUAUCUCAACCAAUCCAAUGCUUUCCCAUAGGAAAGAAUUGAGAGGCUAUUAAGGAAAAUGUUGUGCUCCACUGAUCAACAUCAUCUUCUCGUAGCGAAAGUUCAGCAUCUCCAUGCAGUGCAUUAAUAUUCACAAGCGUUUUCUGGAACAAAUGUAAUGUUUUGAAUCUAUAACUGAAUGUUUUCUGUUUCUGCAGUGUGAAGUACAUAUCAUGCCCUCUGCUCAUUAUGCACGCAGAAGAUGAUCCUGUUAUUCCAUUUCACCUCGGUAGAAAGGUAUUUAACCUUACCAUGUGCACAUGAUAAUUUUUAAAAAGUGACAUGCAGCUUGUGAAAGGGAGGCAUUCACAAAACAAUCUGGCUUUUUUUUUUUCUCUCGUGAAUUAGAAAGUAUUGCUACACCACAAUCAAUCCUCUGCUCUCUUUACGCCCCCACUUGUCUGCUUGUGAACUGAUAGAAAUUGAAUUUGAAUGAUUUUAUAAUCUUGCUUCUUUGCUUUUACAUACAUUUCAGAAUGUCCAUAUGUUGCAGAUUAUGCCCUGUCUUUAGAUUAGUGACACAGAGGUUUCCUCUGUCUCUGAAUUAGGCAUUCUGUUUGGAACAGAUAGCAUUGUCGUGCUGCAAUGAACCGUAUAUCUAGUUUUGCUGUUCUAAGCUCAACUAAGUGUACAUGAAGCUAGUUUCACUUAUGCAAAGUAAAAAAAUAAAUAAAACCUCCCAUGACAACCAUAGGCUCCACAAAGUGCUGUGGGGAUGACCUAUUUAAACCACUGAUGAGGCUUAUUCAAUAAAACACUAAAUGCCAUUGAGUUUCUAUAUGGCUGUUUUAACUUAUUUGACUGGGGGAGGAGAAUUGAGCUGAAUUAAAGUAUCAAAUGCUCCUGCCGCCACUUCAAGAUCUACCAAUGUGUGUGUUAUUACAUUGGCGCUGAUUUUACUGUAAACCCAUUUAAAAUGUUUUUUGCUUGUUAUUCUGAACCUGAGAUUAUACAGAAUCGCCUACCAGUUCCAGUAUUUCUGCAACAGAUUAACAAAUGCUUUAAUAUAAAUUGCACCAUGAAACUCCUUUUCUCUUUAAUUAUUUUUUUCCCCUCUGCAUGCUUUGUAAUGAAGGGAUUAAAUCCAUGUUUUUUCCACAGCUUUACAACAUUGCUGCUCCGGCACGAAAUUUACGGGAUUUUAAAGUUCAGUUUGUUCCCUUCCACAAAGAUCUAGGAUACAGACACAAGUACAUUUUUAGGAGUCCAGAGCUGCGUCAGAUACUGAGGUAAGGAACACAUCAUAAUCACUUAUACUGCUUGUGUCAUGCAUUGACCUCAUAGUCUGCCUCAGUUGCCAUAACUUCUGCAGCAAUUUCUACACCCAACUAUUUUGCAAUGUCAUGUUGUUGGAUCCUGACCAUUUUUAUUACACAAAAUAGACUAUAAUUAUUGUUACAAAUGGAAUUAUUCAUAUUUAAAUGGACACUAAGGCACCCAGGCCAAUUCACCACUCCAUCUCAUUGAAGUGCUCUGGGUUUUCGUGUCCCUGACCCUUGACAUUACAAUGCAGAGUUAAGACUGCCUUUAGUGGCACUUGCAUAAUUUACAUGGAACAUGGUUUAACUCCAUGAAAUGACACUGGGCGUCUACACACUUAGCAUGAGGACAUCCAGCAUCUUGAAUAUCCCCAAAGGAAAGCAUUAAUGCAAUGCUUUCCUAUGGGGGAAGGUCUCAUGCGCGCGGUAAAUGCAUGCACAUUAUGUUCUUCCAUUGCCAUAAUGCAGUGUGAGGAGGAUCCCUAUUUGGUAUGUGAAAGAAAGGACUGGAGGUGGGGAGGUGCAGAUAGAGGCACAUUAUAGUAUUCCUUUAACUGUGGAGUCAAGUCUUCAAUAGUUCAGCAAACUGUGCCCAGACAGUCAGUUAAAUUAAAAACCCUGAAUUUUAAUUAAAUGAAUGAAAGAAAAACACAAUUCACUUAGAAAAGAUAAAGCAUAGCAGCAACAAAGAGAAAAAUAGUGACAUUAUAUUACACAGACAUAAUAAUUUGUAUAUACUCUGUUUGUGUAUUUUACUAGAUGCACAAGUAAUACUUGUUUUCUGGGCAACGCUCCCCAUUCCCUACUCCAGGAACUCACAAAUAGACACUGCUCCCACGCCCACAGAUCAGAAAAGUUUGGGUGCAUUUAAUUACAGAGUGUAAUCGUUCUCCUGGUGUCCAAUGUUUUUGGAAAGAACAUCACUGUGAAAUGACCUAGCCAAUUAAAGUCACUUGGGGUAUUACUAUGUUCUAUCAAUCCAUAAUCACUCACGGAAAAAUAUAUAAAUUUUUUUUUUUUUUUUUUACUAAAAUAGGGUGCACUUGAUGGAUUUCCAAUAAUAAUGAAAUAAGUUUAAUUUAUCAAAUGACCGCAUCCUGAUCGACGUUUCGACUCCUGAGGGUCUUCCACAAGAGAGGAUCCUAAGAGACUCUCCGGGUCGCUUCAUCGAUCGUGACACUGUAAUUUGAUGAAUUAGAUUGAUUUCACUUAUUGAAAAUCCAUUGCAUGCACCCCAUUUUUGUGGAUUAUGCAUACAAUGAAUUCUGAAUUCCCAUAUGUUUUUUUAUUUUUUAUUUUUUUGCUGAGCGGUUAUUUUAAGUAGCCUUGUGAAAUUUAAAGCUGUAUUUUGUGUGUGCCAUUCUUUUUUUGGUCUCGACAGCAGCACCUUUGCUGGGAAAUACAUUUUGCAGGUGUGCCCCUAACUCCCUUUUUUUACCAACCAAUUAUUGCAGUUUAGCACAAAAAAGCAAACCGUAUCAUGGCAUAAAUAUUUGCACGGAAUGGCAAAAGUUGUAUAAAGUAAUGUUUGAAUGUAUUUUAUAUAUUUUUUUCCAUCUUCAGAAUAUCCUUUUUACUCGUAAACCCUCAUGUCCUACAAGUUAGUGCAUUCUGUCAACCUCUUGAAUUUUAGUUUACAGGUGAAAGCCCUAUUCUAGUUCAUAUCUACAAAUGCAAUAAUUUCUGCUGCAAACUCCAAAACCUGUAUAAAUCAUUCAGCCAUCACUACAUGUUAACUACUUGACAGCACAGUAUCCUUCCAUUCCAUAUACCUCUUUCAGAGAGGCAGGUACAGUGUGCCUUCCUUUCACAGAACAAGUAGACGUGGAUGGCUGUGUAACUGCCAAUGUGACAGUCAGGCUUCGCAAGGAAUCCUAAGAUUCUCUAGUCCAAGCCAUUCAGUUUUGUUUUUUUUCUAAAAAAGAAGUUUGAUAAGGCAAGAUUAAGUAUGUUCAUAUGAAAAUUCUAAUGUCACAUGCAGUUUAUAAAGAUCCCUUAGAUGCGUCCUCAAUAUAAUUUUUUUUUUUUGUCCUUCUGCCCAUAUCUACCUGGUUCUCUCUCUCCAAUCAUCAAAUCUUUCAUAUAUAGAAAUGUAAGGGCAGGAAAUUAUAAAACUGUCUGAGCAGGUAACAGGAAAUUAUUGGACUGUAUAAGGCUGUUUAAUAUCAACAAAUAUUGCUGCUCACUGUGAUCAUUCUUUCAUUUCUAAAACUCAGUGCCUUUCCUUGUUUUUUUUUGUUUUUUUUAAAUUAAAAAUAAAAUGUAUUUAUGCAUGCAGGUGAGUAACAAACUAUAAAUACACAAGAUCAGCUUGCAUAAAUCAUUCACACAGUAAAUUACAUGAUGAUAUACCCAGUUUUCCUUAGACUUUGAAAAAGUAGAUGGCUAUGCUAAAAGUUAGAUCCUAAACAUCAUGUAGCUUGCAGAGCCUAGAAGCUGUGAGUAUUCCCAAAGGUGAGACUUCAUAACCCUCAAGUGGGGGGUGGAGUAUUAAUCACAAUGCCUGCUAGAUUAAGUAGUAACAUAGUGAGAAGUAUCAAAUCUAUAUAAGUGAAGUUCCAUUAAGAACUACUGGGAAAGUAGAACAGCCUACUAAACUGUAGACAAAGUAUAAAGACAAACAUUAUGGCUUUAUAAUGGGGACCUUUUCUCAAAAUAAGCAAUUGGAAGAGUGUCCUCAGCCAAGAACAGUUAAACUGCUAGGGAUGAAGACUGGAACAUUGUCCAUGUGCACGCAGAGCGUAUCUCUGAGUUCGAUGCAGCUGGGGUAGAAAUGCCAAGAAUUUGGAGAAAGCUGGUAGCUUCUUCCACAGUGUAGCAUUGUUCCUCCUCCCUCCGCUGUUGACAAAUAAGGACCAAGGUGUUCUCCAUCUAUGUGGACUAGCAGAGUCUCGUAAUUGUUUGGUCACUGCUUUGAAAGAGCAUGCCACUGUAGAGUAGAGCAACAUAGAUGGUUAAAAAUAUAAAGAAUGUUACUCAAAAAUAAAAGUAGUGUGUCCCAUUACUGAAUUCAGGAGCAUUUCUUUGUUGCUGUAUGUUUGAAAGCAUACAAUGACAUCUUGCAGUGCUCAGAAUUGAGUUUGGCGGGUCUGGGUAGUUGGUAGAGCCCUCCCAGUAAAAAGCCCUUAUUUUGCUUGGGUUGCAGAAGCAAAUAGCAUAGACUUCAUAAACUGGAGAAAUUCUCACACCUCAUUGCACUGCCAUGUCUUGUCUACAAGUUGGUCUUUAGUUGUAAGUAAUGAACAGGUUGUGCUGAGCUGUUAAAAUAGAAAUAUAGACUACCCAGGUGCAGUGAAUAUACAACAAAUCAAAAAGGUAAUUACCCCAUUUUUUCAUGGUAUAGUAGGAUUCCUCUUAAUCCUCAUAUAAUCAACAAAAACAAAUAUACCUAAAAAUAUAACCUGGAAAGAAUUUAUAGGGUAAUAAAGUUUAAGUUUAAAAGACCCCCAGCGUUAAAAAUUGCUCUCACAGGAUAGCAGUUUCAAGCUCAUCAAUCAUAGAUGUCACCAGGUUCAGCAAUAUUCAGCAUUCCAAUGAUUUACGUGAAUAUAAAUUAAAGAGACCAUAGUGCAACACUGCUGAAAAGUAAAAAAAUUACAUGCUUUAAUGAUCACACUUACAAAGUGGAAAUGGGUCACAAGCCCAUCAAAUGUGAUCUCCAGUCCAAUUCUGACAAUAUCAGUGGCUGGAACUUACACAAAAGUCUUAGGCUAAAUAAAACAGCAGGAUACAAAUAAAAACUCUAAAGUAAGUAAAAACUGACUCUAUGCGUUUUGUUUAACAUAUAGACUUCUUCAGGAGUACACACAGUGCUAGUAAGUACAUCAAUAAAGUGCUAUAAUAUGUAAAACAGGAGCUGCAUCUUUUAAAUCUCCCUCUUUCGGCAGUUCACCAAUCGCUUCUCGUGUGUUUUUUACUUGUUCCGAUUGCCAUAGUCCAUAUAGAUGACGUCAAUGUAUUCCUGGCACUAGCGAUCCCUUGCGCCCUUCUACCCGGUAAAUAAAAGGGUUAAAAACCCUUUAUUUACUUACCUUAUCUCAGCGCCGAUGUCCAUAGGCGCAGGGUCGCAGCUCUGUCCCGCAGCAAAUGCUGUGCACGCAUUAGACCUCCCCAUAGGAAAGCAUUGAAUCAAUGCUUUCCUAUGUGGAAAAAUCUGACACUGGGGGUCCUCGUGCAGAGCAUAAUCGACCAAAAGUCUGUUUGGAUUCCGGAAGCCCUCUGAGGGCAGACUUAGAGCUGCAAUGUAAACAUUGCAGUUCUUUGGAAUGGCAAUAUUUAGCAUCACAGCACCCAGACCACUUGAAUGAGCUGCAGUGGUCUGGGUGACUACAGUGUCCCUUUAAUCCGGACCUCCUGCACAUCCGUCUUUAAUGAGACCUGUGAGUGUAUCCAGUUUUUUUUUUUAAAGUGAUCAGUUCAGCAGUGAAGAAGGUUUUAAUAUCAGACAUUAAGCUGGCGAUGUCCGUUUUAGUGGCCAAAUUCAGGUUCUGGUCAGGCAUGGCUGGUAUAGAACUCCCAUGAGACCAAGCUAGAACGUCUGACAUGUUUUCACUUUCAUCAUCGGAGGCAGGCAGAGAAUAUGAGAUGUCCUAGCCAGGUCAAAAAUAAGCAGGUAAGUACUUUAAUAAUUGCUCAAAAGCAGGCAAAGGAUCUAGCACUACGCUGGCUAGCUCCACCCCCACCCCCUUAAAAGGAAUGCCUCAAAUGUUUUAUGACUGCAGAGCUGUCUGCUUUCAUUAUUCAUUCACAAGCCUUGUUUAUCUAGCCUCAUUUCUAGCUGUUCUGCUUAGUGUUGGAUUAUUUAAUCCUUGUUGGUAGGAUAGUUGUGAAAACAUUUAGAUGUUAUCUGCCUCAUUCCAGCAUAUAACCAGUCAUGAAUUUAAAAUUCUGGGUUUCAAAUUACAUCAACUUUUUAUAUUUUAAGCAUAGGUUUAUUUUUUUGUUUGUUUUGUACAAUAUUGGUAAAUUGAAUUGGACAUGACAGUGCUGGAGUAACUUGCCAGGAGCAACACAACAUUAAACAAUUUUUAUGUUUUUAUUUCUAGUGUCCCACCUCUACUGGGUAUAGUGCAAAGUAUAAUCACUAUUGACGACCAGUCCAUGCCAAAUUGACACCGUAUCUCCUGCAGUCAAUAGAACUUUUAUACUCCCAUUUACUUGAAAUGUUUAGGUGUGUGAGGACACUAACAUCUACAAAGAUAAAUUGCAACUUGCAACCAUGAAAGGGCAGUUUCUACAGCAUGCAAUUAUAUAUAAUUUUUAGUAGGGAAAUUGUAAACAAAUGUAUACUUUUAUGUUUUUACUUAAAAUUAAAGGGAAUCUGUAGGCACCUAGAUCCCUGCAUCUGGUGUUUUGCUCCUGCACUGUAAAACAUUGUUGUUUUAGAGAUGCAUUCAGGUUUACAUUGCAGGGUCAAAGAUACCUCUAGUGGCUGUCACACAGGCACAUAAAGGCUCAGAGGAGCCAAAACGUUGUCUCCACUUCCUUGUUUCAAAGAAAGACUGCCUUUUAGAAGAAACUUCAGGUGUGCCUGGAUAUUUUUUUUUAUUUUAUUUUUUUAUUUGAUGUCUUCAGGGAUAGGCCCUCCUUUUCUGGAGCAGCAUGCAGGAAGUAUUCCCCCCCACCCCCUGCCAAUCUGGACAACAAUGAAAGGCUGAGAAUGGGUUAACAAAGCACUUCAUGACUGCCAUCUGUGUUGGAUUUUAGUUCUUUUUUUUACUCAUACUAGCUUGUAUAUUAACAUUUAUAUAAUUUUUAUACAUUUUUCUGGUAUGAACUGACCAUUUUCUAUAAUCUAUCUAAUUUUACCUAUUGAGUAAGUGUGUCCUAAAUUUGUUUUUUCCCUUCCACAGGGAAUUUCUUGGUAGUCCAGAACCGCAGCAGUAAUACCACCAGCCUUACGCAGACUACUUUGCUGUCCUUUGGUAUGAAGACCUGUGGACCACCAUGCUUGCUUACACUGAAAAAAACAGAGCUUUGGAUUUGCCACAGCAGCGAAAAUCUUGCUUAAACUUUUCAUUGGGACCUAAUCCAUUCCAGGGUCGUUGAGCUAAAAAAAAAAAGUUAAUGAGAUUUCGAGUAUGUUUUAUCUUUGGACCAUAGUAGUCUACGUACUAGUAGGGGGAAUAAUCUGUACUGUGCAUAUGAUGCAGAGUUGGUAAAAGAACCUGUUUAUCUCCGUGGCAUUUAGAAGAAUCCACCUAAUGGACUUGCUGCUUCUACAAAAAGUAAUGAUCCACCUGGACAGAUCCAGAAGUCUGAUCUGCCUGUUUUAUCUGCUACAGAACAGGUGGCCACCAAAAGGAAAAAAACUCAUGUCUCCUAUCUAUAAUAAUUGUGAGAGCUGCUUUAUUUUGGUGAUUGGGUUUGCACAUGUCAGAUGUCCCAUUAAGAUAUCAUGCAUGCAUUUGGGAUGACAAGUCUCUAAGAGGUUGUUAUUGGCAAAGUCGCUGUCCCAUAUUUGCGUUGCCCAAAGUCAGUUCAUGGGUUUGAAAGCUUUCAAACUUCAAUUUUACUCAAGUAGAUGCCUCUGAAAGGUCAUAUCCAUACAUGUGAGCAUGAAAUCUUAUAAGUUGCACGUUUAUUUAUUGUUAAUAUUGGGGAAAUUUUACUUUUUUUUUUUUUUUUUGUGGGGGGGAGGCAGUUAACGGGAUUUUAAACAGCGGUAAGUUAGGGUGUACUGUACAGUUGAUAAGUGGGGGAUAAUGUAAACAAUGGGUCAAAUCAGAAUUGUAAGGCUUUGGAAGUUGGUUAACAAAAACUGCUUGCAACCAAACACAACCUAUGACAGGUUUUUGUAAAUUGUAGUUUUAAUCUCAACAUGCCACCUUGAUGGCAAUGGCCUCCCACAAAAUGCCAUAUCCUGAAUUAGUACAUUUCACAAGUCUUAAGCAUCUAACAAUAUUCAAUGCCCAUAAUAUUAUCUUUAACGUACAUCAACAUUUUGUAUACAGACCUUGUAUUUGUUUCCUGUGGGUGGAGGGGAACACUCCUACAGCACUGAUGCACUGCACUAUUCUAAACUUAGAGGUCCAAAUGCAGUGUUUAUAUUGACAGUGAGUACUGCAGCUAAUAGCUUAAACUAUGAAGAAAAUGUGUUGCAUACUUUGUACCAAAUGAAUGGACAAAGAAAUGAUUUCUGACUGUUUAAAGUCUCAUAUCAUCCUACGCUGCAAAAAAAACUAAUCCAUCAGAUUUCAUUCUCCCAAGCCUCCCUCUUGCUGCUGUUGAUCCAAAUGUUUUCCAGUUUUUUUUUUUUCCAGAGAGGGGGGAAAAAAGCAAUUGGAUUGGCAAGAUUUUUAUCUUAAGUUAUAUAUUCUACUUUGCUAACACAUAUAGCGCCAUAAUUAAGGCAUGCAUAGAAUCUGAUGGAAUAACCUAUCUAGUGAAUACCUGUAUCUUUUCUUUUCUAAAGAACAGUUUAGCUGCUGUAAGUUGUGGGGGAGGGGAUACCAUCCCUUAAAAAUAUCAAGAUAUUUUGUUCUUUUUAUUGACCCUGUAUGUUUGCGUAAUGUUUUGGGGUCAAAUUUUUUUUUUUUUUUUUCACUCCAUAUUGCACUGCAUAAUCAAGGAUUUAUGAAGAGGCAGAUUUAUUGAUUUAGAUUAAUUUGAAAAUACCAAGACCUGGUGGGUGUUUUUCAAAGUGUAUUAAAAGUGGUCUAAAGUACUAAAAGGGAGGCAAACACCAUGGGAAUCAGUGGGACCAGUAGGUGUAUGCAGUUGGUGACUCCUUCAAUUUAUGGCUUUGACCACCUUUUAGAAAACACUUUGAUAAUCUCUGUUUUUAAUAUGCCCUAAAUUAAAUAAAUGUGUGUGCUAACCUUUUAAACCUGAGUUAGUGUAGAAAGAAAAGCUGUAUGUACAAAUACAGCCACUAAAAAGUAACAAUAAAACCCAUAAUGUUAGACACUCUUAAACUCAUAGUACUGUAUUUACUAAAUAUAAAAUUGUGAUUUUAUUUAUAUUUAAUUUUUUUGAGGGGGAUGUAGUUAUAAGUAGGGCACUAUUCAACAAGUAAAUGAAUGAGAUAUGAAGUCUAUUCUUCUACAUUUGGUAUUCUGUCCAAUGAGUUGCGCAAUUUUACCCUUGGUUUACUUGCGGUUGUUACUGUAUUCUGGUGCCUAUUAGACAGUCACCAUGUCACUUCCAUGUUGUCUUAAUUCUUUAGUUUUUUUUAUUUUAUAUUUCUAUGGCACUUUCAAUUUUUUUUAUCUUUUUAACAGACUGGUUAAUUCUUUUUGUUUUUUUUAUUUUGAGUGUUAGAAUAUUGAUUAAUUGCAUCUCUCUCCCUCCUUCCUAUGUGUACAUUCCGAAAAUCUAACUAAAUUAGAGCAGUAAUUGGUGGAAGACUAGCACAGCCCACAUACGCUAACUUUGCCGUUGUAUUUUGCAAAGGUUGCAGUUCCUCUUAAAGAUCAGUUGAUACAAUAGUUUUGUUCCUCUUAAAUCCUCUUUCAAAUAACUUUUGCACCACAAGUGUUUGUUUUCCUUUUAUUCUGAUUAUCAAUGUCUUUUAGGACAUAAGCGAAUAAAAGGUUAUUUUCUGGACUAAUAAAAUUGUGUCUAGCUCAGUGAGCAUAGACCUUUAUUAUACUUAAUGAUUGUCCUUUCCCAGCUAAAAAAACAUGGUUGCAAUGGUAGGAUUGGAAUCCUUAAGUCUCACCAUGACCAUAUUUUGGUGGUCUGUUGUGGAUCACUCCAAACACCUAGAGUACUUUAGCUUGCUAAAGUGAUUUGUGUGAAGUGUGUCCUUUCUUUCCAUUUUACAGAGAGUGCGUAUUUUAAUAGAAAUCUGGGUGCAGUAAAAUAAUUUAGUGGGGAAUGGAGAUCUGUAUACAGUGGUGAUGUGGAAGGUUGCAGUUGACAUACAUUAUAAUAUCUGGUUAGCCAGUCUGUUUUUAUGUUACUUUCUUGCUGUCAUCGUGUAAUUUUGACAUCCCAAGCAAAGAGGUAAGCAUAUUAUUUGUUUGUGGAACUCUGAAUGAUUGUCACAAAUCAGCGUACUAUAACAAGUGCUGCAAGCAUACACAUUGCUGUGUACUAGACAUGUGAAGAAUGUUAUGUGGGGUUUAAACACAUAACACCGACAAUAAUUAAUACAGACCGUGUCAUACUCUAUACAAAGCAGUGAAAAAGCUUUGAGAUCCUUUUCGAAUCCCAGUAAACUGAUUUGAGGUUACAUUUACUGGUUUGCACUUUGUGAAUUGGUAUAAGUUGGCCUCCAAACUAAAAAAUUUAAUCUUAAUUACUUAAGCUUGCUGGCAGUCCUCUAGCAUUGUUGGCCUACAGCAGUUUAGGCAUUUGCUAAUUAAGGAAGAGAUCUUUUUCACGAGUUUUUAUUUACUUUCUAAUAACCAUUUACAGAGUUAUUUUCAUGAGAUAUAAAGUACCGUACUUGCAUACUUUUAACAAACUGAGAAUAAGCUUAAUCAGUGUUUCAAGAUUAAAUGUGUUCUCCAAAGAACCCUUUGUUUUUAAUUCCGUAUCUAAACCAAUACCUUUUUAUUGCCAAGUAAUUCCUGCUGACCUGACAAAGGCUCUGUUGGAGCUGAAACCUUGUCUUGAUAGAUGACAAAUAAACCGCAUUUAAGCCACUUUAAAGACCAGGUGCGGCACUAAUGUUUCUUGUGUUGCAGCUGCUUGAGAUGUUAUACUUAUGUCACAAAUCUCAUUUGUGCAUCUCUAGUGUACCGGUUUGAUAAAACACAAUCUUUAAAUGAACACUCCAGGCUCACUAACCACUACCGCCUGCUGUAGUGGUUAUGGUGCAACUGCUCAGUCCAGCAAUAAGAUUUUAAAUAGUUUUUAGCAUGCUUUGACAUUUGCAUUGGUUGUGUCCCCUCUAUCUGGUCUUCUCCAGCAAGAGAAUCUAAAGAACAAGGCGGGCCCUGCAGGACUGCGUUCAUUGUCUGAGAGGGUUUACUGAGCAUUGACGUGGACGUGGUGCUUUGCGAGUUCCUUUUAAUGAAUGUUGGCUAACUGCCAUGCCCAUAGGUCAUGUAAAACUCCUUUAACACUCCCAGUAGAAUCUCUAAGAUGUCAGUAUUGCUCAAUACACUAAUGUUAAUGCACUCUCCUGCCAUAGUGUGGUUAAUAAAACCAUUGUUCAUACUAAUUCGGCAGUAGCAUUCACAAGGAUGUUAAACCCUCAGGCAUUUUUAUCUUAAGAUGUUUUUUCACAUUGUUACUGUACAGUCCUGAUAGGUAUUGCUGACUAGAAAAUGUUGACCUUUAGUCUGCACUUUUGUGGUAAAUUUUCUUUCCCAGCUGGCUGUUUAAGUGCAGUGUACCCUGCAUGGUAGAAAAUGUGGAGCACUCGACUCCUACAAUUUACUCCUGCUUCUGUAGCAAGACACUUAAUUGCAUUUUUCCCUUAAAUUUUUUUUAUUUUUUUUUUAAUAGCAGUAAAACAAGGGUUUGAAUAAUCCAUAUUGUAUGUUUAUAUGUUGGAUUAACUCCUCCAGGACCCAAGUUAUACAGAUCCCUUGAAAUGUUUAAUGCUGGCAUGCCUUUGGUCCUGGAGGGGGUUUAGAAGAAGCCUGAACAUGUUCUGUUUUUUUUUUUGUUUUGUUUUUUAAAACACUGUUUUAGGGCUGACAAGUGGGGUGGAAAUUUACCGACCAAGCAUAAAUGUCUUAUACCCAUGUAUAAAUCAAAUAAACCUAACAAUCUCAGCUUGAUAUAUAAGGUUUUUGUUUCUUUUGUGAGUACUUGAUCAAACUAGUUCCAGUUCUAAAGCCCUGUAUAGACAGAAUGGUUUUAAUCCUUGUGUUCCACAGUAGGUAUUAUGUAUAAUACGCCUUAGAUGGGCUUGUUGUAAUGUAUCUCUUGACCUAAAAUGCCAAUAUUGGGUAAUAUGGUCAGAACUUGUAUAAUAUAUCACAAGCAGAACC